Xyrichtys novacula (pearly razorfish) is the source of this 95122-nucleotide messenger RNA. The record is from the annotation of a GenBank genome assembly. Lineage: Eukaryota; Metazoa; Chordata; Actinopteri; Labriformes; Labridae.
AAAAACAAACAGAACAAAAAACACAUAACUAUACACCGAUAAAAAAAUGUCUGUAGAUUAAGACUAAGUACUGCUUAUCUUUUUAUAACAAUAGCUUAUUCCUAGGCAGCAUUAGUUAAGAGUGUGAAAUAAAAGUAAUAUGCCUAUAUUUCAAUUUUUAAUACAUUUUAAAUGCAUUUUUAGCUGCUAAAAAUAACCCUGAAUAAAUUUAAUUAUCAUUUAAAUGAACUUUACUUUGAAAGUCAAGUCCGGAUGUAGUAUCUGUUUCCAAUGGUCCCUUGACGUUGUGCAGAGAGGCGGGGGAUUGCGAACAGACCGACUUGACUGGAGGUCUGCUGCGGACUCAGUCGGAGCCGCCGACACUGAAUUAGGUGGGAAAAGUUCUCGCUAACUACCUCCACGGUUUUCACGGGGCUCGGAUAGGCAGCUGCAGAGUAUUUCAAGGUGAGUAUGUUUCAUGUUUGUGUGAGGGUUUCUGCUGGUGUGGUCAGCGCCAGGCUAUUGGCUUCUGCCGGAGUUACUUUGUUGCUAUGCACGCUGUUGCAGAUCGGAGGGUUUGUGAACCUGCAGUGCUUUUGUCCAAGCACGAAGCAGCUGUAAAAUGUCACAAAAAUGUCUCCAAGUGGCAUUUAGUCACAAUUUAAAACAUAGAUUUUUCGUGUAGGAUAUCUAACAGACUUGUAAAAUAACAUAACGUGAUCGCAUCAGCUUGUGGGGCUCGCACCUUCUGCUUUCUGGGGCUUAUUUCCUCGCGGUGUGUUUGGCUGUGCGUCCCCGUCAAAGGGGGGCUUUCUCCGGCAGUCACGUCCCUGCCCCUUCCUCAGUCCUGGGAAUUUCUGAUACCGAGUCAGAGCCCUUUGUUGUGAAUGCAUAUGGAUUAAACUCCUUUGUGUUGUAUUUCUGCAGUCUGAGGAUGGCUGGGGGGGACCCUGCCCCCACCUAUGCCCCCCCCCUUCAUCAGCACUACCCGCCCCAGGCAUGCUUUGGCCACUCAGUGCCCACAGUUUAUAGACCCAGUGUGCUUGUUUGGGGUGCAUAAUUACAAAAGCACACUGUUUUCAUGCACUGCAGAUCCACAUAUGCCGCAUAUAACCCGCAGAGAUGGAGUGAAAUGCAGCAGCAGCAGCAGCAGGAGCAGCAGCACAUGUUGGAGUGGAUGCUGCUCGGCCACAUCUGUUUUGAAUGAAGCUCAGGGACAAAGGCAGUUCCAGUCUCAGGGUGUUUUGCUGCUACAGUGGCUGGUCUGCAGAUGUAUGCAGACAAAAGCACAGGUCGUGAUCUCUGCGCUGGUGCAUGAUUUUCAUCCAGCUGCACCCAUGAUUGAGUGCUCCUUUUGAGUCACAUGUUGGAGUGUUUUUACAAAAGCACAUUUUCAAGUGACCCUGAUAUCUAUGUAUUGCUGUUACACAACAGAGUCAGCAUCAAAGCUAUGCCUGUAAGAGGAUUUCACGUGAGUUUUUUUUUUAUCUCCCACCUAUAUGGUAAUUUUUUUUCAGGGGGUCAUUCCUGUCUUCAGUUGUUGUUAUGCAUUUGAACCUUUUUGAGAAAAAUGGACCUAGACACCUGUUUAAAGAAAGGACAGAGUCAAAUUCCCUUUGCCGUUGAGUCUGAAAACAGAGGCAACACAAUGAACAUAAUCAGUGUGACGACCGCCAUACAUGUAGAGAUUUUAAACCACUGCUUUAUGAGUGAGUACAUGUAAAAACAAACAUUUAUGGGCAAAAACCAAACCCAAAAAAGAUGGCCAGACUCUGUUUCUUCUGUAUAGAUUCUAGUCUCUAAAUCACAGCUGUUGAGCCAACAUGUUUCUAAAGAUGAGCAGCAUUAUUUGGGCACUGAGCAACAAGUUGGCCAGCAGCAGACUCCCCCUGAGGCUUUACUUUGCUCCAACACCGUGCACUGACUGGGUUUCAGUUCCAGUGAAAUUUACUCAGUCUGGUCCUCUGCCAGAACAACACAGAAGCAGUCUAGAGAGAGGGAGAGUGGGGGAGUGUGGUUGUAAAUUUUUGGCGUAUUGUGACUCAAGAGUCAGGUUGAAUCCACGGUUAAAUAUCAGUGGAAGGGCCUCACAAACCAGCAGGGCUUCAGGUUUCUAAUACGUACACUGUUGGUCCACAUUUGAUUGUUCUCUUUCUUUAAACUCCUUCACUUUUUCUGCCCAGAGUAUAUUGUCUGUUUAUAUCAGCUGACCAAUUUAUUCAGACUAUAUCGGGCACCAGAUAUGAGCAUAAUUGUGUAUGUUUUCUGAAAUUGUUCGAACUUUUUCAACAGAACAUUUAAUGUUGAUUCAGUUCAGUUCUUGUUGAUUCAGAAAUAGUGUGUAGUUUUCUUAGAUUGGUGCUCUCUGACUUUAUAUUUUACAAUCCUUGCAUUUAAAUGUAGCAGCGCAUUGCAGCUGGGCAGAUGGCAGUCCACUGCAGCAUUGGGAUAAAUCAUGUAAAAUAAUGUGAAUGCUCCUCUUGUGAUUUACUUUCUUUAGUUAUGUGCAUCUUCAUAUAAGUGUGUCUCCAAAAAUCAGUGUGUCCCAAAGACUAACCCCCAAAAAAAUCUAAUUGAAGAGAAUUAUCUUGAUAAAACCAGUACUUCUUUCAAAUCUCCCAGAUUAAUGAGGCUCUGUUAUUUAGCGCUUUGACCUGGAUUUGGUUAUACUGGGGAAAAUAUUUGGCAGCUAAAGGGCCUGUGUCCACUGGCAUUUGCCAGAGAAAAUGUAAAAAUAAUUGACAGAAAUUUGUCGGUAGCAUUAGCAACAGCUCUCAACAUGCAAAUUUUACUCUGAAAAACAAGUGUUGGUAGUUUCUCUUCCAAAUGACCUCUGCCACUGUUGUUGACAAAGUAGAAGUCAGAAGUCUGACUCCCUCAUAAUACAGAUAAGUCAAUGCAUGAAGAGUUACACCGAUAGAUGGCUACGUUCCUAUAGUUGAACUAUUUAAAUUUCGAGUGCUGAGAGCGCAGCAACAAAACAUCCAGAUUCUGGGAGUGUUCGUGUUUAUGGUUUAAUUCUGAGCUUCAGUGCCUUUAUUGAGAGGACAGGUCAGUUGGUAGAGAGAAAACUAGAAGAGAGAGUUGGGUAUGACAUGCUAAAAAAGGAGCACAGGUUGGUGCUGAACCUGGGCUUCCUGCUUUUUGCACUGUUGCCUAUGACAACAGAGUUUGCAAUUUCAUAACUACACCAAACUGGUGCUCCCUUGGAGGGUUUUUUGUUAUUGUAUUUAGGAGGCUGAGUGCUAAGAACGGUGGUUUGUUUUCUGUUGAAAAUUGGCACUGCCGGCACAAAAAUGCCAUUGGUGGACACAGGCCCUUAAUAUUUUUUUUUAUUUUUGCAAUGUUAACAACAAAGGAUCAGCACAGCAAACACAGAAGAAUAGAGAAAAAAUGAGUGGGGAAAUAAAGUCCAAAUGAAAUAAAACUAAACUAUAAUGAAAAAUCCAAAACUAUUGUAACCUAGCUGCCAGGUGCUAACUGUAGGUAAAUUAUCUUUUUGGCAAGUAAUUCUCUGAGGUCUUUAUGUCAUGUGUUUGGUAAUUGUUUUUUUUACCAUAUGCAUAAAUAGUAUUUAUGUUAUUAAAGGAAAAUCAGAGCUGAAUUUUGAUCAUGUUUUGGUGUAGUUAAAAUAUCUGUCUCCUGCUCCUCUGCUGUCUGCAUGUCAGAGCUUCACAGGGUUGGGAGAUUCAUAAACUUAAGUAUAUAUGCUUCAGCUUUUGCUCUGGCUCUCUUCAAGUUUGUAUUCAACAUAAUAUAUCAUAUUAAGUGCACUGAAACAUACACACUAUGGCUGUCUGGUGGACUGUUGCCACACUAUGAGCAUACUUUCAAGUGACUGGACAAUCAUGUGUUAACUGGCUGAUGAAGUUGUGUUGUCAUUUUGCUUGGCACUGUGUGUUGAUUUAUUUUAGUCACCAAGAUAGCUGCCAGGUAUGAUGCCAUCACAGUCUGUACAUUGGUUAUUAUUUCCUGAUUGAAAAAGGAAAGAGUUUCUUUUCAGUCAUGACGUAAUUAUUUUAUUUUUUGCACAUCAUGAUGAGAGCAGUUGGCAGCACCCUCUUUUUCCCACUUUAGUAUACGAUCCUUAUGUUGGGUAUCUGAAGUUCAUCUCACUUCAUGAAACCUCUCAUUGUUUCUCACCAUUUUACUUAUUGCAGGUUUGAUGUUAUAAAUCAGUACACUAAGAUAAAACUGACAUCUGAUUGAGUGCAGUUUGAAAGUACGCUGUGAACUCAGUGUGCGGAGGCUGGGACGGUCGCGGUCAUGUAACAUCACUGAUUGUCCUGUUAUCAUGUGCGUGACUCCAUGUUCUGACAGACGCCUGACUGCAUCUCUGGCACCUCUACCAUGGUGUGACUGCAGAUAGUGUGUGAGUGGCGUUAGAGCUCGGGUUACACGAGGAUGAGUCCAGUGCUCACACAAACACUCACACAAACUAUAACAGAACGUGUCUGUUCCUUGAGAGGCAGUCAUUCAUAAAGACUUGGAUGUGUGUGACGUCAUGGCUGGAGUGUGUGUUUGGGACUCUGCUGCUGUCAGGCACACACUAAAAGCCUGGUAUGAUGUAACAAGUGUGCGUGUGCAUCAUGGUGAUAAAACAAAAACUAUUUUAGCCUGUAAUGAACAUGCGCCUCAUCUCUCACGGGCUUUAACUCAAGCCCAGACGGCUCUCACCGCCGUAAAUCUAUUCUUGGAGUGUAGCUGUCAGUCUGAACGCCAGGGCCUGUGUACAUAUUCCUUUACAUAAGGACGGGCCCCUUAUGGACUCAGCCUCGUGUUCUCACGCCUCACUAAAAGCACCUGCUUUUGCUGCCAGCGCAACCAGGAUGUCAGGCCAAGGCGACUUCUAUUUUAAGGAAGAAGAAGGAGAAUCUGAUAUGAGAGGAGCAGCGGCUCAGGAGCAGCUCCUCCGCUGUGGGAGCGUCCCGGUUAUUUAUUUAGGUUGACCGAUGCAGGGAGACUCUCUGACAGACAGAUCAAUGACAUGCCUCAUCCCAAAACAAACCGUGCAGGAGAGGAGAGGGCCCAGCUGUCCUCUGGCUCACACUGACUGUGUUUGAUAUAUCUGGAACAUCCCCCUAAGCUUUUCAAAGAUUUCUGACUGGGAGCUGUAACUGAAUAAAUGUGCUGCAGAGCUUGGUGAUAAAACAUCCACAGAAACCCUGCUACUAAAUCAUGAUGAAAUGUAGCCAGUGAUGAACUUCAGACAUUUUUCAAAUAGAAUUACACUGAUUUAGUCGUAAACGACAGUGGGAAGAAAUGCAACAACAGCCGGCGAACCCACAGCUAUUAAACCUUACAAUAUUUACAACAGACCACAUCCUAGCUGUUACAAGUUGUGUCUCUUGUGUAUCUUGGUUUUUAACAGCUUGAUUUAACUUAGCUGUUUUAGUCACUUAAGGUUGGGAAGUGAAGAGAGAAAAUGCUGAACAGAAGUUGGCAGCAGCUAAGCUAGCAGCCCCCAAAACAUUCAUGGUACAUGUGCCUAAAUUGAAGAGUAGUUGGUGUUUUCAUUUUUUACGGGUAUGAAUGAGAGCUAGGUGUUGAUUGAAUUUCUGUUUCAAUUACAAAUCUGGCUCCUCAAAAUCAUGAAAAACAAGAUAAUUAAGAUAAAACAACUACUUUACCACCUGCUGUGUUGUGCUAAUUUGGUCUUAUGUGGUGAAUGGAGUGCUCUCUCUCUCCCUCGUUUCCUUCACAGGAGAGCAUGUGGUCUACCCCUCCUCCCUUCAAACAGUUCAAACUCCAACUAUGGAGAGUGAGAAGGAGAGGGUGCUACAUCCAAGGCUGGACUGGCAAUCUGGCAUACUGGGCAUUUUUCCGGUGGGCCAACGCACCAGGAGCUGGCAGGCUGAAAUAGGUCAUUCACAGAAGCUCAGAUCAGUGUGCAAAGUUUGAGACAAGUUGUGGAUGGGGAAACUGUGUGAAGUGGAAACAGUAGUACAAACAAUCAUGCAGCCACAAGUAAGGAGAGAUGUAUAUGUGUAGCACUGCUAAGGAGCGGAGCUAGAAGAGCAGGUGUGUAUUAGUAAAUCAGAGGAACAGUACAAGCAUGCUGUACCAAACAGGAGCGUAUUCGAGAUAUUCUGAGGCACAGUCUAUGCAACUUUGCUAAAGACAGGAUAAAAGUCUGAAGGUAACUGAUGUCAGAGUGUUUGUCAAGUAUAUGCAGGUAAAUAACCACAUGUCUUUGCUGAAUACACACUGCUCUGGUUAGGUGGUUAUAUGCCAGUUUGAGCAGACACAGCGAACAGCACAACUUGAAGGGAUAUUCCAACAUAAAUUUAAAUUAUGGUCAAACACAUGGUAACACUGAGUAAGACACCCCCACGAGAGAUGAAUGUUGCUGACUGCUUGCUUAUGUAGUUAUACCAACUUCAGCAACGACCUCAACCCUCAACCAAAAAGCCACUCUAUAGCCACAAAUAAUGCUCAGAACAGCACCUAACUUCAUCAACAGUACAUAUAGGGUCCUAGCCAUAGUACUAGCCACCAAACAUCUUUUUAGCGUUGCCUGGUUUCUUAAGCAAAGAGAUUAAACACAACUCACCCUAGUGCUGGACGAUAAUUCGAUAACAAUAUAUAUCGAUCGAUAGACGUGUGGUGCGAUAGAAAAAAAACGGGUCGAUAAAAAGUUCGAUAGAAAAACACAGUUUCCCUUUCUUUUUCAUCAUAGCCUAUCAUGUAGCUUUUACUACAGUCAUUACUUCCUCCCAACCAAUCACAAACGCAGACCCAGGUACGCUACGGCACCAAGCCCAGCCCCUCUCAAACAACAACAGACAGCACGUGUAUUAGAAAAAAUGAUACAGCAAGGAGAAGCGGAGGACAUUGUCCCGAAAAAAGGUUUCAGUAGUUCACCAGCAUGGCAAUGUUUUGGUUUUUAGAAGUCUGACAAAAAGCGAACAGCGGUCGUUUGCAAAAUUUGCAGAGAAUUAGUAAAAACGAAGUCUGGUAACACAACCAACUUGUUUUACCAUCUAAACCGAUCGCACCCGCAGGAGUACGAGCUGUGUCGGCCGCGCCGCGGCUCCACGUCAUCGUCGGAGGAAUCCUCUGGAACCGCUGCCAGCACCAGCACGAAGCAUGUGAAGCAGACCAAACUGGACUUCGUUUCUUGCCAAAAUACGACAAAGCGUCCGAGUGGCAUAAGGACAUCACCCAUGCAGUAACAUGCUCCAUAGCGAGGUACAUACUGCCAAUAACUACCGUUGAAAAGCCUGGCUUCAACCAGCUUCUAGCCACUCUCGACCCGCGAUAUGAAGUGUCCGGCCGCAAGUAUUUUUCUGAUUGCAUUCCAAGUCUAACUCGGUGUUACUGUGUGUUCAACCAUAGCUUAAAUUUAUGCCGGAAUAUCCCUUUAAUGCCCACUUUCUGUAUCAGAGUACUGCCAAAAUGCGUCCUGCAUUGACUCGUCAUCUGUCAUCUAUGUUUGUUUACAUCUGAGUGGAGCUUCAUGGCUUCAUGGCAUUAGUUUCCACCAGUGUUGGGUGGCUGCAGACCUAACAUAAGACCAUCAUUUUGGGCCUAAAGUAUUAAGAAUGUAUUAUUAAUUUGUUUAACUGACUUGUAUUUCUGCUGCUGCUGACUUGGCAUGGCGUUAUUUAGUCAGAUAAAUGCAUGCAUCCUUAGCUUGUUUUGUUUUACGUUUCACGCUGAAGUCCUUUCAUUAUAAAGGUGAAGGCUGGAAAAGUUUGUAUGAUCUUCGGAUAAAAUGCCAAAAUGAAUGUGAAGGAAAAGUUUAGAUACUUUUGCACAGUGUCAAAAUACUCAACAGUAAGAUUAUGAUGUUUAGACAGUAUUAUCAAAAUGAAGUCAAAGAAAAGAAAGAAAGUAUGCGGUGGUUUCAAACGUCAGAGCUGGACUCUAUAAAAUAAGAUACUUUAUUUUUGGAUGCAGUCUCUGAGGGAAUGUGAGCUUCAGGGAGUCAUUGUAGUCACCGGAUCGCCUGCAGGAUGAGUGUACAGGGUCAUGUUGUCAUCGCCCUCAGCUCUGCAGAGGGUGAUCAGGUUACCAGGCUGGAUACCCCGACCUGUGGUAUCGGUUAGCAGAGCAAUCAGUGUAGACAGUCUGUUGUGGUUUUUGAUGAUUACAGGGGGUGGAUACUCUGUGGUGUUAUUUACCCGACUCACCCAUGGAGUAUGUCUGUCUGGCCCCUGUCAGAGUGUGAGUGUGUUACAGUGGUAGCUCUUUGUGGUUUGGGUAGUCAGGUGACUAAGAAGUUUGGUUGUGACAGGAUCGGAGGUUUGUGAAAUGUGAGCCUGUUUUUGUGGUCUGGUUGGUGUAUUUUCAUUUGUCUCUGUUAUGUCUGGAGGGGUUUCCAAAAAUAUGAUCAUAUUUUUUUGCUGUAUCUAUAACCUAAAUUAUCAUGAUAAAUGAUAUAAACUCUCUAGAACGGACCAGUGAUUAAUUUUAUUACUUGCAAUUAUUACAUUUUUCACCCACUAUUUGAAAACUACAUGUCAGGUUCAGUGAUCCCAUCUUUUAGGAGUUCAGGUUUAUUUUCCUCUGCAGCCAGUCGCUCAUUUAGUGAGUGCAGUGGUUCACCUCUUUGAUUUAGAUUUAGUUUCUUCCAAAGGUUGGUGUUGAUUUUCAGACUCAGAAUAAACGUUUUGUCAGCGUUGGUGAUGCGGUUACCCCCUGACAUCAGUCUGAUUAGCUGCGCCUGCCUGCUCAGCUCAUUUGCAGUAACUGUAUCUCAAAGUACCGCAGUGAUAUAUCGAUUCUGCCUGACACCAAAGUGCAUAUUUUGACUUAUGGGCAAUAUCAUCCUGGACUUCCAUGAAGUGAAAUGUGCCAUUCAAAAAGUGCUGUGAUGUUGCUUUUCAUUAUAGCAGCAAGACACUGCAGCAGCUUGGCUACGGUGUGCAGAAAGAGUCAAAAUAGUGCAUGAUUCGAUAAAAUAAUGCAUUAAUUUUUGGCUUUUAUUGCAUUGUGAAUAGGAGUCAAUUGCUGACAGCAAUAAAUUGCAUAAUGCUGCAAAUCUGCAAGUGUCCAGAAAAUAAUGGACUCCUGGAAAACCUGAUGCUACAUAAGUAUUUCUAAGUUUAAUGCAAAGUUUAUUGACCUGUAAUUAAUUUUUUUCUAGCAUGUAUUUUUAAGGUAGUCUUUUUUCUUAUAUGUGUAUUUUUUUGUUAAUGCUCUAAAGACGAGAAAGAACCAAAUCAUCAGCCAGUUAAUGUCAUUUUCACAUGAUCAACCCUCCGGAGGUUGAUAUUUACUAGGGGUUAGAGAAAAAAUUCGAUCCAGCAUAGUAUUGCAGUAUUUUGUCUGGUGAUAUAAAUAUUGUAUUGUCUCAUUUAUCAAGUAUCGAUUAUUUCAAAUUACUUGCUAAUAUGAAGCCAAAUCUAUGAUAAUGGAAAAAUAAAAUCAACUGUUUGUCCAGUGAGGUUGGCAGAGGUGAUAUCAUAGAGCAGGAGAAAGUUAGUACAACAAAUAUAGCAGCACCUGGGGAGAGACAGUAGGAAUGCAAGCAGGGCACAAAUGAGAUGGACCUGACUCAUAGGGUUUGCAAGAUGUGCUACAUGAAAAUAAAAUACUGUGUAAAUAAGACACACAUAAAGGAAAGACAAAUGCUAAAUCAGCUAAACAAUUGAAAAAAAUGUAAUUGCAGUAUAUUGUAUCACAAUACUCACUGUAUUGCAAAAUGUUAGAAAUCGCAAUAAUAUCGUAUCGUGGCCCAAAUAUCUUCAUAAUGUUGAAAUAUGGGGCCACCAGUGAUUCCAACCCCUAAUAUUUACCCUGUAAUUUUUUUCUCAAUAGGAAAUCCCAAAGUCCUUUGAGGUGGUACUUUACUGAAUGAAAACAUCACUCAUGUUCAGCUGUUAUGUUUUUUAUUUGUUAGUAUCAAUAAACUGUUACAUUUUGUCAAUGUUGUGCAACCUGCUCCCUCAUUACCGGCAUCAGCCGUUGAAAACUGAUACUGGUCUGAUGUGAGUCAACCACUGCUGAAGACUGAAUAGAACAGUUUGAGAUUUAAAAUAAGGGUCUUUUGGGUUGCUGAAGGCCCGGUGGUCCAAAUACUCUACAUAGAAGCUGUUGUCCUUGUUGCAGUGGUUUCUUGUGUGAAUGACUCUUUGCUGCACGUUUUCCUCCAUCUUGAUCCCUCAUCAGCUAUCCUAGUUAAUGCUUGGUCAUGUACUUCAGCAUGUACCAUGAACGAUAGCAAAAACUUCAAGACUUUCCCCAGACCUGGAUAUGUGACAUUUGACUGCCUUUCUGUGGGUCUUAUCUCUUGCAGGUCAGCAGUUCCUCCACUCAGACAUGAGGAGCCCCCCAGGCCUGGGUUGCUGAGCAGCUAAGGUCAGAGUUCAAGCGCUUGUUCCGGUAGUCAUGGCUGACAGAGAGGGGGUGCCCGUUGCCCCGGGCCAGGUCUACAUCGAGGUGGAGUAUGACUAUGAGUACAAGGCCAAAGACAAGAUGGUGACCAUCCGCCAGGGAGAGUGGUACCUGCUGGUGAAGAAGACCAAUGAGGACUGGUGGCAGGUGAGAAAGGAGGAGGGCACAAAGGCGUUUUAUGUGCCGGCGCAGUACGUCAGGGAGGUUCGUCGGGCCCUCAUGCCUCCCCUGAAGCCCACUGUCAGGGCCAAACCCACUGUUCUGGAUAUAUGUCGGGCCUCUAAUGAAAACCUCAACAGACCUCAGCUGGAAAUGUCCAGUUUUGGGCGUCCAUCACCCUCCUCCACCCCGUCUCCAUCCUCAGAUCGGGUCACUCCACCGGCUCUGCCCAGGGAUACAAACCAGAACCUGGGGAGCCCCCUUCACUGCAAGGUGGUAGCCGAACUGGUACUCCUUCACAACAACAAUAACCAUCAGCAUGCCAACAACUCCACAUUGCCAAGGACACGGGCAGACUCGCCUCCACUAAAAGGGGGGAAUGACCACAACAAGAGUCCAGACAGCGAGAAGACGUCCCCACCGAGUGAGCUGCCAGUCGAGGGUCUGAACAAGCUCCACAAUGACUCUGAGUCUGGUGACGAGCUGAGCAGCAGCUCGACUGAACACAUGCAGGUAAGAUGCGACUAAACCCCUCUCAGAAACUUGGUCUGCUUUGUUAGAUGGUUUUUCGACUCUACUUUUGUGCAUUCUUUGGUUGUCACAAAGCCAAAGAGGAUGCUGCAGCUCCUUGAGUUCUGCAAACAGGAAAUUUGAAGCACUGACUCCUCUGGGCCGCCCUGGUUUUGUCCUUCUUUCUAAUCUCAUUGGUGUCCUCAGUUUUGCUCUUUUUCUCCCACUCCCUUUGCUUUAUUUCCCACCCUAUGUUCAUUUGUUCUCCCCGGCCGGCUGCAGAUAACCGCCCUUGUCCUCAUCUGAUUCUGUGAUAUUGGCUGCUCAGAGAUUGCGCGUUCGUCAUCCCCCUUCUCUUGCAGAGCCACAUUCAUCCAUCAGGCCCCUACACCGCCUGCCCUACCUCAAACAAUUUUGUGCCUCAUUUGCCAGAUUUGAAGAAAGCGGCAACAGUUGCAGGUGCUUAUUAAAUCUUCUGCUGUUGCCCAAGGAGUGUAAUUUGUCUGGCUUGUACAGAUGUGCGUUUUUUUUUUUGAAGGGCGGCUGUUGCAAUUGGGUCAUUGAAGACUAAAUGGCACGUUCACAGCUCACUGUUUAAUAGAGGACUCUGUAAUUGGCUGCCAUUAGCCACAUUUGGCACGGGUAGAUGCCAAACAUAGCUGAUAGGUUGUGUAUUUUGAGCUGUUUCCACUUCUGCUUUUCAAACUUACUGAUGAUCUUGUACAACCUUAGUGUUUGUUGAGGUAUUAUAUCGAAAACUAAUGCUUCACUACAGAUGAUCUGAAUGAGUUUGAUGUCUGUUCAAAGUGAAUGACUCCCAUCAAAAUUAUGAAAUUAAUUCUCAAACUCUAUCCACAAUAAAGGGAUGGGAAUUGAAAAGUGGACUAUAGAUUUUCACUGUGAACUCAAAAUUUUAUUGAGUCUCUGAUGACAGAAAAAGAUUUACGCCACCUUCAGUGAGAGUCUAAAAAUAAUCAAACAACGAACUAUUUGUAUAGCAUUUACUUCGGUCGAUAUUAAGUCAAAUACCUAAUAUGUUGUUAAGUCUGGCAUGCAUUGUGCUUAUGUCAUCAUAAGAGAUAUGUACCAUCCAUACCGUGCUGACAUGGAGCUGCAGCGGCUGAGGACCGGCAGAGAGCAUCUAAUACAUGUCACUCCUUAUAUUUGAUGCAGUGCCCAGUUGAAAAAUGCUUAAGCAUGUUGCUGGUGUUUCUACCUUUGCAUGUUAUCACUGCUAAACAAACGUAGCACAUGGUGCAGUUGUCAUCUUUCUUAGGAAAAUGAAGCCAUGCUUUAGAUCGUUUCUGCCUACUUUGACAGUUACCAUCUGCCAUAUUUUUUCCUUAAAGUCUCUGUUCUCGUUUGCGUAGACUGGCUCUCGUGAGACCAUUUUUCAAGGCAUCCAGAAGGAAGGAAUCGUUAAGAUAAAAUGUAAAUGAUGUCGAUGGAUUGAACCAUUUGGAUUCCAAUCCCUACCAAAAUAUGAAACUUUUAUCAACCAAACGAACCAAAACAAGAACUGUGCUUUCAAACCAAAAUCCACCUCAUUAGGAGCAGUGUUAUGGAGCGGUUGCACAUCCGGCCUGCCUUGAAAUUAACUUUAUUCACACCAUUGUGGGCACUCUGGUCCACUGGUCAUGCACACAGCAUUGUAACAGUCCCUUCACCAAAGCAGCUGUGUUUCAUAAAAGCUUAUUGUUGCUGCUAAAUGCAAACAUUGCUCUGCUUUUCCAUCCUGUUAAAGUAUGAAUGCACUGAUAUCAGCUGAAUUUUAUUUUUCUUUUUUUGAUCAACAAAUGAAAACAAAGUUAACUAAAAGAUGUUUCCGGCUUAUUUCAUAUAAGGGAAUCAAUCCAGUGUGCAAUGAGGGUCUGCAGCGACUACACUACCAUGAACACCAUGGUCCCAUUGUGUAUGAGUCAUUCAAACACCUUGUUUUGUUUGCAGUGACCCAAAUGAGAUCAUGUCCCAAGAACUACAAACUUGAAUAAGACCCCUUAUUCAUGCACCUGUAUUAGCCAAAAUAUAGGCUCAUUUAAGCACCUUGGUCAGGAAAUGCUUAACAGCAUGUUACUUAGUGUCUGCACAUGUUUAGUUAGCGAGGACUUGUAGAAAUUUGUUUGUUUUAAUCAUAAAAGAUGUUGAAAGAAGGGAAAUUCUUGAUUUUGUGGACACAACACAAGAAUUAUGUAGAAACAAAAGCAAACUUCAUUUUAGCAUAAUGACCCUGCAGCUGCUGUGACCACACACUGCUUUUUUUUUAGGAUAUGCUUCUUAACAUGUCAGGAAUAAUGCUGCAGCUGUAAACACCUUAUUUGGAGUACAGUCUGAACUAGGGCUGCACAGUUAAUCGAUUUGAAAUCGUAAUCAGAUCAUUUGAUUAUGAAGAUGUUAAAAAAGUUGAAAUCGUCAAACCGAUUUUCCUCUUGAUUAAGUCUCCUGCCUCCAGGCCACCGUCGGCUCCCCCUUCCUGCGGGAGCACUCCCCAGUUCCCACACACACCAGUGUAAACAAACAUGGCAUUUGCAAAAGAAGGCGAUAAUUUUGUGGCUAAGUAGGGCAAGAGCAAGUCAGUCUGGUGGAAUUGGUACAGCUACACAGUUUCGGAUGAAGAUCAAACCACUCCCCGCUGCAAAGUCUCUCUGAAGGCGGUAUCAACCCGUCCACACAGAAACGAAUUCAAGAGUAAACGCAAAAGUUUUUUGUCGCUAACAGCGUUUCAGGUGACUGUAAAUGGUACUUUUCGAAAUUGGGUCAGAGAGUACAUAAAUCCAUAAACAACUACCAUUUUAUCUCCGUGUGGAUGCCUAUCUGCAUCUCUCUUACAACAAUUAUGUGACACACAGCGUAACUCUUUUAUGAUGCCUGUGCGCGUCUGGCCAAAACAACCUUUAUACGCAUGCUCUGUACUCUUCUUCUGUCUUUUGUGCAGUUCCUCAGCAGCGUUACAGCACCACUUACUGGCUUGGCAUAUGCACGUCAUCAUUUUCAGUGGUUUCGUUUUAAGAGAUGAUUGAAAAACGUUUUAUUUUUCAAGUAAAGUUUGGUGAAGUUUUUACAAAAUAAAAAAACGAAAUUGAAAAUGGAGUUUCAGAGGAAAAAAAUCUGGAUUUUAUUUUUGGCCAAAAUCACGCAGCCCUAGUUUGUUCUCACAAACUUUGGUGCCAUUGUUAUUAAGGCGGAGUCUGAAAUGUUGUCCAAAGACAGCAGGACAUACCUAGAUCCUAAAUCUCCAAAAGAUAUCAUCAACCUACACACCUAACCACCAUCUCGUUUUUUACAAAGCAAUAAAUUCAGUCUCUUUUGCCUUUUUACUCUCUUGGGGAAAUUUACUCUUUCUGGUGUUUGCAGCUUCAGCAUAGCAGCUUAUUUCCCUCAGUGAGUUUACCUUAUUCCCUUGCGCAUAAAGUUGAAUACAGCUCUAUUACUACCACCACCUCAUUGCUACCAAUGCAAAGUUACUUGCAAGUUUGUUUUCUGCUGCAAACAGUGCUCAGCUGACUCAGGGUGGAUUGGCUUGUCAAGGCUGUUGUCAAUGCCUGCAAAUUCGCCAAGAACGGCCUGAUCCAAUAGCUAAGGUCAGGACAUCCCUCAAAUCAGCAAUUUAAAGAUAGUAGAGCAGUGAGCAUGAACUAUGACGACAGCCAGUCAUGUUAGUUUAUCAUGUUGAGUUCACAGCUGCAAGUCAGGACUGAUAUCCUUUGUCUCCAUUGAAAAAGAGUGAUGGGCUGGGGGGUGUGACAACUGAGGAAAGGGCAUGCAGGGAUGAAACUCAAUGCAGGCAAACCAAGGCAAGAAGAAUGUCUUCACCACCCCUUCAAAAGUAUCUGUUUUACUUUCAUAUUCAAACUUAACUACCUGAAACAAGCUUGGCAACAUCAUGAAAGUGCUGAUGAAUGUGGAUGUCAGGAGGAAACAGCACUGUCCCUCUCUGCAGUCCCUGCAUUGAUAACUCAGGCCUCUUCCCUUCUCCAUCAUUAUCUCUUUACUAUGUGCCAGGAGGACAGGAGAGCGAGUGCAAGGCAGCAGGAACUAGGACACAUCCUCCUUGGUCUGUAGUGGAGGUAGAUCAAAGUAGGAAAAGGAGGAGAUUUCCAGACAGUGGGAGUCCGAGCUGCUCUGCUCUUCUGAGCCAGUUUUUGGGGGUGGCUGUAUCCAGGCAGGGUCAGCGUGUUUGAAGGCUCCAAGUGCUGCUUGUGUUCUUUGUUCCACGGGCUGCAGCAGCCUCCUCCUCUGUGGAGUGAACAAAGAGAGACGGGCUUGAAUAGAAAGUAGGUCAUAUCAGCCGAGGAUCAGUCUGUUGCCCCUAGUCGCCCCGCCGUGGGGACGACUCUGCGAGGGAGUGUGAAUGCCAUGUGUGAUGCACCAUAGGAAAGAAGGGGAAGUGAGAAUGGAGGCAUGCUAACAUAGUUUACAACUUCAGAGUCACACUAACAGGAGGGCUAAAUGGUGUGUAGGUUGGAUGACAUACCUCAAAAGCCCCCAUCAAGGCGAGAAAAAGGCUGCCGCCGCCUGCCUUCACUAACCGUUUUGAAUUCAUUUCACGCUUGUCAAAUCACACGGGCCAAAAUAAACACACAUUUCACUCUCAGCCAUUUACAUUUGCAUGGGCAGCAGCUCUUUGCAGUGUUUUUGUGUGGGGCUACAGUAUGUUGGAAGGGCGGGUAAGAAACAGACGGCAGACAGGAAUCAGUGCUCAGAGCUGUCUGUGGUCACUGGGGCAGGUGGAACCCACUCCCUCACUCUCUGAGCCUUUGUAGUUGUUGUUUUAGUACGUCCUGUUUGGCCUGCUGCCAGCCAAAUGAAUGACCCUGCAGAAAAAAACCCAAUUCUUUCAACUCCGCCACUUCCACUGCUUCCUGUCAUUGCCGGGCCGCAGACAAAGUGGGCCUGAAAAAGAGAGAAAACAAGGGGAUCAUGUUGUACCUGAUGUAUUUUACACGUGAAUUCUGAGAACUGUCAAAAGUUUGACGAGGACCACCUAGAUUUGGCUGAGACAAAAUUAUGAAAAGGUCAAGUAUGCGCAGAGAAGGACACUUUAACAGCUGGGAAAAUGAAUUUAAACUAAUAAACUCCAUUUAUUUGAAAAGGCAGUGGGAUGAAAUCAUGAUGGAAAGGACACGGUGCUAACCAACACGCUGAGGCAUGACACACAGCUGCACUCCCAUCUCUGCUUGACACUACAAUGCUCUCAGCUCCAACAAGCACUGAAUGUGACGUCAACUACAGGAACAGCCAGACCAGAGCACACAUCAUCAUGCCUCAUUUUGAAGAUGCACAGCUUUUAAAAAGUUUGAUUGAGAAUAUCCAAACAGAAGAUACUGAUCACCUGCUCUGCAUUAAUGCUGCCCAAGACUGUGCCUGUAACAAACAUUUGUUUAAGGUCCUUGUUUUAAAUAGCUGAACUUGAGAGAGGUACUACUAAUUUAAACUUAUCCUCUAACUUUAGCAUAUGUAGGAAAAUAUUUUUAAUACACUCUAUUCUGGAGGUGUAACCCUGGGGGCAAAAUUAAAUCACAGAAAUCAAAAUUUGACCCUAAAAGAAUUAAAAAUGUCAAAUAGACCUCAGUAUUUGCAGAAUCAUGACAUUUGUAUUGGUACAAUCUACUGCAGAGAAACUAACUCAACUUGGAGUAGGGCUGCCGUUUAAAGUCGUUCAUUUUUCAUCAUUUUAUUGUUGCUUGAUUAUUGAAAACGCAUAUUCAGAAUCUCAUCUACUGCCAAAGCUGGACUGGUAAGAAGAAAAACUGCUCAUGGCAGCUUUAAAAAUUUAGUCAAAUAUUGAAUCAAAUCACAUUAAAUCACAUCAAGGCUUUACUUGUGCAAGAAAUUUGACUUGAUUCUGAUGAAUAACAAAGUUAGACACAAGACUUUUAUUUGUUAAAGAGUAUUUCUACAAUGUGAUGUUAAAUUUCUUUGCCUUUAUCCUACAGAUGAAAGAAUUGAGACUUAAUUUUAUGGAGUUAUUUUUAAGGGCUGUCAGUUCUUCAAAAAAAUCAACUUCAAUCGGAUAUUGAAAGUGUUUGUAUAUGUUUGAAUUUUACAAUCUUAUCCAUUAUGGCCUUUUUACAAGCCUCUGGUAAGGGCCCUGCUGUAAAAAGGCAGUCAUACAGCGCUGAAAGCUUGCCAUUGUGCUGCUCAAUGUAAGUCUGUUGCCACUUCAUCAGGGGUGGCAAGCCAUAAGGCGAGCCUGCAAAUUUGUAGUUGUUGACAGCUGCUCAAAGUUGACAUGCAGCCCUAUAUUUGUCUGUUAUUUUUCCAUCUAGAGUGUAGAUCCAUAAAUACUUCCAAACUACGCAUCUUAGAUAUUUUACUGUCACGAUUGUUUGCUCAGUGCAGCUUUGCUUGACCAUGUCCUCCAUUUUUGACAAAUAAAAUCAAUGUAUUAGUUUACUGAGGUCAAGAGUGCAUGGAUUGGCCAUGCUACAAUGUUGCAGCUUCACCGUCUGUGCUCACUCUGCUCCUCUGCUUUACUAACACACAUCUGCCCUAGGGAUGGGCGAUAAAUUAUCAUUCACGAUAUAUCGUCAGGAAAAUCCUCCAUGAUAAAUAUUUGCCACCUCAUGAUAAAUACGACGAACGCAAGUUGAUGGCGUAAGCGCGAGUGAUGGACUCACAGCUAUAGCCCACACAGAGCAGAAUAACAAACAAACAUGGCUGAAGGUCAUGAAGAAGACGUUUCUGAGCAGCUGGUUACUGAACGAGGCUCCACAUGGAAGGGAUUUCCUUCUAGCUUGGGGCUUAGAUGAGCGCAAUCAGGUAUGCCUGACAUCGGACAGUGGAUCUGCUGCUGUUCACUCUGUGCAAUAAGAGUUUUUAACAAAUGUUGAAAAUGUUUUCACAUUUGAGACUUGUUUGAUGUCAUUAGUUUUCUCCAUAACCUAAAACUCAAACUUGUGGUUAAGUAUCUGAUUCGACUACUCUAACUGGUGUUCUUGUUAUCUCUGGUGUAUCUUUGUUAUCAGCAAAUCUUAUCAUGGUAAUUUUUUUGCCUAUAUCGCCCAUCCCUUCCCACAGGUGAAACUUUUUAAUGCACAAGUGAUUAUUUGAAUAAAUUUACAAAAUGAAGUGUGAUAAUGUUGACAGAGGAGACCCCGACAGGAACUGAGCAGAUUGUUGUUUUUGUAGAAAUAUUGACAGAAAAUAGAAUACAGUCAUGCAUUUCCUGAUAAUCACUGUCAUACGUCAAGUUUUCUGACCAUGCAUUCAAAUGUCAACAUAAAUUCAAAUAUUGAUCAGUGUUGGAAUUUGAUAGACUUUGCAGCCCUAACUUGCAGAGUUUAAGUUAAACUGCUCCACAAACAGUGGCCCCUCUUAAACAUUUAGUUUGCAUAGGAGCCUCUGCAUGAACAGACAGACAGACAGUGGGAUGGAUGGAUUUGAAGCUGUCAUGCUCCUGCUCCAGUGCCAGCUGGCCACCUCUAAUUGAUUAGAUUUGAUCUCUGGGUGACGAUUAACGCCUGUGUGUGUCUGCAUGCUUUCCAUAUGUAAUUUGCUUAUCUCCGGGACUCUGGCGGCAGCGGCAGCAGAUCACUGCGGGCCUCUCCCCUCCUCUACUCCCCUCCUCUCCUCUCCUCUCCUCUCCUUUGGGGUUUGUUGACACCCCUCUUUGCUAAAAGCACAGCUCCCAUGCUCUUAAGGGAUUGAGAAAAUAAACCUCUUUUCCACACCUCUCAAGAGGCUGGCAGAGAGAUGACGAGUUUAUUUUCUUUAAAAAUGAAGAAAAGCAUAUGAGUUUAAGCCUUUUUUUUUCACACAAACAUGUUGGGUUUCUUUACGGCUGUUCUCUCUCAUAGAGAUGUUUUGUGUGUUUUUAAAAUUAAAGAUAAAAACAAGCCCACACAGUCCUCACAAAGAGAGUUGUUUUGAAUAAGGUUAUUUUGGAAUCCAUUUACUCAUAUCUUCCUAUAGAUGGGAAAGUCCUUUUGAUGGUUUUCCUCCCAAAACACGCGGCUGACUUAAUAAGCGGAUGAAGUUUUCUCUUUGGGUUUGUGUGAGAGCUUAGAUUGUUGUUUUCUUGAGAUGUGUCACGGAGGGGGAAGAUGCCGUGGCCCUGGAUGUGUUUGUGUCUGUGGCUUUGCAGCGUGGAGCCCUGUGCUCACUCACUGUCUGAUUAGACAGACCUUGAGAGUCCCCCACACACACCCCCACCCUUAUACCAUUUCACACACUCCAAAGAAGGCAUCCACAGUGACAGGCCCUCCCUCUCUUUCACAAUUCUGUCACAUUUAGCUGUUAGGCAACUCCCCAUAGUCUGUAAGAUGCGGCGCUUCAUGUUAACAAUAAAACCAGUAAUUCCCCCAGAUUACAAGCUGGAUCAGUCUUAAAAGAAGGCAUCCUCCAGUAAGGCAUGUCAUGUUUCAGAGAAGUCUUGUACGUUUCGAGGAUGCAUAAAUCCACAAUGACAUAACCGGCUUGUAAAUGUAUCCGGACAGAAUCUCAAAGGGUUUCUAGACAAAAGGAAACAGCUGAGUGGAGGCCAGAGUGUGUCUGUGAGCCUACUGUGUGGUCUUCCUGCUCGCUGGCGAUGCCUACAGGAAGGGGGGGGUGCGGGUGUCGAGGGUCGGGGACAAAGUGUGAGUGCCCUGAAGCCCUGACAGAGCUGCUGCAGCCUUCGUGAGACGGCAGAGACUCGUGGACAGAAGGCCAGACGUGUAUGUUUUCAUGUUUGGGUGAAUGCGGAGAUUAGCUGAAGCCUGUGAGCUGUAAACCUCUGAGCGACGUAUGCAACAUUACGAGGGCACCAUUAAAGAUGGAAGAGAGCAUUAAAAGUGGAUGUCCUGAAUGUCUGAGCGUGUGUUCGGAUGGAUUUGAAUGCAGGUGGCUUGUUCUUCCUAUGCUGUUGUAUGUUUACCGACUUGUGCAACAAAGCAAAGGCUGAGAGUGUAUCCGAGGUCGAAAUAUACUGAGAUGUGAGGGUGGCUGGGACUCCUUAAUGCACUUUUAUCAUUCGCUCCUUCAAAGGUUUGAUCAUUUUACUAUUACUCUUUUGGUGCAGUGAAGUUGGUCUGUAUUUCAGGGUGAUGUGAGUUUUCUUAGGGAACCUCAUCAGAUGACUGCGGCUGAUGAGGUUAGAGAGGUAAUAUCGAUACAUAUUCAGACACCUGUAAUAGCUGCAGUCAUAAUCUUUUUCAAACUUUUUCAAUCCGCUUCCCUUCCUUUGUAGCCUUCAGUAAAUCUUAUGCGGCCAUAUGGCGACAGCUUUAGGUUAAGGAUCACGUGUCAUGCUAGUUUGGAGCACUUAGGGAUACAUUUCUCAUUGCUUUCAAUCCAGCUGGAAGUAAUUAUUACGUACGACUUUGACUCACCUGUGAUCAUUAGAAGUCAGGUUGACAAACUUUCACUGCAGAUUGGGUUUCAUCUUUUUUCUCUUUCUUUUCUUUGGUUACAGAGGUGCCUCUCAUCUCUUACAUUUUGCUGUUAUCACCUUCCUCUGUUGGUGUUCAUGUUACCCUCAUUCAUGUCUUAGUGACAUCUCAAGCAGUCAUGAAGUAGUGACACCUUGAGUCGAACUGGCAGGGAAAUCAGGUCAUGGUGCCAUGCUAUCGAUUUCAAAUAUCCAUAUUUGAUCAUUGUAUUGCACAAGUUAGGAUCAAUAUUUUGCCCCAGCCAUAAAGGUGGUUCCCUGACUUGUAGGGGUGAAAACACAAGUGGCCCCACAAUAUGAUAUUAUUGCGAUACUUGGGCCACGAUACAAUAUUAUUGCGAUUUUUAACAUUUUGCAAUACAGUGAGUAUUGCAAUACCAUAUAUUGCAAUUUUUGCAAUCAACUGUUUAGCUAAUUUAGCAUUUGUCUUUUCUCUAUGUUUGUCUUAUUUACACAGUAUUUUAUUUUCAUUAUAUUUGUUGUACUUACUUUCUCCUGCUCUAUGAUGUCACCUCUGCCAACCUCACUGGACAAACAGUUGAUUUUAUUUUUCCAUUAUCAUAGAUUUGACUUAAUAUUAACAAUGCAUUUGUAAAAUCGAUACCUGAUGAAUGAGACGAUGUGAUAUAUCACCAGACAAAAUAUUGUGAUACUAUGCUGUAACGAUUUUUUCCCCCACCCCUACUGACUUGUCCUUUUCUUUGAGGAUCCAGUUUUAGAUUGGCAUGACUGUGCAAAUGUCUUCAGGUCAUAAACAAUCACUGUCAGCUCAUAUGUGAUGCUUUGUAGCAAACGUAGAAACUUGAUUUACUGUUUUGUCCUUAAUUCAGAAAAGCUCUAUAUAUCUGUUAUACAUGUAUUCUGAUACCAUGAAUGACAAUCAACCAAAUUUUAUCUGCCAGCUGAUAUGUCUGUCUAGUUCUGCUUCUCUCCCAUGUGAAGCAGAAAGCAUGCAUUGUUCUCAUAAAGGACAGCAUGCAGACUGAUUAGAGGGCCUUUUCUCUCACACACUUGAAGCUCCUGGGAAGCUCUUCAGUUUACCGUACAGAAACGACCUGUUUCUUGACAUCCUCACUCCAUAAUAACCUGCUAAUUACAUGUUAUGCUCACGGAUCCUUCGCCUGCAGAGUCUGAAAUUUGUUGCAGAGCUGUCUCUAUCACCAAUCUCCAAAGUUAGUUUAAAUCUUUUGAAGUCAGUACGAGAGAGCACAUGCUUUUAUUACAUAACGAGCUAGUAAAUACCACCACAUAUGAGAGCAGGCGCUGCUGUAAGGUAUAACCGUCUCCUGUCCGCUGUGCCCCGUAAUCUGGAGCUCCGCCGAGAGUCUUACUCCCGAUCAGGCUGAAAAGGAGGCCCCUGCUUGUUUUCCAGUGCAUACUUUGAAUUCCUGCCUCAGUGCCUACACACACAUACACAUAUUACACACACACACACUCACACACACUGAGGCUAAGUCAAUGAAGCUCACUGCUCAAAGCAAAGCGUUGGACUUUGCACUAAUUUAAUACUAAACCUGAGCCAAUAGUACAUCUGCUGUGUUCAUGUGAGCGUCUGUCUGCUCAUCCGCCCGCCCGCCUGCAUUCUUUCUACUUCUCCUCUCUUUCCUGUGUCUGGGCCUCUUAGUUUCUCUUCUCUCUGUCUCACUCGCUUCCUCCCUUGCUGUCAGUCUCCUAUUCCCCUCCGCUCACCUGUCUCUCUCUCUUCAACCUUUGUACUGAAUCAUGCUGUCAGAUGUGGUCUCAGUGAGGAAACUAAGAUCCCCUGGCCUGCACCUCAACCUGUGACCACCAUCCACCCCCCCUCCAGCAUCUCUCCUCAUCCAUGCUCCUGUGAUAUAACAAGAGGAUUAAACCCACAAACCCCCCUGAGCUUUCAAGAAGACCACAAGUACUAAUGUUGACAUCAGGCUCAGGGUUUAGUGGAGUUGUGUCUGUUGUGUAAGGUGACGGAUUACACCUUUGUAACUCUUUUCUAAGAAGCGGAUCAUGGUUAAAGGUGCAGGAAUCUAAUGGAAGUAAACCCAAUUGAAGCAGCAAGUGAUGCCUAAAAGAUGUGAUGAAAUAUUUAUGAUUGAACUUUAUUUUUGGAACAUGAGGAAAACCCUUUUGAAACAGAUCUGAUCUCAUUUCUCCCAUCAAGGCUUGAGUGACUCAUCUGCAUCAUUUAUCAUGGUGAUCCUUAACUUUGCAUAACGCACGCCGUCACCACAGUGCAGUGGCUGUGCCUGUUUUAAAUAUGGGUUCCCCCCCAAAUGAGCUGCAGCUAAAAAUACUCACGUUCCGUCAUCUUUCAUUAAACAGGAAGACUGUUUGAACGAUACUGAGUUGUGUAAGAUUUAUAAAGUCAAAAUGACUCAUCGUAGCAGGACAACGCCUACCUGUUUACCUGCUUCUGCACCUUUAAUUUUUGUGUUGGGUUGUUGAUUGGAUUAUCAGUUUGCAUUAGGGGUGCAAAAAAUUAUCAGCAUUGAUCAUAGCUUGAAAAAUGAACUGUUGUUAGAUAUGAAAAUCUCCACCAAUAUAUUUUGUGCCAAAAUAUCAAUAUAAUACAUUCAUAAAUGGUUGUAAAGGAGUAUUUGAAGUAGACAUAUAACGGUCUUUAUCUACAGGAGAGAAUAAAUCAUUCAUAGUAAAAAAAAAAAAUAUAUAUAUAUAUACUGUAUUAUUUUACAAUGACAAAAAGGUGUGUAAUUAUCAGAAUUGAUAUUGGUAUUGGCUAAUUUAAAGGGAUAUUCCGGCGUAAAAUUAAGUUAGGGUCAAACCCACUGUAACACCAAGUAAAACACCCACUCGAGAGAUGAAUGUUGCUGACUGCUUGCUUCUCUAGUUAUACCACUUUUAGAAACAACCGAACAAUAGCAAUACACAGCGGUCUAUGGAUCCACGCGCAAACCUCAACCAAAAAGCCACUCUAUAGCCACAAAUAAUGCUCAGAACAGCACUUAACCAAGCAGUCGGCAAUGAUCAUCUCUUAAGGGGAUGUCUAACUCUUCGUUAUGGCGUGUUUGACCCUAACUUAAUUUUACACCAGAAUAUCCCUUUAAGGUUGAAAAUAUCGGCCAGCUGGAGAUGAGCAAAAACCCUAUGUUGUGCAUCUUUAAUGGGGAUGCUCUAGAACUAUUAACCACUGAAAGCAGCAUGAUCAAUAAAAUACACAAACUAUUAGUGUAAAAAAACAGUCAUCAUGAAGAUUUUGUUUGCUUUGACUAAGUUCCAAAGUUAAUUAUUUCUCAGUUAUUUGAACUGAAAGUUAAACUCUGACUUACUGACUAGUCUAAAUGUAAGAAAACACGAGCCAAACAGUAUGAUGGACAAUAUGUGUUGGCUUAAAAGGUUCCCACAUAUCUGAUAUUUAUUUUUCAGAGUCCAUCUUGCAGUCUGGAAAGAUAGAAUAGAGCUGGAGUUGAGUAUAGACAUAAACAUCUUUGUGCUUAAAGCCCCAAUGGGGAGUUUUUUGAUGUUUAUGAAAUAGGCUGAAAUUCAUGCUGUAGCAUUUUUAUGAUAUUAAAAAGAAAAGAAAACAGUGACUGGACCAAUAAUUUUAAUAUUGUUAUUUCUAAUGCGUGAAACUGUUGCUAGGAGGUAGGUAUCUGAAGACAGAGUUUAGUUUUAACUGUUUCCUCUUAAAAUUUGAACUCUAAAUAACAGAUCUGACUGUCUAAAGUUGGCAGGAUGAGAUUUUUUUGUAUCAGAAGACAUAGAGGCCAAGAUAAACCAAGGUGGAAAGUUCCUCACUGGGGCUUUAAAUGCAGUUUUUUGUUGACAAAGCUUGAGAAAGGUCUUGAUUAUAGUUUAGUUUUAUAGUUCUGGGCUUGUACCUGAACCAAUGCAGCAGCCAGUUUGAUAUACACCAAACCAAUGCUGGCUUAAACAUCAUAUCUGGGACAAUAAAUGAGGAUCAUAAUACUUACUUAUAAUAUUAAAUAUCUCACUGUAGGCCUUUAGAUGUCUACAUUUGAGUAUCUGCUUUAAGAGAAAACUGAACCAGUGAACAUGGAAAGUCUUGUUUAAAAAAAAAAAAAAGAAAUUCUCAGUUUGCUCCAUAAAGGACAAAGGGGGGGAUCAUGUAGCACAACAACACGAGCGACAGUAAAGGGUCUUUGUGAUUCAAGGUCUCCUCCCUCUGUCUCUCCGCUCCUGCAUCCAUAAAGCUGCUCUCCCUGUCAUCCUCUGACGCUGUGUGGCGUUUAUUCACAGAGCUGAUGACGGGGAUACAUCACCUAUUUAAUUUGCUCACUCUCACUCCCUCACUCUUCUUCUCUCACGGUGCUUUAUUGGGUCCCUCCCCUGUCGCUCACUGUCCCUCUCUCUGGGCCUGGCUCACUGCUGUAGCUCGGUUUGACUGGGACAGCAUGUACCCAGAAAAGGUAAGACCACCUAAGCUGGCCUGCUUUUGAUAGCGCAGUCAUUUAUUUCCUCUCACUCCCUCCCUCUGCUUCCCGGCAACAUAUCUGGAUCUCUCUGUGCCCCGGCUGUUUUUGGUUCCAGUGAGAUUUCCAGUGAGCCCCCUUCUGCUCGUGACAUUUCCACUUCAGACUGACAGCACCAACUGUUGUGUGAACUAUUAUGAGUUUGAUAUGGUGUCAGGGCACGUGUGGGUGUACUUGUGUGGGAUUUAUUUAGCUAGUAACUCGACCACCCCCCUGCUGUGUUAUCCACAGAGGUCUGUGUUUGCAUACAAGUGAUGGAGACUCUCUCAGUGCACCGUUACAUAACUGAUGCUGGCUGUAUCCAGAACCUUUUAAACAGCUGCUAGUCAUUUUUCCCCCUGCAGCCUCCUGCUUUGGAUGAGCAGACAGGUCAGACUGUGCUUACAUGCAAACCUCUGAGGACAGCAAGCACAGUCUGGGGAACCAUUUCUCUCAGUAUCUCUUACAAAUCCCUCUGUGUUAGAUGCAUGUGGCUGCCCUAAACUGAAGCCAUUUAGAUAUCGCUUUCCGUGUUUAAAAGCGUUUUUGGCCUCUGCAGUGUUACGCAGUGCUUUCUGUUGUGGUGCGCCCCAUUUCCGAUUUCUCUUAUUACCUCCGAAUCCACCUAAAGGGAUCAGAGUCAGCAGUGCGCUAAAGUGGAGCACUCGUCACUCCCCACAGUGCUCGGCUUUGUGUUUAUUUCCCUCUCCCUGUUUCCGCCCACACUGAUGUUUUGCCUGCAUGAGAACUGACAGAAAUUUGAAUGUUACAUGAAUCAGAAAAUGGAAAUUCAUGUCAAAAUGCCUCUCAUGUUUUCAAAGGUUUUUGUCUCUAGUUUCACAUCACAGACUGGUAAUGGGAUUAAGAAAAGUGUGUGCAACAUCAGACUGGACCAUGUGCAGCCAACUCUCAAUGAAAUCAAAUUAGAACUCUGAAAUAUGAUCUGUCGCCAGAAGAGAUGCAUUAUUGGUGCCCUCCUCUUACUUAGCUUGUACCGUUAAGAUAUCAUACAAAAACAGCACAUCGCCCAGAAAAUGUGAUAGCCACCUGUACUUUCUCUUGUUUCAAUGCCUUCCUCAGGAGAGGUGUAGCUCCUUCUGGCUACUGAUGUGUUCAAAGACCGGUGAAAGCGUCAGAGCGUAGGUGUCUCGAGCGUCAUGCGGCAUGUAUUGUCUCUGUCAUAUGCCACUGCUAUCCCUAAUUACCGAGUGUGUGCUGCCAGAGAGACAAAAGAUGAGCUGUGAAAAACUAUCAGCUUUGGGAUACUUGUGUUGCCAGAGGUCACUCACUUUGAAAAGGAGAGAGAAAUGAGUCUGCCACUGUAAUCUAGCAGAUGUAGGCUUCAAGAGCGCAGGGCUAUGGAGAGAUGUAGAGGAGGUACUGAGCUGUGAUAAGAGCAACAUUCCUCUGAUGACUCUGCGGUGCAUUCUUUUGUAUCCUUGCUUUCCUGCUGUAGGAUGUGCUUACAUGCUAUUUAUUACUAUUUAAUUGUUUGCAUUAUGUUUGAUACAGAGGUAUGCAUAACCUUAUAAAUCUGUAACCAGGUUCCUAUACAUUGUUACCAAAGCUUACAAAGAGGAACAAAAUUAGGGGUUGGAAUGAUAACUGCAAUUACUCAAGUGUCCAUCAGAGGCUGGCUGCAAAAGCUGAGCAAUCUCCUCCAGGUCCUGUGUAAAAAUUCCAAGUUUGACAGCAAAAUCAAACACUUUGUGGCCCAGUUUGCCCCUGUCUCAAGGUCCCUUUAAGCAGUUGUGGACUCUUGAGCUGAUGUUUAAAAAAUAGCUUGCAUAAUUUCUCAGUUUUUGAAGGUCUCAUGUGGCAGCCGUUUCAAGGUACCAUUAGCCUCUGUUAGAACAACCAUAAAUGACAGAUUAAAAAGUCCCCCCCUGGGUCUUUUAAGGUACCUGUAAGCAUUUUGGUCAAGCUACUUUCAAUGUGUUAUGGUAGGGCUGGGGGACAUGGCCUCAAAUCAAUAUCACGAUAUAUUGAGCAGUUCACCACGAUAAGGAUAAAUGGACAAUAACUACUCUACAAGCUUCUAACCCCCUCCCACAUUCACUCACACUUAAAGGGACAUGAGACCAUAGCCUACCAACACACAUCCAAAACCAACUUUUAUUUAUUUUGUUGACACCAAAUAUGUUGACAUGGGCAAAAUAACGUCGGUUAUUGUCGUAAAUUUUGGUAUCGGUAAAUUUUCGGUUUAUCGCCCAGCCCUAUGUUAUGGUACCAUUUUAUGCAACCUUUUAGCUCCAGUUUAACACCACUAUGAGUGGCUGUUUCAAGGUACCCCCUGGAAUUCAAUUCACUUUAAGGUACACUCAAGCUUUAGCUCCUGAUUAUAAUGAUUGUUACUGGCUGUUUAUAGGUUCUCCCCUGGGUUUGUUUCAAGUUACCUGAGAGUGUAUUGGUCAAGCUAUUCUUACUGUUUCAUUGGCACCAUUUCAAGGUACCCAUUAGCUUCUAUGUAAAAAAGCUACAAAUUGUUGUUCCAAGAUACCCCCUGAAGAUCUUACGAUCAUCUUUUUCAAGAUAUCCUUAAGUGCGUGGUUUCUAUAGAUUUAUUUGUCAAAACCUGUCAGGGUAUGUGUCAUUGACUUUUCUCUGCUGGCAAAAAAAAACCCCUAUGUUUGAUUGAUGGUUAAAAAUCAUAAACCUGCUUAUUUUCAUGUUUCUCAUGGUGCUCAAACACCAAAAAUCCUGAUGCCAAAGUGUACAGUACUCAAGCAUCUGCUUCCACUUUCAAACAGUACAGAAAAUGGCUCAAAACUCAUUCAGAGGGAUUAUGUAAUAAUGUAAAUUUGAGUGCAUUACUUUUUUUGGCCUAAAAAGGAGAUGAGAAUAGUGUGCAGAGGGAUAAGGAGAUGCCGCUCCUACACUCCAGUAACAGUCGUACUGUUUGUACCCCUGAACUGACUUUCCAGAAACCCUGUUUUUGUCCUGAGAACUUUCCACUAGCAGCUGUCACUGCACAGAGAUACUACAGUGGAAAACAAAGAGGUUACAGAGAGAGUGCACACUACACCGCUGUGGAUCAGUCUGGAUCCUUCUGCCAGCUUUACAGCUUUGUACCCAAACAGUCAUUUCAACAGCAAAUCCAAUUUUAACACAGCAUCAACACACAUCAUAUAAUUGCACUCUGAUGGGAUUUCUGCUCAGUAGGGAGUCUGCCAACCCAGCUCUGCCUUUUGGGAACGGAGUACAUGUCUCUGUGCAUUUCCUCAAAGCUGGUCAGAAAUAGCUCCGAGAUAAAACAGAGGCAGAAGGCUGAUCAGUGUUUUCUCUGCAGCUCGGAGGAGACUUUCCAAGGCCGGCAGCCUUUCAGUGCCCUUGUUUUUGAUUGGCAGAGAGGCACUCCCAGUGUCCAUUAAUGAAAUGGAUAUGCCAGAGGUAACGGAUGUCUCACUGUUCCCUUCAUGCUCUGUUGGCUCUGCAACACCAUUGGCUGGUUUGAUCACCUCAUUGUACACUUGAUUGACAGCCUGUUGAUUAUUCUGUCAAGGAAGGUUUAAAAAGUUUCAGACAUAAAUGUGAAGAACAGCUUGUGUUUAUAAGAGACCAGUUUGCUCCGAAACCGCACGGUUAAAAAAAAAGUGCUUAAAAAUCCAAGUGUAGCAUCGAUUUCAGGACAGGCUUCAUUUCCCUCUGAGCAAAUGCCUCUUUUCCUUGGACAUUGGUCAGGUCAGCGUUAUCUAUCUAGGCUGAACAGAAGAAAAACAAACACCUCUUAUUGUUGACGCAGUGAGUCAGGUUUGCUUUUCACCCAUUUAAAGCACGAACAUGUCAAUUCUCCAUGAACAGAUGAAUGAAAUCAAGCUGCAUUCAGUGGGUACACUCAUGCUGCAACAGUCUGUAAUUGCAUAAAUCUCCACAGGAGUCUGUUGUCGUUAUGAUCAGGAAAAAUUUGCUUCUUUUGAGCAUGUUGUUGGUCUCAUAUGAAACAUGUAACACUUAACCUGCUUCCAGAAGAACAACAAUGUAAUCAAGUGUAAGAGGUGAGGGAUAAUGUCUGGUGAACCACUUCAACACAGGGUCUUUCUAAUCCCAUUGGGUUUCUAAUUAGCAUAAACACAUGUACAUUUGUAAUUUUCCUGUGUAUUACCCAGCCACCAUCUAAAGACAUAGACACAUUCUGAUUGAAGGAAGAUGGUAUUGAUUUAAAAAUGAUUUAUUGGCACAGCUUUAAUAAAACUCCCCCUGACUCCUCAGCUUGUAACACUUACAUAAUAACAUUUUUUUUAAUCUGGCUUCUUGAAGGACAAAUCAACAUGAAAGGGUACACAUUGAAACAUUAGCCUGUUUGUGUGUUAUAAUUAUUGUUCACAUUUAAAGCUUCUGCUAAAAGAGAACAGGACAGGAUUUUUACAAGGAGCAGGUGAUAUCAGCAACAAUAAAAAGGGUUACCACUUUGUCCACAGGGGGCGCCAAAGUCAACACCACACAGAGUGAGCAGGGACUCCGCAAGAAAUAUCUAUGUUGACGCUUUUGUCUUCAUUCAGCCUUCUUACUUAUUAUAGCUCUGCAGUGGCAUCUUGAAACAUGAAUGCGAGAAGUCACAACUUUGAACAUUCUUACCUUGCUAACAUAUGUUAACAUGCACAGUUAAGUCAAGCUGCGGUAAAAGCUGGAUUAGGUGAUUUAACUAGAAUACAGUCCCUGUCUCUAUUUAGAAGUAUCAGGCAAACUUUAAUAUUAUCAGAUAUGGUGGAUGGUGACAUGCCUCAUUUUGGUCAUUAUUACUUGGUUGUCUCCCGGUUGACCUUCUGUGUUAUUUAACAAACUGUUGCUACAGCGAGCGGCUAACGGGAUGAAAUGAAGAAAACAGUGUCACUUUGACAGCUCUCUAGACCUUUUGUACAAACAGUUUGACAUUUUGUCUAUUUUGUGUACUUUGAUCUUCUGCUGAGGUUGUGUUCACUACCCGGCUUCCUAUCAAUGCCAGUUUAAGUCUGAUUGACAAGUAUCUAUAUGAAAGAAAACAAACAUCCCCAACCAACUGUGUUGUCUACGACUGUAGUCUGACUAUGAGAAGUUCAGUUCAGUAGGUUUCAGUCGCACAUACUGUAUGUGUUUACAUGUAUUUGAAAGUCUAUUUGCUGAGAAUUAAUCACAGUGUCUAUGGAGUUUUUAACAAUGUAAUAUAAGCGUUUAAGCCUGUUGACUCCUCCUGGAAUUUCUCUGUUUUGUCUGUGUGUGGGAGCAGACAGUGAUUGUUUACCACUAAUGGAGGUUACAUAGACUAAAUCCAUUCUGUUAAUGUUUGCACAGUGAAGGGACACCAGAUAGCUGAGCUCAUUUGACCCCAGGCCUGCUAACCAUCUGCUCAGGCAGGCAGACAUACCCUAAUUAAUGCCUGUUUACAUCUUUUCACUUCAUUUCCUUGUUUCAGUGUGCAAAUAUUUCCCCCAGUAGGUGUAGUUUGACUGGCAUGUGUGGCCAUAAAGCUUAUUUCCUCAGCUGCUAUUUAGACUCUGUUUACGGUCGGAAACAUCACCUAAGGGGAGGCUUGAAUGAAAUGUUUUUUAGAUUGAUUUCAGAUCAUUAAAGCACCAAGACAACAAACUAACAGAGGAAAUGUGGUGCUGAAAUGACAAGUAUCCUCUCUAUGCUCUUAUAUAUCAAAGGUCAACAGACUCAAAGUUCUCCUGAAAUUGAACUUCCCCCUAUUUCAGUUCCUUUAUGAGAGUCUGUUCUUGGCAUGGGUGUGUAAGUGAGUGUGUUUGGUACACUGAGGCUCUAGUUUUGUUGCUGACACGAAAACAUUAUUUCCUAUGGAUUAAAAGAGAAAAACAGACAAGGCCAUGGUGCCAUAAUCAUCUAAAAAGUGUUGUAGGCUUCACUGGGGGAGCUUAACGCACCAGCAACUGUGGGACAGAGGGGCUUACAGGUCAGCCGUGCCUGGACAGACUGCCCCCGCCUCUGCACACAUACUAGAAAUGCAAUCUCCUUACAUAUCUGGAUUAAGGGCUUGUGUACGGUACAUUCCUGGGUUAAACACCCUCCGUCCUCCCCCAAACUCCUGUUCAUCCUACAUGAACAUACUUCAAGUGUUCUCAUCUUGUGUCGUACAAUGUGCCUGUUUUCUUUGCGAUAUUGCGUUUUUGACCCAGUUGUAGAUUGGCAGAAAACUAAACAGUCCCCUUGCAGUGCUUUUGAUCCCCCAGGACUCUCCGGGUGAGCAGGAGGGUAUAUUUGCAGCUUGGUGCCGUGUCUUUAUUGUUCUUUAAUUCACACAUUCAUUCUCCUUCCUUGUGUCCCUGGCUUGAAGCCUCAGUUGGUAAUUGAAAGGCGAGUAAUUUGUCUUUUUAAGAGUCGGAGGGGGUGACGUGGCUGCUCUGCGGACGGGGCCAGGACCCCUACCCCGCGGCCAGUUGAGAGGUUUGUUGUUGAUCUGCCAGCCAAUCCCCAGGCCCUUGAGCCCGUAUUGAUCUGGAAUGAGAGGGUGUUUGCAGCCAUGGUAACAUAUUCAAAUUAGACCACAGCUACUCCAGGGUUCUUUGGGGCUGCUGUGCUUUGGAUACAUUCAGCAAGAGAUGAUGUUUGAGGAUCACGUAGUAGAGAAAGAAGCUACUUGACAGAAAGACCCUUGGAUCUGGUCAAGAUGAAAAAGGAUGAAAGAGGCACCAUUAUUUCUCAUUAGAGGAGAUCCUUUUUAAAUGCAUUAGCUCUAAAAAUGGACGAUAUAGGACACUUGUUUGCUGCUGUUGAAUUAUUUAUUACACUGGAUGAGCUGCUUAUGCAUUCCUUAAAAGAGAAAUACAUAAGUCUCCUGUAUGAUCUUUUUGAACCAAUAGAGCUCUGCUGGCGUGCUCUGAGUGGCUGUGAUUAGUUGGUAGUACCAUGAUGUUGGCUAGCUCAAACGCAGCACUUCAAACCCUGAGACUGUUGUUCAUGCCCUGUCUGAAACCAAUACUUGGUGUUGGGAUUAAUAUUUGAACCCAUCUUAAGCUUCUCAGGAACUUUUCCAAGAUUUUUCUAUAGGUGUUGAAAUGAAAGGAAUCCUCAUUUGGAUUAUAACUAAAGUUAACUUUAGGGCUUCUGUGAACAGUGUUCGGUUUGUGUCAGUCCUGGUGCGCCCCCUGUGGACAAAGCAGUCUUUCCUGAUCUUGCUAAUCUUGCUCAUCAUGUAUUGUGAAUAUUUUAUAUGUAUGUUGUUAAAGCUGGGCUGUUUCUCUGGCUACUUGGCAGACAUAUGCCUUCUCACUCAGGUUUUAGGUCUGACUUUUGUUUGUUUAUCAUAUAAGGGCAUAAAUGUGAGCCAGUUUUAAAAAUGCCAGAAAACUCCUUACAUGAGCUUUAAUAGUGGACACAGGGCCUGAUACCCACACGUUAAAGAAGACCUAUAACAUUUUUUUAACCUUUCAUGAUGUCAGUUUGACUCCUAUAAUCUGCAAGAACCUCUAAUUUAUUUUAUACUGGUAUCCAUUUAAGUAUUGUUCAACCUCUGGCUAAAAUGCAUCAUCGUUGCUGCUUUUCCACCAAUAUAAAGUUAGACAACAAAGUUUUAGAAUAAGCAGAUUUUAGCUCUUAUUAUUGAUUUUGCUGUACUGAUGUUGUUUUACUUUGAGACUUUCUUUAUCAUGAUUUUUUUUUUUAUGUUUUAGUCUUUUAAUUUUCUAUCGAAUUUUCCCUCAGGGAUAAAUAGUGUGUCUUAUCUUCUUCUUCUUAUCUUAUGUCUGUUCUUUUUUGUCUGCCUGUUCCCAGUUGAAGCUCUCUAAGCUGCAUGUGUGUUUUUAUAAAAGAGGUUACACAAAGAAAGUUGUGUUGUAAUUUUCAGACAGACUUGUUUAAGGAUCACACCAUCAUCUGUACAUCGUGUUUUGAAGCUUUGCUCAAGUGAAGUAUAUGUAACAUUGCAGUGGUUGAAUGGUUACAUCCUAGUUUAGCCAUAUGUGGCUUCAUACAACUCAGUCUUUAUAGUUCAGAUCAAAAUACAACCAUGCAGCUUUAGCUAUGAAACACCAUUCAUCAUCUGUGCUUGUUUAUUCCCUAGUAGUAGAGCGUCAUGACAGUCGACAUAAAUCAAAGCUAUGGGGGGUACAGGAAGCUGGUGCAGCUUGGAAACAACCUGCAUUUUGGGCCAGUAAUAAGAAAAUAAUUAUAAGUUGUGAAACAGACUGGUAGUUUAGAUGCAGACUAGUAAAGAUGAUGCUGUAUGGUUGAGUCCAUGAAAAGAGAUGCACUGAUUAUGAAAAUCAGAGAUGAUACCAUUGUUUAAAAUAACAAUUCAGAUGAUACUAGGGGUGGGAAUCACUAAUGGCCCUUCGAUAAAAUAUUAUCAUGAUACUUGAUAUCAUCUCUCUGAUAUGAUAUCAUUGUGAUUUUUCACAUUUUGCAAUACAGUGAGUAUUGUGAUACAGUAUCUUGUGAUUUAGAAAUAAUUUUUCAACUGUUUGGCUAAUUUAGCAUUUGGCUUUCCUUUAUGUUUGAACUACAGUAUUUUAUUUCCAUGUAGCAAAUCUAGCAAACCUUAUAUAUAUUUGUUGUACUAACUUUCUCCUGCUCUAUGAUGUCUCCUCUGCCAACCUCACUGGACAAAUAGUUGAUUUUAUUUUUCCAUUAUCAUAGAUUUGACUUCACAUAUUGAUACUUAGUAACUGAGACGAUAUGAUAUAUCACCAGACAAAGUAUCGCAAUACUGUGCUGUAUCCCCCCCCCCCCCCCCCCCGAUGAUACUGAUGUAGUUUGCAUAACUACGUUGUCAUUCUCUGUGUCUGAUUUUUAAAUUAGCCAUGAGAUUUCGUAAAUUUAAAAAGUUCCUAGCGACUGACACAUCAGAAUUUAAAAUCAGUGUUUAGCCAGUCAGGACACAGCAAUGUAGAACUACUCAGCAGCUACAGAAAAAAAACAAAAAAACACACACCAAAUGUUUGAGCAAUUCAAAAGGUUCGUCUCAUGGACGUCACAGAUUAAUUAUUUCCUUGAUUUGUUGGAUUUAACAUUCUUAAUUAAUUUUUCCAUGAUGGGGCACUGAGGACUUUUAUAGCUUUAAGCUUCUGCUGUUGUUGCUUAGGGACAUAGAGUCAAAGGUAUUAAACAGAGCGGUGGGCGCUGACGCCAAAUCCAUUCAAAAUUGACCCAGAAUCUAAAUGGAAAAUGAUUGAAGCUGCGCAUCUGUCCUCUAAAAAGCACAUUUAUCAGGUCCUGCUUACUGUCAGUGGAGUAUAUGAAAGGAUGUACCAGUCUGUUUUAUUUGUGAAGCCAAAUCAAGAAUUGAUAAAUCUGCCCCAUUGACUCUGAAACAUGCACACCCUCUAACCCGCUGUGUCUGUAGACCUGAGACUAACACUGACAAGACACUGAUGUUAUCUGACACAGUUUUUUUUAUUACUUGUUCUGUUUACAAAGACAGUCUCUUUUUCAUCCAAGCCUUUGAGGUGGCAAUCUCUGUCUCUCAAUAUUGAUAAACCAUAAACAAACCCAUCUGAAAUAGCCCCUGCCUCCACUGUAUUUGCUUUGUUUUGCAUUCCAUCGCUGAAAUUCAAAAGCCCAGGCCCACAAACUGGACCAGUCUCAUCUCAGCUUGUCCAAACAACCUCUGAGCCCAUUUGGGCCCCGAUCCAGUGUCCCUUUGUUACCUCAAAGUAAACCCACUGACCCUGUCUGCCACCAUCCUCCAGCCUAGAGGCACGACUGCUCCAGUCCUGUCAGCAUUACUCAGCAGGAGAGGACCACCUCAUGGCUCCAGGUUACCAAGCACCCCUAGUUCCUGCCCUGAUCGGUGCCCAUUUUGUCAAUGGAGCAUGGACAGUUUGGCAGACCGUGUUGCCUUUACGUGCCAUUGCUGGUUCCGCCAAACAAUAGCACCAUUCUCACUAAUGUGGCAAGUCAUGCCCAGUGGAAAUUGAAUUGCUUUCUACACAAGCAGCCCUGUGACGAUCAAUUACCUAACCAAGACCCUUUUAUGGGUCAUUUAGAGGACGAAAGGGAACAAGACUGAGAUAUAAGAGCCUGGGAAAGUGUGGGGAAGAGGAACCAUGUACCUGGAUCUGGUCUGUUUUAAAUCAUCAGUCAAUGACUGUUGAUAGAAAUGAAGCAAAUUGACAGUCAGUUGUUGUCCCAGAUUACUUAUGAGACAAAGCAGGUACACAGUGUACUCUAUUUAAUAUUAUUACAAAAUAUCUGAAGGGUGAAACGUUGUCAUCCUGACUUGUGUGGUACCAGUAUCGACACACAGGUAGAAAUGAUGAUCCUCCAAACUGAUUUUCUUGCUGCUUUAUUUUCUUUCUUCUACUGUAUAGUGAGUAAAUAACAUGACAGUUAGCUGAAGAUGUUGACUGCAACAAAAUUAAAGAAGACAGUAAAAUAAACUCUGUAGAGAUGUGCUAGCAGCCUCAAAAUCAAAAAGAAGAAAAGAAUUAGGAAAUCUAGGGGCUCUAUUUUUGUGCCAUGCCGCCGGCGGUCUUUAUGCUGAUACAAAAGAUAAAACUGCACUGAUUUGCAAUGAUCAGACCCCAGAAAGUGAACGCUGGUAGGUUAAAGAGUGGAAAAUCAAAGCCUUCCGUGUUAAAUCACAUUGUAUCAUAGUAUCAUGUCAUGCUGUAUUGCAUCCUAUUCUAUCAUAUCAUAUUGUAACUAAUCUUAUCACAUCAAUUCAUAUCAUAUAAAAUCAAUUAAUAAUGUAUUGUGCACUGAUUGUAUUGUAUCAUAUCAUAUAAUUGUAUUAAAUCAUGUAAUUUCCUAUCAUACCAUGAUGUAUAAUGCAUAAUGAUGGCAUGGUAUGCUGGACCUUUUUGUAUUUGCAAGUCCCCUAGUAUUUCUUACCUCUAUUAUUUACAGAGGUCCAACUAAAUCUAUACAUCAGCAAACGGUUGUUAAUACUGAUUAAAAAGAUAAAACAAACAAACAAAAAAAAAAUAAAUAAAUAAAUAAAACUACUUCCUCAUUAUGGGUUAAAGAGCUCAAACAUAAACAGACUUGAGAACAGCCAUAUACAGGAACCAACAGAGCAAGAAAGCAGGACAGAAUGGAGGACAGAUAGAGAAUGCACAGAGAGUAUCAGUGAGACUUGUAAUAACAAUGCCUUUAACAAGAAGUGAAAUAUAACUGCUAAUACAGAUGAUUGAGGUUAUAACCCUCCAUUAUUAAAACAGUCUCCUGUUCCCGUUACAGGGGCAGCAGGCUUCUGUGGUUUCACAGGCCUGUUGCCUCUCAAAGUAGACAGUAAAUCCCUCAUGUUAAGUUUACAUGUAAAUCAGGAGGUGGCAGUUUGUCUGGAGUUCAGUAUGUGGUCAUGUUUUCAGACCUGUGGCCAGCUGAUGAUGCAGUUCAUUUCUCUAAAGAGCCCGGACAUGUGACUGGGCAGUAUAGAUGACAAGGCAGCCCUCUCUCUGGCAGGGACAGUGCUCAACAAUGGCUUUACAGUGGCUGCUCUGCUGCUGGAACUUUUCUCCGGACGGGUACAGAGAGGGACGGGGGGCACAGAGAGGGUAGAGCUGGCUGGAUUGGCGGUCUCUGGGUAGUGGGCUGAACGACCCAUGACCUGCAGGAAUGGGACACAAUGGGCCUUUCUGUCACUGCAACUCCUGCCUCGCUACACCCAAACACCCUGAGUCAUGGUAUGUAGGUUAAUAAGUAGAUGGGCCAGACAUUUAAAUCUGCCCUUUAAUUCUGUAAAGCAUGGUGGACUGGACCUCUGUCACGUGUCAGCUGGCCCGGACACUACAAGGCUGUUGUCAUUAUCAUUAACCUAUAAUGAUCAAUCAAUUCGUAUGGCCCAAAUCAUAUCCAGUGACAACAGAAGAAAACAUCAAAUCCUCACAUUUACUUUGACCUGACAUGACUAAUAUGUUAUUCCCAUCAAUGAGUAUCUGUCAAAUGAAUACCAGCCAAUAAAUUGAUUAAACAUGACAAAGUGAGGCCACAGACCUUGACAAACGAUCCCUGAUUUGACUUGGUUAUGCAAGGACAUAGCCUUGAGUCUUUGUAUGGAUACAUGUCGAUAUAAGAGCAACUGUCUGUCAUGUCAUUGAUUGAACAUAGAGAAGGUUGUGUUCAGUUUAAAGGGUUUUAAUGUAAAGGCAUUUGACAUAUUAUUAAUGUCUGAUUAAAGUUGGAAUGGAUGUCCAGAAAAAUCAAAGGAUUACGUUUCUACUUAUUUUGAUGAGAUUGGAGUACAAUAUAUUAAAUCCUGCAUCUUUAUAUCCAUAUUUACAUUUUCCUUUUUGCUGGUUGGAGCAUGACUGUAUUUCUGAAUAGGACAAAACUUUUUAAUCAGCGUUAGCCUCUUUCCCCGGUUUUUUAAUCACCGGGUCUGUUUGUUUUGGAGAGGAGGAGACCUCUGGAUAAUCCAGCUCACUGUAAAUCCUUGUGAAUAAUGAACACUGAGGGGUCAUUUUGAGACUCGCUUUGUAAAGUUUUACAUCCUGACCUGCUUUUGAAUGGCUCCUAGAAAGUGCACAGACGGUAAAUUGGUCUUAUGCAAGUUGUCAGAAAAUUGGACACUGAGAGUCAGAAUUAUCUUUCUAUUCACCUCUCUUGUUGAAGUUUCCAUGUAUAGCUGUUCAAGCAUCACACCAAAAUCCUUAUCACAACUAAUAACUGCUAAUAUUUCCACAGAUCAUCCAUGAAUAAUAGCUUGAAUUUGCAUCCUUAGGCCAUGUACACACGUAGCUGGGUAUUUUUAACAAAUAUCCACCCCCCUGCAUUUAAAAAAAAAAAAAGUCAUGUACACACAUCAUUGUUUUUCAAUAAAAUUCCAUCCACACAUAACCGCAUAAGUUGGAGUUGGUAGCAUUUGCCAAAAAGGUUAGAUCCAUUCCAUCCAUUCAAUGCAAGCUUCCCUCUCUCGUCAUCACCAAACAUGAAACAUAGUGUUGUGUAGUUCUUUCGUGUGGAUUAACAAAGAGAUGGAAGCGCUUUUAUGGAUUGUUUUGGAGUAUAAAGUCAACAAGACACUUGAAAGGUUGAGGAAGCAUUAUUUGGUGUAGAAUAACCGACUGUAAAGCUCUCCUUCUCCUUUGCUCCUCACAAAAAUAUAUAUUCUGUAUAUAUCUGUGCCGUCUACUGACAUAAACAAUGGCAACAAUGUCAUAAUUCAAGAUGGCAGUGCAGUACAUCAACUGUAAAGCUCUUGUAAUACAACAUUUAUUAGCACUACUGUUUUGUUUUUGUGAAAUUAAAUAAGUGGUAUGUUGUAUCGCCCAGUGUCUGUGAACACGGUGCUUUGGUGUUUGUAUGGGUGAAAUAUCGUAUUUUGUGCUGUUUACAACUGGUGUAGCUAACAACAUCGAACAACAGCUGACAACAGUUGACAACUGCUAACAACUAGCGAUUGCAGACAAUUGUAAACAACAGCUAACAAUGCCUAAUGUCGGCAUCCAUCUUGGUUUUCUGACUCGGUAACUGAAAAGUUCCCAGUUCCGAUAACCAACUUCCGAGGUAACUGGAGCACAGCGUAUGUCCACCAAAAGCACUGUUUUUUGACGUAUUCGCGGCUUUGUGUGGAGGACAGGCCGAAUCGCACAAAAUAUAUUCAUUUUAGCAGAUACCCGGCUACGUGUGUACAUGGCCUAAGCUUGAUGAAAUGAAAUACUAUGCAGCAGCAUCUGGCCGUGGUGCUUCUCGUGUUUUCUUGCCUGCUGUCGGCACUUUGGCAGCACUUAUUUUCACUCACAUGGAAGCAUGGUCAUGUUUUCAGGAGCAAGAGGUGACGUUUGACUGCUCUCAUUUAUAGCUCAGUGUCGUGUCAAGGUUUUUAAGUGGCAAACCAACAGUUCCUGGAGUUUCAUUGCUGAAAGGCAACAUGUUGCACCAUUUAUUUGCAGUAGCCGGUAUUAAAAUAAUGAGUCUGGUUUAUUUGUAACAAGACAGAUACAUUGAUCCUAAACGACACCCCUUUGUUUCUAUGCUGUUGUUUAAUCGCUGCAUACAUUUUAACAGCACCGUGCAUCCCACAUGAAUUGCUCUGCCAGGUUUUAACCAGCAUUAAUUUGCUUUUCUGUUUAAAUGUCUGAGGCCUACUAGGAGAGAAACCAGUCUGGUGGUGAAUAUGUGGUUCUGAAGUCUCCCCCUGUUCAUGUUUGAGGCAGAGGAAUAGAUUGAGUUGUUCAAACCUCCUGCUGUGCUUUUGGUUUUAUCUCCCCGCUCAGGUAAUUCCAUUUUCUCUUUGUGGAUGUGCUUUCUCUCUCAGCGGGGGGCUCUGCUGUCAGUCUCUCUCAGUGCAGAUGUGCUGUUUACUGUCUGCAGGCUCCCAAAACAACCAGCUCCCUCUAUCUAACCCCAACACAGACCUUCUUCUUCUUCUUUUCAUGCCCCCGUCUUCUUUAAGCACUGUUCUCACAAUUCCUUGUUAAUGCAAACUGAUUCCUUUCCAACUAAACCUACCCUGGUGUUAAAACAGAUAUUAAGUGUUUAAGCUCUUGGAAAAUUGUGAUUAUGGAAACCAGGCCAUCCCACAAGUCAGAAACUUUUAAUUAAGAGUUUGAAAGAGGCCCAGUAAAUAUGCAUUUUUCAGUUCAAUCGCUUUGAAAUAAGGUUUUGCAGAGCGCUGCUGGAGAAACAGCAAUUAAAUCCUCUUCUCCAAAACAGGCAGAUAUUAUAAUGAAAGCCAAGCUUAGCCGCCUCUAGCUUGUUUGAAGGUUCUCAGUGAGUUUUUAAGGGUGGGAUUUCGGACAGGGUGAACAGGGUUUUCCACAAAUAUCCCCCCUUUUCCCCCAAACAAACACCCAAAACUAAAAGUACCAACCCUCAGAGGAUGGACUGCAUGUGAUCUUGUGGUUAAUUAAGAAUUUAUUGUAAGUGUGUAAACUAACAAGUACUCACUUUGAGGCAGGGAUGCAGGUUUCAGAGUCAGAUUGACAAAACAGUUAAAAAAGACAAGAAUAUUUACACAACAUGCCUGUGCAGUCUGCACAACAAAGUUUUCCUUAUUCCCCAUGCAGAAGUUUGUGGAUGAAGUCAUAAUGAUAAUAACAGACAAAAAGCUUCACUAUGAACUAAUUCAAACAUUAAUUGCACUGUGUUGGUCUUCUCUAUCUCCAAGCUGCUUGUUAAAGAGACUUCACUCCCCUUAUAAAAACACUGCAGUUGCAGAGCAGGAACAAUAAGUAUGCAUAAGUCCAAAAAUGCAAGCAUUGAGGGAAAUGAGAGAAUUUAAUCCAGUGAGACACAGGACUCUCAGUAUAAAGGCUUCAUUUGACUCUCAGAGCACGUAGCUGGAUACCUGACACACAAACACAAACAAAUGACAGAUUAUUAGGUUGAUUCCUGAAUUAAAGCUCCUGUAAGUUUUUUUUUCUUUUAUGUGGUAGACUUAAAUUGAAGGGAAUGUCUCCUGUGAUAUCAAAAAAUAAACAAGACCAACCAUUUUUAUAGUAUGUUUUUUAAUGCCUGAAAUCAGCGGAGUAGGGUAGGUGUCAGGUGAGCAGCUAAAAGAACAGAUUUUACGAUGUCAACAUAAGAUAAUCACAAUAAAUGUCCAUUUGACUGUCAGAAGUCAGCAGGAUGAGAUUCUUUGUUGGACUCUAUUUAAGCGAGCUAAAAUUGACACAAACAAAAAGUUCCUCACAGGAGCUUUAAGUUCAAGUCCUAUGGAAUUUGAAGGAGGUCUGUAACGCUGAUCCAGAUUUAAAUACAUAUACUGUAACAAUGUUGGAUGUCCACUUUAAAACCAAAGUUCCAUAUUGGGAGCUAUAAAGGUGGUGGCACUCAUCUUUGUUUAAUGUAAUUUAAAGUUAGUUUUAUUGUAAUUUAAAGUUCUUCUUGUUCUUAUUCUUAAUGAGGCUUUUUAAGGCUUUGUAACAUGAUGAUAGUGGACAACUCUUUUACCCAGAUGCAUGAAGAGGCAUUUUGAUUUGUUUGAAUGAUGGCUGAGAACUGUAAAGAAAAUGUAUGGGAAACUCUGAGCAUUGACAUCCUAUGGGUAAAACCCAGGACUGAUAUAUGAGUUCAGUGCAAAGCUGAACCCAACAGUUUCUCACUGAAUUGGAAAAUCUGAUUAAACAGAAGGCCUCAGGGUCCUCAGAGCAUCUUCUUUUGACAGAGAGAUGCUUUACUUAGCAACAAGAUGAUAGAUCAUAGCAACCAGGCCUUAGUUUGCUUGAAUAAAUUUGAGCCUGUUUGAGUGGCAGGCUGCACUUAUUUCUGAAAGUACAGCAUCUUCCGGACCGUCUUCAGAGAAACUCGUCGUCUGUCACCUGAUGCUGAGGCACACUUCCUGUGUCUGUCAGUGUUUUGAGUUUGGUCAUAUGUGCGCACUUGUGUUGGUGUGUGUUUUAUGAAAGGGUUACUGGUUUGGGGAGGAAGUUCCCAUAUACCUUGCGGGUUCUUGAGUCCACAUCGCCCCUUAGCGCUCAGUUUCACCACAGAUUUCAGAGGAUGGCCUAAAUUACUCAACCUGUGUUUACAGGCUGAUAUGAACUCCAACACACAUGUUCUCAUUUCUCCUGCAUACAUGCACUGAAGUAACCCACUUAGGGUUUAAAGGUCACAUUGGGGUGUGACAGCAGAAGAGCAGAGAGGUGGAGAUGUGUGAAAAUAUGCCACUUGGAGCUGCAGGGCGGCAGGGUGCCGUUAUCUGGGUCACAUUCUGGAGAGGAGGAUCAUUAAAUUCGGAGCGUUAGACAUCAGCUACAUAAGAUCAAACCCUCUGUAUGUUUGCAUAUGUAUGACUUAAACACAACAACACAGCUAAGAGUAAGCUAUACACUUACUGACACACACACAACUUUCACCAUCCUCUUCCGUCUCACCACGCCGUACCUACAGCAGGAACGACAUUGUGCGAUAAAAGCGCUCCUCGCCGUGUGUUUGAUUUUCAAUUAACCUGAUUCUCCGGGGUUAAUACCCUGAUGCGCCUCAAUCAGCCUGCUCAGCGGCUCCGAGGCAAUCCCACUCCGUUCUUAGCAGAAAUGAGUCAUCAGCUGGUGAAGGCAUGCAGACACACUCGUCUUUGUCUCUGCUGAGGGCCUUUUGUGGAGAAAUUAUGCAGAAAGUAAUGCAAAGAGGAGGAAAAUUUCAGACUUGGCUUUUAACUGGAAUCAGACAUGAGCCCCUUUCACACAUGCACUGCCUCCUAAAAUUCCCCUUUAUUGUCUGAUGGAGGUGCGUGGCUGAAUGCUAAUAUCCAACCUGACUUGACACCGACUAUUCCUGCCGGGUCGAAGCAGGUCAAAGUCUCGAAAAUUCAUGUCAAGCAAAUGAUAUGGAGGAAAAAAUCUUAGUUUGUAGGCUUUCUUUUCUUUGCCGCUGGCCUCAAUCAUCUGUGCUUUGUUUAUUUCUGUUGAGUUCAUAUUGCAGAAUUAUUAUUUACUGUACGUGUUGUACUCAUGUGAAGACAUUAAAGGUGCUGUGAGGAGCUUUAAGUCUCUAUUGACUUUGGCGCCCCCUGUGGACAAAAUGGUAACUCCUAUUAUUGAUGAUUUUGUCUGAAAGUGAGUCUUGAAUAUUUUGCUGUGGGUAAAGUAACUACAGCUGUUUUUUUUAGCGUACCUACCCCCUCACAGCACUUAUAGGCAUUAAAAAUUAUAGUAUAGACAUUGUCAAUUUUAUCAUCAUUAGCUUUUGUACAUCAUAGAGUUGCAUUAUUGUUCAUUUCAGCCCAUUUCAUAGCUGAUUAAAAACUCCUUACAGAAGCUUUAAGCUUGAAAAGCUCUGCCUGCUACUCCUCCACGUUUUACCUGCUGCUCUCGAUCACCUGAACCAAAUGCAGUACUCUUGUUGGUGCAUGCGUAGAAGGCAAGUUCCUGCAGUUAUCCAGGUCUGGAUGUCCUGAAAUUCUCUGGAAAUUUACUUAUUAUUUUCUAAAAAUUGUUAAACUGCAUUUCUUUUGUUAUUUCUGGGGUUUGGGGGAGAAUUUACAGCAAAAUACUGUAGUCCUGACCCGCUUGUUAAAAUUAUGGAUAUGCUGGCACUGAAUACUGAUUAUUUUUAAUUGGAUAUAAUACAGCCCUCAAAACAGAUUUUCAUCCCAGUUUAACUCAGUGCGUCACUACUUCAUGACUCAACAUAUGAAUGACGGGGACAUGAGUGUAAGUCCAUUGGCUGCAGCAGAAUUUGACUGUUCGUGUGGCAUUCGUUCCAGCAGUGUCUGAGUUCACUCCAUCCUCUCAGCAGAAUUAAAACUCAGCAGACACAAACUCUCUCACUGAGUCUUUCUCUCACCUGACUCACCACAAUGAAACUGUGACGUUCCCAUGACAGAAAAAUCCUCCCACCAAUCUGCCGCCCCGCUAACGAGGCAGAUAAUGGCUGUAAUCUGUCAUCAUCCUCAUCUAUUUUGGCUGACCUUUCCAUUGACAGGCUGAGGGUGAACGCUGGGAUCAGCUGUGAUCACUUUGUUUUUUCACACAGCUGGCAGCAAACUCGCCACAUCUCCAAAAUCUAAUCACACUAAUCUUCUUCCUAACAUGCAACAAUGGAGAGGAAACACGCUGGAUUCUGGAGAUUGGAUGAUUGCAGUUUGUUGGAUGUUGUUGCCGCACAAUUGAGCUGUUUUUUGUUUAUUUGUUUGGGCUUUUGAGAUGAUUUUGACUUGUUUUUUGUUAUAUUCAGAAGAGUUUUUGUGCUAUCUUGACAGUGUGUAGCUGGAGCGUGUGAACCGCAGACUUUACGACCCCAGGAGCAUGAACUCCGACCUUUUAUGGCCUGCUGGGUGAGCUCUGAGUGUGGCCACCCGUCAAGCAAUCCACUCUGUCUGGGCCCCUUUCAUUCUCUUCAUCUGCUCUAUAUAUUCUGUCUUUCUUUCUCCCCCCUUCUCUCUUUCUCUCUCUCUCUUUCACUCAGGUCAUUCAGCUAAUGAGUGCUCCUAUUUAAGGCAAGGACCAGAGCCCUAAAUAGAUCUCCUAAGAUCCUUUAAUCGGCCGCUGAGGCCUCUUCUGUUCUCUGUGACGACAGUAUAGAUGCAGUGAGUCAUACAGUAGUUACAGUAGCCACCACCUGCUACGUACCCUCAUUCACUUACCUGUCUGGGACCCCCUUCAGCCCCAGCUGGACCUCUUUCUCUCUUUUGGGGACCAUGUUUUCCUACCUGAGGAGCCCACACUACAUUGUGAGUAGCCGUCUUUGUCUGAGUGAAUGUGACUGGAGGUGUUAAGGCUUAGGCUGCUUGGCUGAGGGCAGAAGUAGAGCAGGUGUUAGUGGGUCUUUGUUCUUACUGCGGCCUCUGAUAGUGACUGCAGUAUUGCGCUUAGAUACUGUGUUUUUGAUUGAACAGCCUGAAUACCAUGAGGGUGUUGUUUGAUGACAGCCAGUGGUGGAAGUUUUCUUAAUGCUUUGCUUUAAAGGAAGUUUGGCACCGAGAAUAUUCCUGAAGUUUUCCAAAGUGAUGAACUCAGACAUCCUGAUUUAUCCAGCAAACAGCCCAAAAGCACAAGACACUUAAUUUACUGUCAAACAUGACAAAUGUUAAAAGGCUGUGUUAUGGUUUGGAAGUUUUAUUAACUCUUGAAAGACAUCACUUGUUAGAUCAUAGUUAACAUGCUGCUCCUUUGUGCUGACUGCACAAAGUAGUUUCUAUGAUGUACAGAUAAGACUGCUUAUAUAAAAGUAGUAACUUUGUAUGCAUGUGUAUUUUGCUCUCACCCUGACAGUAAUUUUCAAAGUAUAUAUAAAAAAUCUCAGAGUGUAGCUUUGCCUCUGUUUUGGCAAUGUAUGAAGAUAUAUUGAACUGUCAUUCCUCAGUUUGUAUACUUUUCUUAUAAUGUUAGAUACUCAUUAAUACACUGUGGAUGAUACCGCAAUAUAUUAGUUCUCAGGAUUAAUUUAAACCAGACAAGUGCAGAGUAUUGUUGUGAUAAACAGUGAAGAUAUUUUAAUAAGAUUGUUAAACAAUUAUUUGGAUCUGUAAGGUUAUUUUUGGUGAUUUUUAAAGGACACAUACACCCAUUAAAUAUGACUGAAAUAGCACUAAAGGAAACUUUCUUGUAGUCAGACUAAUACAUUUAAAUAAUUAGGGGUGGGAAAGAGAAUCGAUACAGCAUAUUAUCGUGAUAUUUUGUCUAGAGAUGUAUCGUAUCGUCUCAUAUACAGUACAGGCCAAAAGUUUGGACACACCUUCUCAUUCAGUGCUUUUUCUUUAUUCUCAUUACGAUUUAAAUUGUAGAUUCUCAGUGAAGGCAUCAAAACUGUGAAUGAACACAUGUGGGAUCAUGUGCUUAAGAAAAAAAUGUGAAAUAACUGAAAACGUAUUAUAUUUUAGAUUCCUCAAAGUAGUCACCCUUUGCUUUUUUGAUAGCACUGCAAACUUUUGCUGUUCUCUCAAUGAGCUUCAUGAGGUAGCUUCAAGGUGUGCCUUGCAGGGUUACUUCGUGACAGACAGAGUCAGUCACUAGGUACUUCUGUCAUCAAGAGCAAAGGGUGGCUAUUUUAAAGAAACUAGAAUAUAAAACAUGUUUUCAGUUAUUUCACACAGUACAAAAUUCCACGUGUUCAUUCAUAGUUUUGAUGCCUUCAGUGAUAAUCUAAAAUGUAAAUAGUCAUAUAAAAAAAUAGGUGUGUCCAAACUUUUGGCCUGUACUAUACCAAGUAUCGAUUUUCCAAAUUAAUCGCUUAUAUGAACAUAAGUUCAUAUAAUGGAAAAAUAAAAUCAACAGUUUGUCCAGUGAGGUUUGCAGAGGUGAUGUAAUAGAGCAGGAGAAAGUUAGUAUAGCAAAGAUAUAAAAGGUUUGCAUGAUGUGCUACAUGAAAAUGAAAUACAGCAUAAAUAAGACAAACAUAAAGGUCCUACAGACAGUUGAAAAAAUUGUAUAAAUCACAAUAUAUUGUAUCGCAAUACUCACUGUAUUGCAAAAUGUUGAAAAUCACAAUAACAUCAUACUGUCGCCCAAGUAUCAUAAUAAUAUUGUAUCGUGGGGCCACUAGUGAUUCCCACCCCUAUAAAUAAUACAGUGUCAUCAGCAAUUUGAAUGAUGUGUACAGUCAUGUCUUUCUGCACCACCAGCUCUGUGGCAGUGACUUCAAAUUAACAGAAAACUCCCCAUCUUCUUUUGCGAGUGAUCCUCACAACACUUCAUUGUAUGUACAGGAGUUAAGACUGGGUGUAUAGGGCCUUUGGUUUUGUCAGCCAUCUCUACAAACUCCCACUAUGUCAACAAACACCAGGGUGAGCAGGAACACUUAUUCUUAAAAUCUGUGCCUAUUAAUCAAGUGUUUAGGGGGGAAUCUGACAGAAGCACUGCUCGUGCAAGUUUACAUUUUUAAGAUCGUGACACACAGAGAUGGACUCUGCAUGCACAGCUGUUAGUUUUGGAGACUUAAUUUUGCAUUGGUUCGAAUACAUUGACCUCUGAGGUUGAGUGUUACGCAACAGUUACUGGUUUAAUGGCUGUUUCCAGUUUCUUCUUCCAGCAUCUAAGGAAGUCCAUGACUGACUCAUACAGAGGGAGUAAAAAGAGGCCCUGACCUUCACUUAACUGCAGGGCAAAUGCAGUUCAGCUGGAACGCCUCGCUGAUGAGGAUGGAGUCUGUCAGUGAACAGAGCUGAUAUUGUGAGAAGUGACAGAAGCUCCAGGUUGUGUGUUCGCUCAUGUCAGUGCACAAAGGUGAUUGUAUCCACGCUUAGAGCUUUUCCUGGAUGUUGAAUAGGUGAAAGGAUCUUUUUCCCUCAGCUGUAACACACCUGCCCACCUUAAAAAGUAAAGACUGAAUGAUUUAAGCUAUGUUAGCUCCGCCUCCCUAAUCACCGUGGUAACACAGCUGUCAAAUCUACCUACUGUGACUUCUUUAUUCUCUAUAGCUCUGGUAUUUUUGUCUUUCUCUUUGUGCCCUUUUCCACCCGUGUGAAUCUCUACUCCUUUCUUCAACCCUCCUCCUCCUCCUUCUGCUCCUGUUGUUGUUGUUGUCAGCUGCUCUGACUGAAGGCUGACUGACCAUUGUUUUCCUCUGUACCAAGAGCCCUUGUGUCCCGCGCCAUCUCUGCACUUCAUGUGGUAGAGCAUCAAUAGACCUCAGGCCUUCUGCCGCCAGGCCCCCUGAGUCUGCUCCAUCACGCCUGUUGACCUCAGAUCUGACAGGCGGUCGGGAAUCAAGUAAAUGAAAGCCUGGUUUAACAGGUCACUUCACCUGAAGACCAAUUAAACAUGUCCUCUUACCUGGACUUCUGGAGAAUAACAUAAACCUUAACAGCUCUCUGUAGGGUGACAUAAGAGGGCCGUGUAGUUUUGAGAUGUAAAUGUAUUUUCUAAUAAGUCGUGUUUGGACCAAAACUAGAACUUCUUUUUAAUAAUUUGUUUCCUGUGUUGGGGAUACCAGACUUAUGCUUUGAGCCUCACUACAGCUGAAUAAACCCCAAACAUACAGAUUUAGUUUUGAUUUCAUACAACCAAAUUCCAAAAACCACUGAGCACUGUGUAAAAUAUGGAUAAAGACAUUUUUUGAUAGUUUGGGAAUCAUUUUAAACAUUUCAUUGAGAAUAGUGCAAAGGCAACAUAUUUAUUUUUGAACUGGAUAAUCUCAUGAAUUCUCUUAUUUUAAAUCCAAUAUUAGCAGCGUGUUUCAUAGAAGUGAAGACUGAUUCAUCAGCACCUUUGACCAUUGCGUUUACAGUUUUUGGGAGAGAUUUUACACUCAUACAGUGAUUUUCACUCCAGUCAAGCCUGUUUAAUGCAGCACUGCCUGUCAUAGCCAUUCAGUAUUGUAUGUUUGUUUAAAAAUUUUAUAGUCUUAAUUUAACACUGUGAAAAUUUAACAUAACAUUUCAUAAAAUAACAACAAAGUAAUUUGAUAUUACAUGAGUCAUCACAUAACAACAGAGUGACUAGAAACAUGAACACUAACAAACAACAGAUGAAGAAAUAGGAAUGGAGACUAGACCAAGAAAAAAAAAUGAACAUUUAAUGGACAAAGGUAAUUCUGAAACUGUUGAACUGUUAGCUUAUGCAGUCUCUCACAGUCAUGUAACUGUCUGGUUAUAACUGACUAUUGAAAUGAUGAGUCAACUAAUCCAAUGAUUACAUGCCUUCUCCUUAAAUGUUCAUGCAUCACUGACGUGUUGCCAUGAUAUGCAAGAUCUGCAAACCUUGCAAGUUUUUUUUUAUUUUUUUUAUCCACCUUGUCUGGGCUAAAGUGCUCCCAAACUUAGGAGCUUUUUAAGCACAUACUCGUAACUGCUGUAUUGGACACCAGCGCCGCCAUAUUUUAAUACCCUACCGCUUGGCGGAGACGCUAUUGUGCAUGUGUGACUCUAUGCAGAGAUCGUAAUGAAGUAAGAUGCCUCUUUCCAUCGAAAAAAGAAACAGCCCUACUCACAGCUUCAUAAUAUUUUGAAGACUGUCUUACCUGUAUAUUUGCCGUUAGAAAUACAUGGCUUAUAUUCAGGGUUUGAUUUUAAUUCAAAGACUGGGAAACUCAUCAACAGUCAAAAGCUGUACUCAGUAGAUGAGCAAUGUUUUCCUCUACCACAUAUGCUGUUCAGUUUCUACAUUUGAUAUGUUGUUUUGUGCUACUUUCCAUUAAAUACAAAGUAAAAUCAUUUGUAACAGAUUCUGCUUUUUUUCAACAUUUUUCACAGCGUACUCAACAGUUUAGGGAUGGAGGUGGUACAGUUAAGAGGUUGAAAGGAUGCUGAAAUAAAUGUGCUCAUGCUUUGUCAGACCUGUCUGCAAGACACAAGUGGAAAUACUCAGAGUAUUUGUUGCUUAAUGAAAUGGUUGGUUCGAACAGUGCUCACAAGCUGUACAAGUCUGUGCAUAAAAUGGUCAAAAUUUGCAUCUAAAUGUAAGCCUGUUUUUGCAUAGACUGUUAUUUAAUCAUCCAAAAGAAAACCCUCAGUUUUGGACUGAGCGCCUUUUUUGCUAGUUUGACUGCCAACUCUUGUUUUUAUUCUCUAACAUAUCAGCCAAGAACUCUCUUGCUGAAUGUCACUAAAUGGAGCAUUUUUUAGCUCCUAUAAAACUUAACAUGCAUCAACCUCAUAAUCACAUAUACUUCCAGUUUGGGGUCCAUUUAAACAGCAUUAUUUACAGUCUCAGCUCUACUGUUUAAGUCCACCGCUGGGUGCAAACAGCUUUUUUUUGUAAGUUUAACAAUUCAAAAUAUUCUGUUUUUUCUUUCCCAGGAAGGAAAGAGUCAGUUUGGUCUUAGCAGCAGCAGAAGUGACUGAUGUAAACUGAAGGGAGUUCUUCAGAGAGACCUUGCUUUGGUUUUCAGUCCUCAACUGAAACCUUAACAAUAGUCAGCUCCACCAGAGUGUUUUUGAGCUACUGUCACUACUCGUGGACUCUAAACUUUGACCCUAAAAACACAUUUUCUCAGUAAAAGUACAUUUUAUCAUCUCAUUUAUGAAACUUGAUUGACAUAUUUCGAUCUAUCAUGUGAUCAGCGUGUUAUCAGCACAUGUGAAGGCCUUGGUAAUCUGAGGAACAUUUAUCAGUGUGAGGAAAUGUUGCAGAGCGUCCCUGUUAUCUAACAUGUUGAUGUCUCAGCUCUGCAGCCGUUGACUCUUGAUAUAUUUGACAUUUCCACUGUGCAGACAGUAACUGGAUCUGUUUUUGUCACAGUCUCAGCUUGAUGUGCUGCUGAUGUGUCAGCAGGAGGGAGGAUAAAGGGAGGAAGUUUAAACACUCUUCAUCAGAAUCAAAUGACCGACAUGUUCUUGUUUCAUUUUGAUCAUUUGGUUGUUUGUCUUUUCUUCUGCAUUUACAUUCAAGUUGAAACUGAUUCCUGAUUCUAUAUCAGCAGUACCUCUUCAUGUCAUGUUGUCAUACUGGCAGCAGUAGUGCACAUCACAUCCUGUUAUCCUCCUCUAAGCUCUUAGCCACGAAUGAUAAUGAAGGCAUUGAGAUUUAUUGACAAUGGCGACAUGUUUUAACAGUGAAGAAGUUAAAAGCUCAACAUGAGGACCAAACUAAUGCGGGCAAUCUGAUUGUUCUGACCCAUAAUCCACUAAAACAUAAAGUACCAGUGGUCCUUGUUUCCUGUGUAAAUGGCUUUUGCAUCGUCACGAUGAAGCUUAUCUGCUCUCGUGGUUUCAUUGGACACAUGAAUGAGGACUGUUGUUCAUAUGUGUGUUGAAGAAACAUGUGAACCUGCUUGACUCUCCUCUUAAAGCCACAAAGAAGCUGCAGAAGUCUAAUCAGUGCUUCAAACAGCAGAGGUUUUGCAGAGAUUAUAAGCAGAAAAGGAGAAUGUUUCAGCUUUUGAGCUUCAGAGAGGAGAUAUUGAAAAUGAGAAUGUGCCGGUUAGGUCUGGAGAAAUGACAACACAUCGCAGAUUUAAAAUGAACACUAUAAUCGAAGCAUUGGCAACUGUUAUUUUUGUCCAAGUGUAGUUUUAGGGACAUGCACACCUGGUCUAUCAAUCUAUCACUUUGCUUUUCAGCACUACCAGCUGAUUGAACAAAUCAAAAGUAGUUUAAUCUUAUAUUAGGUCUGAUUAUUGCUCCCAUUAUGUACAAAAAUAUUCAGCCUUAUGUCUUAAAUGUUGUCAUCCUCACAGCCCUCAUACUGCCGUACAACUUCAAUGCCACUAGCAGCUGCUGUUUCUCCAGAUAGUGUUGACUCUGCCAUGCAGCAGUAAUGCUCUACUACCCAGAUGUAAACAAGCACAGAUGAAGGAUGGCAUUUUAUAAUGUGGCAUGCUUUUGCAGUAUUUUCAUUAGGAGUGUGACAAAAUAUCGAUAUGAGCAGGAUGUUUAUGAGCAGUUAAAUAUCCUGCUCAUAACUAUCAAGAUAUUUAACAUAGUGAUGGAUUAUCGAUGCCUGUUCGCCACAUAUCGAUUGUUUAUAUUAUCAUUAAACUAUAUACACAAUACACUUUCAUUGUUUCUCUUUGGUGAUUCGAGUCUGCAUUUAACAUGUCAUCCAGGGGGCGCUCCUCUCGCGAGUGAAUAUUGCAAACUAUGAAAUUUAUUUUACUGUUUGUUUUUCUUUCAGCCUUCUAAAUACACAGAUAUAUCAUAGGUUACCAGGAGCAAUGUAUCGAUAAACAUUAUCCCCACAUCAAGGUAUUAAUGUUAUCAUGAGCCAUGUAUCAUGUAUCGUAUCGUGAGGUACCCUGAGAUUCCCAGCCCUAAUUUUCAUGUAGAAAUUAAUAUAAGCUAAAUCUGGUUCUCUGGUAUGACCUCUCAUUGUAAUGUAUAACCAUCACAGGCAUGUGGAUGUUGAGCUGCAAGGAGAACUGAAGGCUAGUGGUGCAGAUUCUGUAAUGCUGUGUUCAGUCCAGUUAAAGAAAUUGUUUUUUGAGUUGUUUUCUUACUCUUAGACUGGUUUCUUAGUUAGCAUUUAAAUUUCUGUUUCAGUUGCUAAAAAAAUUGUCAUUUUGCAACAUUUCUGAUCCACUCUACAGGUCCUGUCUGACUUGGCAGUGUCCUGCUAAGUCUCCCCCUACUCCCUCACCCCUCCAGUCUGACCAGCCAUUCAGCACCCAGGGGAGGGAGCUGGCCUAAUUAGCCUGAACCAAUCGCAGUGGAGUCAUGGAGCAGGAUUAGACAUUCACCGGGGGCUUAGCUUUUAGCUGUCAGCCACAGAGGAAUGUUUCUAAGUCUUUGCUUCAGCCCCUCUGACAGAAAAUGCUGAGACAUGAUACUGUGGCGGUAAAAUAAAGUCCUUUAAAAACAGUGUUUUUGUCGACUUUUGGUGGUGUAGGACAGGCAGGAACCUUCUGUGACAUAAGUAGCUCUUUCAUAUACCAAGAUGUAUUUCACAUACUGAAGAAAAGCUGUCCUGAUAAUCUGCACCGAGUCUCAUCAACACUGCAGUGAGACUCAAAUGUGUAAAUGUAAUGGUGUCAGCACAGAACAGAGCUGGUGUUUGUUUUGGCCCUGCAGUGGGAGAAAAGCCGGUGGCAGCAGGUUUGCACACAGAGAGUGUUGUACAGCGAGGACCACUGGAAAUGAGUAAUAAGAGAGACAUUUGGCAGCACAGCUUCCAUUAAAGAAAUUGGAUUUUUCUUCGGCAUGUCGUCAAUAUUUUUUUCCCCUCGAACCUGUCCGUGACUAAACAGAACAAAGUGAUGCUGUCAGAGCACUGGCAGGUCGUUUGACUUCUGCAGCCAGAAUUCAUUUAUCGGGCCCUUCCCGCUCAGUGCUCUCUCAGGAGUGUACGCACAAUCCAUCACAUCCUGUUCUGCUUUUUUAUUGGAUGGUUGUGUGGGUAACAGAUUGCAGCGCCGCUCUGUCAUCCAGUCCCACUCGCCUGGAUGUCCGUCUCACACUUUGAUCACAGAGCACAGAUUGUUGUGCAGCUUUUGGAGAAGAAAUGUGAGAGCAGGGUGGUCAGGAGAGAAAGGGAGAGAGCCGAGCCAGGAGGCAGCAGACUGCACAGACUGCUGGGGGUCUAGAAGUCACUUCUGCUGUGUGGAGCUCUGGCCUUUGACCCCUCUUCAGAGAACUGUAGGAGUCUGCAUAGCAUGGCAUGCACAUGUGCACAUGCAGUCUCUUUGUCUGUGUCACAGCCUUUCACCCACACACCCUGUGUUUCAUUCAGUGCGUCUCACAGGAUGGAGCUUUUCACACCAGCUCUGAGUGGUUGACUUGGUGACAAAUUUUUUUUUUUUAUGGUACUGCUGUGAUAAGUCAAAGCAGUCAUGGGUGAAGAGUAAAGCAAAGAAAUGUUCUGCAUUAAGUCAAGUCAAGGAAAUAUUGACUUGCAGAUACUUUAAAGUUCUGACUUACAAAUGGAUGAAAGGAGGAAACAGUUUUAGCUCUGAAGGCUAAAGUCAGACUCAGGGCUGAUGCAUGGAGGAUUCUUUUCAGCUUCUUUAGUCAAAAGUGUCGUCAGCAUCUUAAAAAAAAAAGAAACACCUGCAAAGGAGGAGAUAUAGUUAGAAAAAAAGAGGAAAUGUUAAAGUGGAGGGAUGCACUUAACUGUUAAUUUACUGGUAAUUUUGUUUAUAUUGUGUUAUAUUAAGGUCUGUUUAUAUAGUUUCUUACCAUUUUUAUAACUGCAUCUUUUUCUAUUUAAGGCUCAUUGACAGCUUUACAACUGCUGUAACAAAGCUUUGUACUUAUUUAUAUAUCUUUCCUUAUUUCUAUUGUUCUUUUUUCUUUGUUUUAGCACCAAGACUUGACUACCAUCUCGAUUCUGAUUCUGAUUCUGAUCCAGUGUCCCUUUCUUACCAGUAUCUGCUGUUCUUGUGCAGUUCACUCAUCAGUUUUAUUGUGUGGAUGCAGCUUGAUUUAUGUGCAUGGUGUAGAGGGGAGCUUAAAGGUAGGCAGGUAUAUGUAGGCCAUAAAAUAAUGUUACAUGGCUGCCACAAUGAAAAAAAUACAGCAUUUUACUGUCAAAUAUACAGCAUUGAAGGGUUUUAGGCAGAAAGGACUUUAUUCUUGUAAAAUUGCAACCUAAUUCUUGAAAUCUCAGGGGGGUUACCCUCAAUAUGGUCCUAAUCCUGAGCUGUGGAGUACUAAAUACUAGAGAAAAUUUUUCACUGGCUGAUGCCAAAACAGAUACUGAAAGAGCAGGUCAGCUGAUGGCCUAUAAAGAAUUCCGAUUUCACAUUUUUGUUGUUUAUUGCAUUUGAGAAAUACAACAAUCCAGGAAUAUCAAAUAAUCAACAAAAUUGCUUCACUUGCUUUUCAUUAAAUAAAUUAACACAGAAAAUGUUUACUUCAGUAGAACGUGUCCACAAAGAGUCAAAUAAAACAUUUGCAUGCAGAAAGCCCGGAUUACAGACUUCUCAAAGUUUUUUUUUUAAUAAAACAGAUGUCUUCAUAGAUGAAAAUAAUCAACAACUGAGCUGGAGAGCACUUAUAUCAGUCCUAUUGAUUUAGAAAUAUAGAGAACAAUGUCGAACACCAAUAAACAAGAAAAAAAUCUCAAUCCAUCAUGAUGCUCACUGUCCAGGCUGUGAAGACUUUGAGACGUUCAUGUUCAACACAAUAACAAAAUCAAGGAGAGGUAAAAGGAGGACUCAACAAGUUUCAAUAUUACAUAAAAAGAGAAGCAGGACUUAUUUAUGUAUCCAAAUAGAUCCUUCAGCUUUUUGGUAACAUUAAUGUUGUCCCUCUAAGUCAAACUCUAUUAUAUUAAAUAUUAUUAACUUCUCAGCUGGCUAAAUUUUUCCCAGACGAUGCUGUUUUUACUCGUCGUUGAGAUAUAAUGAACACGGUUCCUUUGACACACCUAGAUCUUCAAAUGGCUCAGCCUGCCCUGUGAAAACAGUCAGCUCAUACCAAGCUUCAUCACCGGGGACGUUCAGAUUUGUUUUAGCGGCACCAUUUUGCAUUGCUCAUUAGAUGGUGUGUGUGUGUCUGGCUGCACAGAUCUGAUGACAAGAGAAAAACACACAGGUGGACGCUGAGACAAAGCUUGCCCAGGUGCAGCAGGGACACAGGUGGUGCCGCAGCUUGUUACACAAAUCAUAUCAUUCGCUCUGACAUUCAGCAGCAUACACAAAAACCUGUGCUGAAGUCCUGUUUUGAAAGUGUGCAUCCCCAGGCGCACAAACACACACACAUGCUGAGCUAUGCGCUCAUGUGCUGCACACAUCUGAGUAUACUUGAGAUGUUCAGAUGCUCAUUUUCUUAAACCCUCCAGGAAUGUCUGCAUAUUCUGUAAAAGUGUAGAAAUGGACAAAAAAGGAAAUAUCUGCCUGAGCCUGGCCCGUCUCUCGUCUCUGCUCUUUCACGCUCUGACUCAAGUUUAGCCUCAAAUAGAAGCCAAACCCUCUGAUCCAUUUGGUGUCUACAAAAUAACCAUGGAUGUGUUGUCCCAGAUAUGAAUUGUUUGAUUCCCCCGCUCUAGUUAAGCUCUCUUACUGGCACACUUGUCCCACAGAAUCUGCAGGCCAGUAUGGCAGGCUGGUUCUUGGCCAAUAACUGCGACUCCCAAUAAGCACAUGAAGCUUGUCAUGAGCAGGGAGGCUGCAGGCUUCCCCUUGUUCUCCGAAUCCACCCGCUCCCUCGCUCAUUAACAUACCAAGGAUUGUUCAAACAGCAUUUCUGUUGUUUUAAUUUCAUCUGAUUUAAUCAAAGCAUGGAGCAUUAUGUAAAACAGAUCAUGCUGACAGAAGAAUCCUCAUGUAAACCACUCCCUGCUCUAAUGAAGGCCCCUCUCUGCAGCCUUGAAGCUUUUUUCGUCUGCAGUAUCCAAGCGGCAGCAGCAGCUCCCAUCAGUUCAGUCACUCUUCAUCACACUACCAGGAGUUUAUUUGGAGCAGGGUAUAUGCCCACGCACACAAACUGACAUUUCAGUUUGACGCUAUCAGCUCAGGACCCAAAGGUUAAUUGCUCUCGUCUCUGUCAGGUUGCAUGCCUUGCCAGAUCCUCUUGAUCUGUGAAAUGAAAGUCGCUGUCGUCAUCCUGUCCGGUGGAAAAUUUCGCUGACUCACUUUUAUUCCUGGUUAUUUUUUGUGCUUUCACUCACAAACCCUGCCCAUGUUUUGCUGACCUUAGAGUAGCGCAUUUGUCUGAGUCUUUCACAUACACUCUCAACUCUCUAUUCUCAUCUAAGCUACAUACUGAGUCAUGACUGAACACAUACUACAAAUGUGUUAAAUUUCAUCGAGACACUCUCUGGAAGUAGUUUGAAGUUGUAAAGUUGUCUCAUUCUUGGCUGAUUCAGCUGCUCAGAAGUUUGUGAUCAUUUCUGUCAUAGUUAUCAUGUCCUGAUGCACCAAAUGUUUGAAAUAGUGGACAAAUUGGGCUGCAGGCAAGCUAGCUUAGCACUCAGACUCUCCUACUACAAAGUCAUGCUGCUCUAACACAUGCAAAAUGUGGUUUGGUAUCUCAUCGCUUCAUUAUGCAAGGCUGUCCUUGAAAGUCAUUGUCUGGAUGAUAUCAUAUGUCACUGUAUAUUUUGGGCACUUAUGCGUCUCUACAAAGUCGUCAGUUUUUGAUUUUUUUUGAGCACAGGACAAUUUACACUUUGUGUCAGUCAGUCCAUCCAGUGAAUUUGGGCCUAGAGAAGUAGUAUAUAUUUUCUGAAUUGUGUUUCUAUGUUUUCCUAUUUGCAUGGAACAGUUUCAACCUGCAUGAACUGUCUUGACAUAUUUUUGAAAGUGAUGCAGUGAUUUCCACUGCAGAGAGUCAUGCCUGUUUUAUUUAAAUGCAGUGCACUGUUUUUUGGCCUUGUCUCUUUUGUGUAGAUUCCUCCUCCUUCUCUGAUAAUCUGAUAUUUAAGAAUAAUAUGUAGUCGAGAUGAUGAAAUCCUCAAACUCUUUGCAACUUUACACCCUCAAAUUGUUGUACUAUUUGCUCAUUCAGUCUCUCACAAAGUGGUGCAUCUGUAUCAAAUCUUGGCUGCUGGGAGACUCAUCCUUGCUUGAAUGCCCCUUUUUUUUAAUCAGCUAAGGGAACGUUGUUCCAGUCAUUUUGUUAGCAUUAAACAACUUUUUCAGUAUUUGCCCUCCCUGUCCUAAAUAUAUAUUAAGAUGUGGUGCUAGCAUCAAGUUCUAAAUUUUGCAUAAAAUGACAUUUUCCAGUCUGAACAUUCAGGAGGUUUUCUUUUCACUAUUUUGGAUUAAAUAAAAGGCUUUAAAUCAUUUGCAGAAUAUCCCUAUGCAUUAACCUUUUUAGCAGUAUCCCAUCUCAUGGAUUUGAGCUUGUAAGUCUUGUCUGAACACACUACCUUCCUGCAGUCCAAGGCUGGUCCUGGUUGCUAAGGGAAGUAGGAAGCAGUGUGUGUUUGUCCUUGUGUUGAUGUUGAUACACUUGUGCGUCAGAGAUGGGGGGAUUCGGCUGGCGAAAUGCCGCAAAUGUGAUGAUGGGCGAAUGGGCAAAUGUGGUCUGACGCCCAGUGAGGUGGAAAUGUAGGUUAAUCUGGUCAUAUGGAUUCAACCAUCAUGAUCAGCAGCAUACAUCCUGGAGCACAUGGAGACAGGGGUGAUGGAGAUGGAGGGAGGUAGGGGGGUGCAGUGGGGCGUUGGCUGAGCCUGGAAGGUUUGAUGCGUGAUUAUAGAAGGAUGCAGUGGAGGAAAAAAAGGGGCAGCGAGUGUUUGCUGUGUGUGUGGACACAGGAGUGAGGGAUGAAGGAGGAGGGGGCGGAGGUCAGAGCAGGAAGAGGAGAGGACAAAAGAACAGAGGGAGAGAGGAGUGGAUUGAUGCAUUGGCUCUGAGGUGGUGUACCUCACCUCCUCCCUCUCCCCCUCUCACCUCGUGGUCUGCCUUCAAACGCUUUUAUGUGGCCGGCUGCCUGAUUGGCUGGGUGUCGUCAUGGCCACGGAUGUAGUUCCGUCAGUCACCGUGCCACCUCUCCCCCCUUCACCUCACCGCACUUCCUUAGCCGGCUUUCAACUAAUUCAAUUACACAAUCACUUAUGUAACACAGUAUGGGGAAACGCACACACGCUCUGAGGUGUGACAUUGAUGCAGUGGCCAUCUGUGAGUGGCAGAGAGACAGACCUCGAUUUAUUUGUGUUUGCAGCCUUUAACAUGGAACAUAGCUCUUAUAGAUUGCAUGUAGGCUCCAUGAGUUAGCGUAACUCAGACUGAAGCCGCUUUAAGGAGCUCUACAAACACUUUGAAAUAGACAGUGGUUGGCUAAGUUUACUACUUAAUUCUCUUUAUCCCAUAUUUUAUUACAGGUUGCAGAUCUAACAAAUAAUUCAGUCUUUUCAAGUUUUUAUAAAACAUCCUUUAUAAUAUUAAAACAUGGACUUGCAUUUUUUCAGAUUCUGAACAGUAGGGGUGGGAAUCACAAGUGGCCCCACGAUACAAUAUUAUCAUGAUACUUGAGCCACGAUACAAUAUUAUUGCGAUACUUGAGCCACAAUACGAUAUUAUCACAAUACUUGGGUCACAAUACGACAUUGUCAUGAUAUUUGGGCCAUGAUACAAUAUUAUCGCAAUACUUGGGCCACGAUAUGAUAUUAUCACAAUACUUGGGCUACGAUACGAUAUUAUCAUGAUACUUGGGUCACAAUAAGAUGUUAUUGUGAUCCAGUGAGUAUUCUGAUACAAUAUAUUGCGAUUUAUAUAAGGUACGAUUUAUCACCAGACAAAAUAUUGCAAUAUGAUGCUGUAUUAAUGUUUUCCUCCCACUCCUACUGAACAGUGUCUCAUUUUUUCGCGCAUUAGAUGUUUGCUUGUUUGGGCUCAUGUUAGGGCUUUGGCAGUUCAAAGUUAUACUAUCAGGUCAGUAAUAUAACUAGUAGCUAGUUGGGUUAUUUUGUAUACAGGCAAAGCAUUAUGUCCUGUUCUAUGACUCAAUAUGGGCCAUCAUGGAUCUGGAGAACUGAUGUCAUGUGCUCCACUUUCUUUGUCUCAGUCAGCAGCUGUAGUUGGAACAGCAGCAGCAUGGUGAAUCAGCUGCAGCAGCCUGUAUUACAUCCCAGCUCUGUCCAGGAAAACCAAAAGGAUAUAGGAGCGGCCCCUGUGUGCAGCAAAUGAAGAAAAGCUUUGUGCAUCCUGCUGCAAGGAGACCCAUCAUGUCUCAGAGUGCAGUAUGGAGAUGCUGCAGAGUGUGUUGCCAUGUGUUCACCAAGUGAAGUCCCUCCCCCUCAUGCUUCUCUCCUCAUGGCCUGAUGCAUUUGAUGGAGACUCCCUCCCACUCACAAGCGACCCCUCUCCCCAUGCUCCCCCCAGCUCCCUGCUAACGCAAGAGAGGCACCCAGUGGUCUCUGGGUGCAACUGCAACCUUGCGUCACUGCUGCCCUCACCCUGACCUACACUUCUUUACACAUGGAGUAAUUUACGGUGCAUGGCAUUUUCUAGUGAUUGUACAAGCACAGUGGGGCUGGAGGUUAGAUAGACUGGGGGAAGGGGAGGAGGGGCUUGUAUUCCCUAAAUGGUGAUAAACAAAAGAGCUACAGUAAGCUGUGUUCUAUGCUGCAGAGUAUAAUCUCAUUGGGCUCCAUCAGAAAGACAAGUCUCAUCAGUUCUUCUGCUCCGUAGACCCUCUGCCUUCACUGACUCUAUUAGACCUCAGAGCUGAAUUAAUCUCACACUCCAUGCUGGGUGUGCCUACACACUCUACACACUCUCCAGGCUGCAUAAUGCAUCCUAAUGCAGUUUAUAGGCAUUCUAUACUGUCCCAGCCUGUAGUCUGAAACUCAUUUAUCAUGACUGUUCUGCAUGCAACAGCACAUCUUUACCUCUCUUCCACUCCUGCCCUCUGUCUCUCCCUCAAUCCACGCCUCAUAAACACCCCCUUUCCCCUGAGCUUUAUGAGCGAUCCCUCUUGCCCCCUCCAGUCUUUUCUAUUUUUAAUUACCUGUCAAAGACCCCGGGUCUCAGCCCCCAGCCUCUGUGCUCUGUGCCACAUCUGAUUCAUGUCAAACUAGUCAGGAAACUGCCUUUGAGUAUUUACUGAAGGCUGAUUUACAAUUGGGUGGACAUUGAGAGGGAUGGUGGUGAAUUGUGGAAACAGCUCUUCAUGAAUGUCAUCAAUAGCGUCUUAAAUUAUUUUUUUCAUUGAUGAUUUCUUCAGCAUCUGUCGAUGAGUGCACGUCCACUGCAGCCUGUUUGUGCAUAUGUGUUAAUUUCUAUAUGUAGCAUGAUCAGAAACAGAGGGUAAAAAUUGUAUUUCUCUUUAAGAAUCAAUGAAGUUUUUUUCCCUCUUAUUAUUUUCUGUUAAUUUACUUUUAGAUUUAAUGGAGUGAAGGCAGAAAAACGCCAGUUUAUGAAUGGAGGGUGCAAACAUGCCAGAACUAGCAAGACUGCUGAUUGACCUUCCAGGAUGCUGAUGUUGUGGUCAGUGUCAUGUGUUUAGAAAAAAUGUUAACAACAUUGCAAUGGAGAUGAGAAUUUAUGUAAAUAAUUAGUUUUUGUACCUGAAUGUCCCAGUCUAAUUCCAACUGUUCUUCAUUAUUGUUCAUGCACCUUUAGCUAACUAAAUCGUCAUCAUGUGCACUCGUCAGAAGUAGAAAUACAAGUUGGUUAUACCAAAAUAUUCAUAUUCCUGUUAUUGUAGACCUUAGAUGUUGUCACAUUUUGUGUUUAUGCUGUAAUGCUGUCAAGUCAUGCUACUAAAUGUAGCUACGAGAGGUGUGAGGAAAAAUCAGUACAGCAUAGUAUUGCAAUAUUUUGUCUGGUGAUAUAUCGUAUCAUCUCAUUUACCAAGAAUUAAUUGCUAAUAUGAAGUCAUUGUAUUGCAAAAUGUUAAAUAUUACAAUAAUAUUGUAUUGUGAUAACAUAGUAUCAUGAGGAAACUGGUGAUUCCCAACCCUAGUAGCUAUGAUGGUAUAUAGCCAAACUGGCUGGAUGCAAACAAGCACAGAUAACAAAUGUUAUUUUGCACUGCUGCACAAUUUGACCGUAUUUAAAAGUGAAGAUUUAGUUUUGUUUAGGUGAUGUAUCUUUAAACUGACAUAUAACCAUUCAACCUGAGCAAUCCAUAACCAGCACAGGCAUGCUAAGGCUGUUGGUGUGAGCUCUGCUAACUUAAGCAACACUCAGGAAAACAAGUUGACGUUGUUUACCUCUGUGGUCCAGUGUUUGGCAACCUGUGCUCAAUCUUUACUGUUUUCUGAUCUGUAACUCAUUUAGUCUAGAGGGAAGAAUAUGUGGCUAUGAAUCAAAAAGCAUAUGAAAACCAUAUGCUUUUAGAUCCUUAAAGGCUCUGCAGAGGUGAGAGGAAGCUGUGAAGUAAAAAUAACAAAGGCAGCUGUAAGUUGAUAAAAAGACCCCUCAACGUACUUGAGCACUUGAGUCUCACUCUCUGUGUUUGUUGUUGGCAGUGACGCCUAAACUUCCUUUUUGAUUUGGUGUUGAUAUCAGGUAAUUGGAUAUCCCUUAAGUGUUUUUCUAAUGGCAUAUGUUUAUUUCAGGAAGAGCUGAAAGAAAACCAAAGCAGCCAGACUUCAGCGAAAGUAGAGCAAAGGCACACUCUCAGAUCUCACAUUCAUGCAUCUUGACAUAUCUUUCCUCCUGUUGGAUAAAAAGGUGUAAAACUUUUAAAUAUUGAGUAGCGUCUACCUCUGCAGAUCAGCUAAAGCAGAAACAAGCUUUUACUGUCUGCAGCCUCUAUAAGAGCAGAUAAGGAUUUCUGCUUACAUAAUAAUGUGUUGAAGUCACAUGGUUUUUGUGUGGUUAAAAAAUAAAAGCCUCUUUGUGAUGAUUGUAGAUUAUACAUGGAUUAGCAAUACAACCAAAAUAGGAUCAAGUGUCUGUAAAGCAUGUGUUUUGCAAGCCCUUUAAUGCUGAAAGAUCUUGUAAGGUGAUCACACAAAUGUUGCAAAAUCUUGAAGGAAAUGUUGAAGUUGUUGGUUUUACUUUGAAAUCUGAUAAAGAAGUCCUCUGCUCGAUAAAGCAAGAGUUUCAUUGAUAACACUUUAUCCCUGCUUUGACAGGGAGGGUUGUCUUUUGUUCUGCGGGCAAAAAUCAUUCAUGUUAUGGUUUUUUUACUUCCCACCGCAAGAUUUUCUGUCUUCCUUCCUCUUCCUUCCUGGUGCUCUUUCUUAACUUUUAUUUUGUACGUGAAACCAGGCAACAACUCCAACAACACACCGUCUCAGCACUCAUUUGUUUACCUGAAAGAUGAGAGCGGGACCAGAGAUGGUUUCAGUCGAAGUUUUACAUUUCCUCGACACACAGAGUCACUCUGCUCUGCUGUGUUUAGAGAAGCGUCCAGGUUAAAUAUAGAGUUUGUGAGAGCAUGUGUCAGGGCCUGAUUUGACUCAAAGAGAAACCCACACUGAUAGAGGAAGCUCUUUCUUUUUCAUUGUCAUUUCCUGUUGUGUUAUAUGACUGUGGGUUUGUGAAGUUAAAAGAUCCAGUUCCCCUUCGCCUCCGUCACAGUCAGUCUCAAAUUCCUGUGCUGCUAACCUGACCGCUGCAGAGCCAGAAGCAGAGAGGAAAAAGAGGAGUUUAGGUGUGUGUUGUGAGGAGGUGAAUCCACAGGGGUCUGCGUGUGUCUUCUCACAAUUGAUGGACGGCGUGCAUCACCAUGCGUCGUGCAUUAAGUGUUUUCAGAGGUUACAGGAGAGCCAGCGAGGACGAUGACGAGGUGUUUGUGGGCAGCCCAGGAUCCAAGGUGACAGAUAAAACUGACACAUAAUGGACAUGUUUGUUUUAGACGGUCAAAGAGGUGAUAUCUUAACAUGCAGGUGUCUUUUUGCCAUGUCAGGCGUAGAUUAAAUUAGCACAAAAGGAUAGAUUUUCUGUCCUGGAACUAUUAAUCUCCUUUUUAUUUGGGAAUUUUCCAUCUGAUAGCAGCAGACACUGGCAGCUUUGUUCUGUUUAAACUGCUAAAUUGAAUUCUAGGUGACGUUAAUAAUGUUCUAAUGAGAGGUUUCGGUGUGACUGCAGUCUGCCAGGGAAAUAUUUGAUCUCCACUUCAGUUAAACAUUAACUGUGGAGACGUUCCUCCCCUGUCCUCUGCUUCUCCAGGUCUGUGUUGAACCCUUUCUCUCUCAGCAUAUGGUGCAUGUUGCAUAAGGCUUUUUCUGUCUGGAACAGAAGAGUCCAAUUUUUGCAAAGAGGACGCCCAUUGUCUCUUGACAUCACUGCUAUUUUGGGUCGGUUGCUCAGUUUCAGGGGAGCAGUUAGUCAUGCUUUCUCCGGUCCAAAGAGGUUUUCUUUUGAAGGUGAAGUGCAAAAGCCUGAGUGAUGUGUGGACUGGGUCAGUGUUUUUAUCUCUGAUAUCCGCAAACUGCUGUAGGAGGAUAUGUUAAAGAGCACCCAGAAGGUCCUUCUACCAUGCUCGUAUUACAAUAGAGCCAUGAACUGAUACUUUGGAGUGUUUUCUGUGUAUAACAUUGUCUGAUUCAACUUUGUUUGACAUGCUUUAUUUCUAUUGUGCUGAAAGAUGGCUGAGGCCAUAGGGAGUGUCACUGAUAUUGUAGUAUGGAACAUGGAAAGUUUUUGACCUGAUGGUCAUCAAGGACAGUCAGAUGAAUUGGCAACACAUCCUGAAAUAAUCUGCACAAUUAAGUCUGAUACUUCCACCUCAGGAAAAAAUGCAGCAUCAAUUCAAUGUUUGGUCAAAAAGAAGUCAUGCCUUAUUGUUGAUUUGACUUAAUUUGUCAUACAAACUUAUAGACUUAAAUGCACUACUAGCCUUAAACAGACUUUGCAGGAGUGCUAGAGUCUAUGUUACUGUCUGGCCUCUGCCAGGCAGCAUUGUUUACAGUUUGUGUCAUUUGAAACUGUUUUACACACAACUUGUGACCAGGGGUGGGACUCACUAGUGGUCCCACAAUACAAUAUUAUCACAAUACUUGGGCCACAAUACGAUAUCAUCACGAUACUUGGGCCAUGAUACGAUAUUAUUGUGAUUUCAAACAUGAGUAUUGCAAUACCUUAUAUUGCGAUUGAUACAUUUUUUUCAACUGUUUAGCUAAUUAAGCUUUUGGCUUCCCUUAAUGUUUGUCAUAUUUACACGGUAUUUUAUUUUCAUGGAGCACAUCUAGCAAACCUUAUAUGUCAGGUCCACCUCAUUUGUGCCCUGCUUGCCCCUCCCCAGGUCCUGCUAUAUUUGUUGCACUAACUGUCUCUAUGAUAUCACCUCUGCCAACCUCACUGGACAAACAGUUGAUUUUAUUUUCCCAUUAUAAGAGAUUUGACUUCAUAUUAGCAAUUAAUUUGAAAAAAUCGAUGCUUGGUAAAUGAGUCGAUAUGAUAUAUCACCAGACAAAGUAUCGCAAUACUACGCUGUAUCAGUGUUUCCUUCCACCCCUACUUGUAGCACAGAAAACUAUGGCUGUGUUGUUUUCUGUACCUAAGCAGCCGUCAAAACCAGGCUGACAAUUUCUGUUCCUUUGUAGUGGGUCCAAAGAUAGUUUCUUAGAAAGCAGCCCUCUGCACAGCUUAAUCACUGCACGAGUCAUAUCAAAAUCGGUUAAGUUCAAAAUUGCUUUAUAUGACUUCCUUUAUUGCAGUAUUUGCAGAUUCUUUAUUCCCCUGAAAUCGGUGUUAGUAAACCAAACAUACAUGCCAUCAGGCUGUGCAGACUUUACACAUCGACAAAGAGUUGAAAAAUGUUUCAUUCAGGUGUUUUGGAGCUCACAUAUCAAGAUAAAUCUGCCUAAGCUUUGAUGGUACUUCUUUGACUGUGAGUCUAUCAGAUCUUGACUCAACUGAUAUGAGAAAGUAAAAGUUUAAAUUUAACUUCAAGAUCAGUUUAAAAAAAAGGCAUAUUUCCCAGGAGAGCAGUGUCGAUAAUGCAAGUUUAAUGAUGGUGACAGUGAGCUUGUGUUUCUCUGCUCGCUGACAGGCUCUGCAGACAGUUCGCUCAGUCCUCGCUGAUAGUUAAAUUAUUGUGUAAAUGAAAGCAGAGGCAGCAGGAAAGUGUUUUGUUCGAACAUGGAUCAAACUGGACAUUACUGCUUGUUAAUUCCUCCUCCUGCGGAUGCAGAUUGCUUUUUCUUGCCUGAGCAGAAUCUAAAUAGAUUUGACCCCCGCCUCACUCUCAGGCCACACUCCAUCAUGUGCGUUUAGACUUGAUCAUUACCACAUUAUUCCCUAAAAACCCAAUUAAAGCUGCAGCACACUGGCUCCAUUCUCCAUGUGACUGAUGAGUCUGAACUCAGGUUCAGCCAAACUAUCAUCUCUCAGCGGUUCGCCUCCGUGCUCGAGCACUUGCAUCGUGUUGGACUGAGGAGCAGCAGGACCCAGUCGCGGUCUUUCCUUUGCUCCUGCAUGUGUGCAGGAUAUUAAACAAUAAUUGAUGUGAAAAAUAUUCCUGUUAUUCCAAAAACGGCAGGAAGUCCCAUCUGUGUCCUGAAAGUGGUUCAGAUUGUCUGUCUGAAGUGCGUUUCCCCCCGCAUUCCUCACCUGGACCAAACAGAGAGGGGGGAGGCGUGUGGAGCUGGCUCAGGCCCUGAUAUCUCACUCUGCUCUGCUCUGCUCGGCCAUUUAUCUGCUCGCUGUUUUACAGAGUGUUUGGUGCUGGAUCUCAUCUACAGAGACACAAAGCUGGCAUCAAAAUUUCAGCUCUGCUCCAAAACCACAAAAUAUUUUUCAGAAGCAUUCAGCGCCGUGUUAAAUGCCCAGAGCUGUAGCCAUGGUAACGUGGCUUUCUGGCUUUGUGUGCUGUGACCUUCGGAUGCUGCCAAGUUUUCAAAGACCACUGUUAAAACUGACUUUGAAGUGUUUCUGCAGUGAAACUGUGAGGCCCCGGCUGUGAUUGAGUUUAUUGUGUGGACUCUGGUCUCCUGAUAUAAUGAAGAAAAACUUGAGCACAGUUUGUUCUCAUCACAAAGCAUGCCGUUCAAUAGGUCUUUUUACUUCUGUAAUCCAAACAACACAUCAACGCUUUAUUCAGCAGGGAAGUUUUAUCUUAAUCUCUUCUUCCUCUUCCUCUUUAUGAGGGUCACACAUAUUCUGCUCUUCUCUUUUUAUUUCCUAUAAUUUCAAGGGUUACUUAAUGUAGCACAGCUCCGAAGAAGAUUGCUUUUUGUGACAGAUUGAGGAUUCAAUCCCUGCAUCAUGCUCUCUGUCAAAAUAUUCAAUGUGCACUCAUCACAGGUCUCUGCAUCAGUAUGUCAGGAGAAUGAACACAUUGAACCCAGAUUAUUUUCUAAUCCAUCAGUACAGUUUAGGGCUUUAACAUACAAAUAAUGUAUGAAUGCAGAUAUAAAUUCAUAAAUCCAAUGUCAAAUAAAAAUGUUGGAUUAUGUUGAAUUAAAGCAUAAAGUUUGAGGUUCCAGCACUAACCAAGACUGCCUGCUUUUGUAACCUAUGGAAGAUGCAUUUUCUCCAUCAUUGGGAGAUUAAUUUAUAAGGCGUCUUUCAGACACAUUUUCAGUGACAACAAUCAGUUGAAAUAGGACUAGGCCUGUCACGAUAACAAAUUUUGCUGGACGAUAAUUGUGCUACAAAUUAUCGCCGAUAAACGAUGUUAUUGACACCAUUUUUUAAAUUAUAGAUAAUGAUAUUAUAUGGCAUAAUAAUGCGAGUACACCAUGUCAAAAGUGAUAAACUUUAAUUUCCACACGAGAACAACACUGGUUGUUUUCGUUGACUAAAAUAUUUCCCUUUUCUCCCACGACGAAGACGUAACGUUGACGAGCUAAACAUAAGUCGGAGAUGACUAAAAUGUGACGAGACGAAAGUGCGUUUACGUUGAUGGGACGAGACGAAAAUGACGAACAGAGUUGCAAAACUCAGUCAGUUAAACGCUAAACAUAUAGGAGCAGCUUCAGUCCGCUCUGACAGCUCUCAUCAGCCUGCUGUGCUCCUCCAACACACAGACACACACGCACGCGCGCGCACACACACACGUGGAGUUUUGUGGUUGACGAAAACAAAACUGGUUUAAAGCCGAAAUAUUUCCACACUUGGGCUGUUGCGUUCGGUUUAGACACCAAAGCUGUCGUGUUCAUUCUGUUUGCUUGCUUUUCACUCACGACGCUCACUUGCAGCACUGUAUCCAAAAGUCUGUGUCUGUGUGCCUGUGCGCGCCAGCCCCCUCGUGACAAAGACACUGAAUGACUGACAGGAGGGUUCACUAACUCCGUUCAUUCCACUAUAGAGCCAACGCCCCCAGGUGCCGAGAACAAUGCGCAGAGUGAGACCUCUUCUCUCAUCCAGCGUGUUUGGUAGCGAGAGAGGAGGAAAACAAACGCACGUCAAUUAUCGAGGCUGGCAAAGUUAUCGACCUCGUUUUUAUUUAUCGAGCGAUAAGGCGAUUUAUUGAUUAUCGCGACAGGCCUAAAUAGGACUUUUGACAACUUUUAAGGAUCCAUCUAGAGACUGAAAAACAUACACCACUGGCCUGAUACCAGCAUCAGGAGAUACAUGAUUAACAAGAGACAGCUGCUAAAACCAAGCCCAGACGGAGGCUGAAAUAAUGAUAUUUAAUAUACACCACUGUGAGAAAGGCUUUUAUUGAUCUGAAAAUCAUGUAAAGCUAUUCAAGGGGUAUCAAAGAGAAAGUAUAGUCUGAAAAAAUACAUAACACCCCCCUUUAGCGAGACAAAAACAUCAGAUUGUACUAUAAAUGUAUUUGUUUUAACUAUAAUACAGACCACUUAAAAUACUGCCAUACAGUCAUUCCAUACACACACGUUGGCAUGUAGACUCUGUCAUCGCGUGCACAUAUCUAAUGCACCACUUUUAUAGCUUAUACUAAAUUGACUGAUCAUAGUGUCAUAUUGACAAACAACAAUGUGAUAUCAGAAUUAUAUUGGCCAACCUACUCUUUCAUUAUCAGUAUUGUCAACGGCUGUUGAAAAACUGAUAUUGGACGACCACCAAUCUGUUAGCGAUAUCAGUGACAGGUGCAGGUUUCCACAGACUUAAAGGGACAUUUCAGCGUAGAUUUAUGUUAUGGUCAAACACUCUGUAACACUGAGUUACACACCUCCUCAAGAGAUGAAUGUUGCCGACUGCGAGUGUUUGUGGGGGGAGCCCUGACGAGUCCAUCACUAAGUGCAGCGGAGUUUCGCAGCUCAAAGAAGAACAUUUAUGAUCAUUUCUUCAUGGAAAUACAAUCAGACUAAGACGCUAAGGCAGAACUUCAGCGUCUGCAGUGCCAAAUGAUUAUUUUGAUGACUAUCACUUUAAGGAAAUGAUCCGCUGCACUCGGUGAUCAACUCGUCAGGGCUCCCCCACAAACAAGCGGCUGCUGGAGGAGAGUGGAUGAGUUGUGGUUGGUCUCUUUGCUAAAUAAAAACAGGCAAAGUUAAAAAGAUGUUUUAUGGCUAGAACUAUGGCUGUAACGCUAUAUGUACUGUUGAUGAAGUUAGGUGCUGUUCUGAGCAUUAUUUGUGGCUAUAGAGUGGCUUUUUGGUUGAGGUUUGCACGUGGAGACAUUGACCGCUGUGUAUUGUGCUCGUUGCUGAAGUUGCACAGUAAGGUGUCAACAUGUUGUCGACACCUUACUGUGCUCUACUUAUUCUAAUACAGAAUCAGCCUGCUGUUCCCUACAAUGAAAUAAGGGGUGAAAAUAUAAAAUCAUUUUGGAAAUAUCAGCAUGUAGAAAUUCAGCAAAAUAUAAUUUUGUGCAUCCCUCGAAAAUAUAGCUGACUGCAGAUUGAAAAGUAGUAGUCUAUUGAGUAAUUUGCAGUGAACUGCAUUGUUUGACCUCGGCAAACAAAUCAACUCCAAAAGCUGUGUGAAACCUGAGUAUUUUCAUGAAGACUACAGGAUUUCAAAUCUGUCCUUUGACUCACAGAAAGCUAAACAUCCUUUUACUCCAUCACGACUUGACCACUCAGGGGUCAGGUUCACACUCACUGUAGCACUUUGUGAAAAAUGCAGCCUCCUCUUUUCAUUUAGUUACCAACAAAAGGGUCACCUGAGAGUAAAAGUUGAGCCUGGCUCCACUUUUGUUGCAACACAAUAAAAUGUUAUCAGGCGAGGUCUGCUUUGCAUACAUCACUGCCUUCACUGAGAUAGCUGCUGCUACCAUGUUAGCUUUGGCGGUAAACUCCUGUCUGUUUGUCUGUGUGUUUCAAAUGUUGCAUCUGUUCCCUGCGUUCAUCAUGUCCGGGCUCAGAGCAGACACAUCAGUGAUUAUGUAACUGUGCUGAGUCCAUCUGGUUUGGGAACUUGAUUUGCAUCAGUCUGAUAUGGUUCAAAGUAUCUGUGAGCCACAUGUGGCAUCUGAUUGGAUCAGCAGCUGCAUCCUGCCGUGCAAACCGUCAGCCAGAGCGGUAACUCACCAGAGCUCAUCUCUAUGAUCUUAAAAAUAGGUGCUUUUUGUGCAGCAACAGGUCUGUUUUUGCAGCCAUGCAGUCAACAUUACAACUGUUUUAUUACAUUUUAUGUAUCCUAGUGGUUUCUGGACUGGAUGGGACCAACGUUCCUGCAGACACUUGCUUGUCUGCAGACUCUGGAGGACUUUCAAGGAUAUGUGUGGUUGUAAAAGUCCUGGAACAUCACUAGAUGUUCAUAGUAAAUCAAGACUCUCAAAACAUCUGGAGAAGUGAGAGGAUACUUGCUAAAAACAGUGGAAUGCGUUGACUAAAACAUGACCUGAUCUCCUCUCUCCUUUUCCUUUCUCCAUCAGACCACGUCACCCACAGGUCAGGGCCGGUCAGACUCUCCGGUCUACACAAACCUCCAGGAGUUGAAGAUCUCCCAGUCCAGCCUGCCGCCUGUCCCUUCUGGCUCCCCUCUUCACAUCCUGGGCGACUGGGAGACCCACAAAGAUUUAAGCGGACGGCACUUUUACUACAACCGAGCUACCGGAGAGCGGACCUGGAAGCCGCCAAGGACCAGGGACACCAGCGGCAGCACAAGCAGCAUUCGAGGGGACAGUCAGGGCACGGUGGAGAGUGAGGUGAGGGAAACGUGUAUAUUUUUUGCCCUGUUUAAAUGCUGCCACAGAAGAAAUGCGUAAAUAUUUGAGGUAUACCUUUAUGCCUGAAAGGAGAUGUGAUGUUAUGCAAAUUUUAGCUUUGAAGUUUGUGUACAAAAGUCUCCUUAAAGCACAUAAACAGUUUUCAAGUGGAGUCUGGAGGUCAGUCUGAAACAAAGAGACUGUGGUGAAGGUGUGAAGGUGUGGGGGACCUCAGAGGACUCUGAAAACACUGUUGUGGUUACUGCAGGAGGGAAAUGAGUGUGUGUUUGAUACAAGGAAGUUAUGUUGCCUGUCAGGCUGCCUGUCUCAGUCUAACUAUCCAACACUGCCCCCAUUUGGUGGAUUGAAGUAAUUGCAUGGCAAGUUUUUUCACAAACCACCAUUCAUACAUAAACUGAUCAUCAAAGAAAAAAGAUAUUAGAAAUGAAGUUCUUAGACCAACAUAUAAGUGGAUAAAUAAUGGUGGCAGUAAAAAAAUCACAGUAACGUUUUAAUGUCUUUCUCACACACUAAUUUGAAAAAUAUAUCAUCAGGGAUUGUUGUUUUUACCUCUAUUAAAUACAGACACACUGUUGCUGAAGCAGCGUAUUGAUGGUUUUAAAGUUUUCUUGAUCACCUGCAUGAGAAUGUUUCUACUGUUUUAAUGUGCGUCCCAAAAAUCUAAUGCUAAUUCAACAGGUGGUUAUGGUAGUGUGGAAAUACCAGAAAGAAGACAUGGUCUGGUCCUUUUUAAAAUCUGCUAACAACCCAAUUUAAGUUUAGUUACUAAAACAAAUCACUGUCGCUUUAAUUUUUCUCUUAUGAUUCAUGUAAAAGCAGAACAGUUAGAGAAAUCAAUUAGAUCUAACUGCAGUCUUUGAAAAAUAUUGAACUCAUUUGAGGUUUGAUAUUGUUUUCUUAAUCUUUCUUCGACUGUCUGAUCAUUAUGCAAUGCAGUAUUUGUUCUCAACAGAAUGAAAAAGAGCUUUCCCAAUAAAUCCUCAAAUUACAUAUCAUGGUAAAAGUCUCAUUAAACUGGUGAGGAUAUAAUAUAAAGUACUGGAUAACUACAAGUCUGAAAUAAGUGGACCUCUGAGGCUAAUUGCAUGUUUAAGAACAGUGGUAGGGUGCAAACAGCGAAGACAGAGUUCAACAUGCAUGAAAACCUUCUAAAGAGGAUUGCUUGUUGAAGUGUGCAGUUUGAUGCUGAUGUGUGAAAAGCACAUUUAUAGACCAUAAAAGAAAUCAUUUCAAGUUAAAGUAACCAGAAUUUUAAAGUUUCCAUUACAUUGAAAAUGUUCAGUGUGGAUGUAAAGUGCAGAAGUAGCAACAGGUAAUGAUGACACACUACAUUUUUCACAUUUUAAUUUAUUUUUUCCCAGUUUCAGUAUUUUUAACAACAAUUUUCUAAUAUUUUAUUCUUUCUUGAUAUUGACCAUUUUGAAAAAUCCCCUGAAAAAGACCUCACAAAAUUUUAUUUGAAUUAAGGAAAGGUCAAAGGUCAAAAGCUUGUCAAUUUCUCAAAGGUUUACUAUAUCCUCUAACAGGAACUGUCUGAGCUGUCUCUGCCUUUCUUUUAAAGACUUGAAUAUGAAAUGAUUUUUCAAAAAUGUUGUGUAUUUUUUAGAUAAGGAGUGAUAAAAAUUAUGAACUGUUAUGAAAGUUUGUUAUCAGUUAAUCAGACUAAAAGUGUGAAAAUUAUCUCCUAUCUGCAUGAAUCAGAACAAAGCUGUGUUAAAUCAAAGUGGAUUUAUGUCACUUAGCCCGGCCUUGACCUGACAACUCUGAUCUUAAUUUUGAGCUGCCAGAAUAAAGACUUUCAGACUCCACAGCAAGAUGAAUGUGUUUACACAGUCAAAGCUCAUCAGGACUGCUGGAAUGUUGAUAAUUGUUCUGGAAAGUUUUGACUAUUUGGUUUUCUGAGCACAUUCAUACUCUUAAUUUAGGAACACAUAUCUACAGACUAAAUAACUUUUACUGUACUAUUGUAAGCCCUGCAUUUUUAGUGACACUUCCUGGCUUUCAUACCGCCUCACCAGGGUCUGUCUUUGCAUUAUGAAUCAGUCUGUACUGUAGGUUUCUCUGUUCAAGUGUCUCAGUGGACCAGCCUGAGUAAGACAUGAUGUUAUUACAACAUUUUUGACUUGUUUUCUUGUUGAUUUGAAUUAAAGCUCCUAUGAGGAACUUUCAGUUUAUUAAAGGCGUCAGUUUUAACUGUAGUUUGUGUUUGAGAUAUAAAAAAAUUCUCACUGGAGCUUUUGAAAUGUACAUCUGAAGACCAACAUUUAACCUGAAGACUAAAACUUUCACCCAUCUGUCUCAGCCACUGUCCUCAGAGGAAAACUGUCACAGCACCCACUCCAGUCAGUCUGACAGCCAGUACGGGUCGCCCCCUAGAGGCUGGUCCGAGGAGCUGGAUGAACAUGGACACACUCUUUAUGUCUCUGAAUACACACAGGAGAAGGUAGAGUCUAUAAACUGGUGGAUUUUCUCAUUUAAACAUUCCCACUCAUUUUUUUCCCUUAUCUUGCCAUUUUCCUAGUCUUUUGAGUGCUGACUGGUGUUUGUGUUGCAGUGGAUCAAACAUGUGGACGAGCAGGGCCGGCCCUACUACUACAGUGCUGAUGGAUCCAGGUCAGAAUGGGAGCUACCUAAGGUGAGAGGAUCUCAUACAUAUUAACUGUCUUUGUCUUCUUUAUUCAGCCAGUCAUUUUGGGUUUAAAAAGGUCUUUAUCUAUACAGACUUCUAUUUUUUGUACAAUGAAGUUUUUGGUUUGUCAUCCUUGUUUAAGGGAAAGGAAGGAGGAGGAUUCGUUCUGGUUAAGAGAGCAGCUCCAUUAAAAAUAAAUGUGUUUGAUCCCUUUAGGAGUUCAGAUUCAGGAGUGAUUUAAAGACAUUCUCAUAGAAACUCCGAGUGGGUUAAAAACAAAGAAAGUUUGAUCAUAAGGAGGAGCUGUGAUUUUAAUCACUCAGUAGGUAUGACACAUGCUUUCAAAAGCUGUGAUGGGUAGAGUCAGUCAUCUCCAGUCUAAAUGACAGAGCUGGAUCCCAGUGCUGUCCACAUGCUGAGGUGUGCUUGGACAUGACACUUAUCCCCACCCGUGCCUGCCGGCUGUGCCCAGUGGUGUGUGAAUGGGAUUAGUCAAAACUGAUGGGCUUUAUACACAGCAGCCUCAGCCAUCAGUGUGAAUGUGGUGUGAAUGGGUGAAUGUGACAUGUGAUGUUUAAGUGCUUAACCAUCACCUCUUCUUUGAACAGCACUCUGUGAAUGUUAGGGAGCAGAGGAGAACAGUUUCUGGGGUUCUGAAAGUGAAAUCUUGUCCCACUCCUGCUGGUUAACUCUUCGGGUUUCCUUUGCUGUAUUUUCAUUUCAUCAUUCGCCAAAUAUUUUUAACCCUGUGACAUAUUUAGGACUUGAAUUCUUCUACUGCAGAGCCACACUGUUGUAAUACAUGCAGAAAGAGGUUUUUUAGCUGUGAGCUGAUGACAAGCUGGGUAAUUCUCCCACUUGGAGCAUCGUCUAUGAUUUCCAAAAUGAAUAUCAAGUUUUUGAAUCAGACCACAGUAAAGUUUUUCACUCUGCCUCAGACCAUCAUGAAUAGGCGUGCCCAUAGAAGUCACCAGUUUCUAGAUCAUGUUUAUAUAGAUUUUGUGCUCUUUGCAUGAUGCAGUUUUAACCAACAUAUGAAUGCAGAGUUGAACUGUGUUCACUGCGAUUGAUUUGUGAUCGUGAUUUUGAGCCCAUGCAGUGAUUUCCACUUCAGAGUCAUAUCAGUGUUUGAUGGUGUCAACCAAGGGCCCAAAGAUCACAGCCACACAGCUUUAGUUUUCCAGCUGUGUCCCUCUUGAAUAGAUUUAUCCAGAUUUUUGAGUCUUUUAAUUUGAUUAUUGUUAUUAAAAUUGUUGAACUAUCUGCUCAUUCAGUCUCUCACAGAGUGGUAAACCUCUUCCAGAUUUUAAACCAUGUAAUGUUAUUAACCUGUUGCUAAUUAACUCAUUAGCUGAGGGAUUUUCCACAAGACGUUUUAUUCCACAACACUUUAUCUCUGUUUCGUUGUUCCUAAACCGACUUUGUCUGGACAAGAACCUAGCGAGAAAAAAAAAAAAUAAAAAUCAGUUCCAGCCUUUAAUAUUACCCAAAAUUCAAGUGUAUAGUUGUGGAAAUAAUUUCUAUGAUGAAAUUAUAUUAAGACCUGGUCAAACUAUUUACAGCUCCCCUCUCCUCGCUUUGAAAUGUUAAACCUUCCCACAUUAUAUCACCCUUAGCUUUUGCCCCGUAGCACACUUCCGUGCGACCUGCCCUCCCCUAGCAGUGGUCCUGUUAAUGUAAUUGGAUGAGAGUCUGAGGAGCUAAUAGGUGCCAAGUUUGUGUGAACUGUGGUUUACAGACUAUUACCGGCUCACUUACCGCUAAUCUGGAUAGCUGGUCAAAAUAGAAUCUAGCAGUCCAGACCAGCAGAAGUGUGGACAUGGAUCUGUGUGCAGCAUGUUAGUGUUGCUGGUGUGUAACAAAAGCACUGUGGUCCAAUGGUGCUGUGGAGGAUAAAAGGAGAGGUAAGGGAAUUGAAGUGUUACCAGGUUUAUUCUGUGAUGAUGCCUAAACUUCAUCUCUGUCUUCUGUCUUUGCAGUACACUUUCUCCCCUCAGUCCGGUGAGGUCCCCAAGAGCCGCAGUCUGGAGAGGAAGCAGCCGGAUCCCAUCGUCCUCACCAAGUGGAGACACAGCACCUACGUCCUAGACCUCAACGACAAGGUAAGAUUCAAGCGGGCUGGCUGGUUUGAAAUCUGGAUGUGGUUACACAGGCUGUUCAGGAGACACUUUUUGCUUUUGGUUUACUUGUCCCACUGACAGGGGGUUCAUCUUGUGCUUCAAGAUCCUCCCUGCAUGACCAGUAAGAUGUCUUGGAAGAAAAACAAUACGUACCUGAAACAAUUACAAAGAUGGAUUGUAUUUUUCACAUAUGCAACAGAAGCAUGUACUGUAAUGCAGUUUUUUUCAGAGCUGCUCAGACCAAAUACUCAAGAAAAGUAUCUCCUAUCUCUGCAUAAAUCAAAAGAAAGCUUGAUUAAAUCACAGCGGAUUGACAUCAAUGAGCUUGGCCUUGACCUGACAAGUGUGAUCUUUAUUCUGAGCAGCCAGAAUGAAAGCUUUAAGGCUCCACAGUACUAUGAAGGUGUGUCUGCAUAAGCAGCUAAAGCCCAUCAGCACCACUGUAACAAUGCAAUUUGUUCUUAAAGCUCUCAGCCAUGUGCUUCAUGCUGUUUUCUGUUCAUUCAUUUUAAAGCAGCUUAUUAAUCGAUACCUUCCCUUUUAUUAUGCAUCAUUUAAAAUCAGGCAGUUUUAAGGACACAUGCUGUGCUUCACACCUCCUAAUACCUUAUACUUCAGUCUCUGCUACAGCUUUCUCAAACAUUUUUCUGUCCCAGCAACUGUAAACCAAAACAGACUUAAUUGUUUGCCAGGGGGAUGCACAAUAUAUCCAUGCCAUAAAUUAUUAGCUGGUAUUAGAUUACAUGCAUCAGUAAAGACUUUAAAUCUGCACCUCCUUAAUAACAGCUUCUUUAUUUUUUAAAAUUGCAGGAAAAUGUCCUUUAAAAAACAACAAAUGAAAUCACUCAAUGAGCUUUGAUUUAGUGUGAGCAUUUCUUUCUUUGUAACACUUUUGUUAUUUGCUGUUGCCCUGAAAGAUUUUAGUUGCAGUUGUAAACACAUUGUCCAAGAACUAUGGAAGCUAUUAAAAUAAAAUAAAAAAUUUUAAAAAAACAUUUACUUCAAUUUUUGCAGCUUUGACAUGAAUAUAAUUUAAAUAAUAUUAUUCUUAAAGAUAUAUCUCCAAUUUGCACAAACAUCAUUAUCAAUAACCAACCACAUAGAAACGCUGUUGUUUACUUUUUUGAGUCUUUUCUAUAUGUUUCUCCAGUAUUAGCCAAAUUUAAUGUUGCUAGUCUGUUUUAUUAAGAAGUAGUAAAAGACUAAUUAAUCCAUUAGCCCUCAGCUAACAUUACAGGUAGCAAUGCUAUGCUAAUAAAAUAUGAUGGAUUUGUGCUUUGUGUCUUUGUUUUGACCAACUACACAAACCAGCUUCAGUGUCAGUAAGGUCCAAAACUUGUUAAACUAUCUGGUUUAAGCGAAUUGUGCUAUCUAACUUGGUAUAAAGGAUUUGGUCACUUCCUGCUCGUAGUUUUGAGCAUUAACUCAACAUUUUAGUUUCCAUAGUUACAGAAUAUUCUGUCAGUGAAAAACAUGCUCACAAUUCCAACUUUAUCAAAGUGUGAUUACAUUUUUAAAAAGAUAUCUAAAAGAUUGCAUCAAAGAAAUUAAUCAUUUUCUGGUUUGUAAAUUAAUUCAAGGAAAAAAAAAUCCAUCAUUUUACAUAACCUUCAAUAGUGAGUAAAAUGCCGUUUGAGGUAUUCCAGCUUUUUUCUGAUCACCUCCCGGAUCAGACAUUUUGAUUCACUUGUUUGCAGGUCAACCUAAUGGAUUAUUCCAAUCCCUGAACCUUUAUCUGCCAAAUACAAACCAGGCCUCUCACCUCCACUGAAGUGACCCUGCUUCCAACCUAACAAGAUUGAAACAAUUAAAUUAGCAAACACUGUAAAUGGGUUCAUAUGUAGAAAUAUCACCUCCUUUAUUUCCACAGGGUGAGAUAAAGUGAAAUGAUCAUAACAGAAUUUGCAGUGAGUUGGAGGUAUUUGUCUGCAUCAGCUGAAAAGACUUAAAACACACUUAAGUUGUUUUUUUGUUGUUGUCAUUAUUAGUGUGCCUCACUCUUAUAAACGCAUCACCUUGUAAGCUUUCGAGGCUAACUUUGGGCUGCCGGUUUUAAGAGUCAGUGUCAUAUGUUGGAAGCUAAUAAUUGUGGCGGUUUUGUUGCAGUUCUCUUUCAAACUGCGGCGCUUCACCUCCAACCAACACAAGAGGAGGUUUCGUCUCUCUCUUUACAGUGAUAAAGUUGGUACCACACAGAGCCUCUCUGCUUUCCGAUCAACAUAUGAUCUGAUUCGCUGUUAGUUUGUCGUGCAAAUCUCGUGAAAUAGUUGAUUGCCAAUCAAAGCUGUGCGCUUACUCAGUCAAAGGUGUCUGAUUUGAUUUUAUCUUGUACAGAAGUGAAGGAAUAUUGAACCUGAAAUAACACAAUCUCUAUGAAAACUCAAGUGCAUGUUGUUUCUUACUGUAAUCCUAAACUGUCUUCUCUCCAUCAUUUUCUGCUGAUCACUUUUUUUAACAUCAAACUCAAUCUAAUGAUUCCUCUCCAGGUUGCUGGUCCAUCCUCCUCUUCUCUCUAACCUCCGACUGACUGUCUCCAUGUGCUUUGUUGUAGUUAGCUGGUAUUAGACACUCAUCAUAUUGUGCCUCUUGUUUGGUAGGAGUGUGCUCCAGCGCCCAAGCAGAGCCCUCCAGACUCUGAUUCCUGCCCCUCAUCUCCUAAGCACCCCUCUACCGUUAGUAUCCCAGCUUGCACCACACUUACCAAAAUCAUCCUACCUUCAGCUGCAUCCAAACAUAAACACAUCUCUCUUCUCAUCGUCCAAACUCUCUUUUUUUUUUACUUUUCAUUGCAUCCAGAUUCUCUCAUUCUCUGCAUGUCACAUCCAACAUCUAACUGCACCACAUCUAACACCAAGCUAUAACAUGCUCCGACCAGAGGAAAUGCAGAAGUUUGGAUACUCAUAAAGAGAGUUAGAGAGCCCUCUGCUGGUGAUAUUUGGAAACAGCACUGAGCUGCACAGCCACUUCCAGUCUCAAACAUUGUACCACUUUCUUUUAUCUGUGUAUAAGGGAUAGAUAUUGAGGAUCAGUACUUAUUACUGAUUCUUCUUUUAUUCUGAUAAACUCCUUGACAAAGUUUGAUUUGAAUUUGAGGGACAUUAACCCCUACUAAUGCUGCCUAAAGUAGAUGAAUGUAGCCUCAGUGUGUUUUUGAAGUGUUUUUCAAUCCUAGUUUAAACCCACUUUACAAAACGUAAUGAAAUUGCAGCAAAAUGCUAUAAAGCUCCAAGAUUUGUGUGGAUAAAGAGGUAAUUUCAGCAACCUCAAGAAUGAAUUUGACUCUUUCCCACAUGUAGAUGAUACUUGGCAGGCCUCAUGGGUGUAUUUUUGACCACACAAGUAUGUUUCAUGUUGACCCUUUUUCUAAUAUUAGUUAAUUGCCAUCUACGAUGAAUUAGCCAGACAACUUCUCGUUGCUUUCUGUGUCUUGCUCCUGAUAACCUGCAACUCCUGACUCAUACUCUGUAGGUGAUUCGAAAGAGAGAAAGAAAGAGAUUAAAAUUGAGGCACAAUUCCUAAUGUUAAUUAUGCUGUUUUUGAAGUUAUGUGCAGCUGAUGUCAUUCUGCGCCAUCUUGGUUCUGAUUUAUUGCAAAGAGUUAUUGACAAAUCCUGUCCCCACAGAUCUCCUGUUGUCAUAUAAAGUGAAGCCUUUUGUAGUGCUAGUUGAGCCUGGUGUGAUGUGGUCUCAUUUCUUCUUUCCAGUCCGAAUUUUGAAUGAAGGACAGGCGUUAAAAGAUGGCUGGUCUUAGCCCAUGUACAAAGUUACAGUGGAGAAUUAGAGAGUCAAAGGGAUAUUCUGGUGUAAAUUGAAGUUAUGGUCAAACACACCCCACCGUAACACCGAGUUAGACAUCCCCUCAAGAGAUGAAUUCUGACGACUGCGACUGUUUGCCAUGACGAGUCGAUCACCAAGUGCAGCGGAGUUUCGCAGCUCAAGGAAGAACAUUUAUGAUCAUUACUUCAUGGAAAUGCAAUCAGACUGAGACGCCAAGGCAGACGAACUACCGUGUCUGCAGUGCAAAAUGAUUAAUAUGAUGAUUAUUACUUCAUGGAAAUGAUCCGCUGCACUCGGUGAUCGACUCGUCAGGGCUCCCCCACAAACAAACGGCUGCUGGAAGAGAGUGGGUGAGUUGUGUUUAGUCUCUUUUUUUAAAGAAAUCAGGCAAAGCCAAAAAGAUGUUUGAUGGCUAGUACUGUGUCUGAGACCCUAUAUGUACUGUUGAUGAAGUUAGGUGCUGUUCUGAGCAUUAUUCGUGUCUAACUCGGUGUUAUGGUGUGUUUGACAGGAACUUAAAUUUAUGACGGAAUAUCUCUUUAAUGAAUGCAUGGACCAAUGCUCUUUAAAGCGUUGGUGGCAUUUGACCCAGCUAUGAGUUGCAGAAAGUUCAGCUUCACAACAUUAGAAAUCUGCUGUAGCGAUCAAAUUUUCUUCCAAGGCAGCUUAGUUUGAGGUGAUUUUUCAGACUUAGUCUACAAAGUUUGCAGCCUCCCAUGUGGUUUCCUCAGCUUUGUUCCAAGUACAAUAACACAGCAGAAAUAUAUAAAAAAGCAGAGAUUCAGCUUCUUCUGUAGUCCAUGAUCCAAAGGAUAGUCACGAAUCCUUUUCAGGAUUUCAUAUUUGUGGUCCUCACAUUUCUACAGACACAGUCAGUCAUGCAGCAGCUUCUGCCAAAUGACAAAACAGACUUUUUUUUACACCUCACACCUAUUUUUUGCACCAAAUAACAUAUAGUAUCAGUUAGUGUGAAAAUAAACAGUGUUGGCAUUGAUAUUCCUAUCAAUGAAUCAUAAUAAUACCCAUCCUUCGCGUGUAUGUGUGUGAUGGUGUGUGUGUUUAUAUGCACGUGUUUGGCGGGUUCUUACCUGUGUCUGUGUCUUCCUCCUCAGCCCUCAGAGAAGUGUGGAGUCCUGAAUGUCACGAAAAUCACAGAGAAUGGAAAGAAAGUCCGGUAAGAAUCUGACCAGCUUCUGAAUGUGACGCAGAAAUAUGAUGGUUGAAAUCCUGGACCCUUGAAUCUUGUUUUAAUGUAAUCCACAGGAAGAACUGGACCUCCUCAUGGACAGUGCUGCAGGGUUCCUCUCUGCUCUUUGCGAAGGGUCAGGGGGGCAGCACUAGCUGGGUAUGUAUCCCAUCAGCCACUAGAGGCUAGUUUAUCUACAAAUCUAAGCUUUUUACCUCUAUGGUAUCUGUCUUCCAUAUUUUGGCACAGUCUCCUCCUGUCACCUCAUGUGCUGUUGAAUAUCCAUCCUCAGUUUACUGUUCUUCUCCAUUCUUUCUCCUCCUCUCCUCUCCUCUCCUUUUCUUUCCUCUCCUUCUCCCUUAAGUCUUACUACCGCAGCGGCUCCAUCCCUGAGCUGCUCCUCACUCUUCUUAGCAACUGGAAGCGCUCAGUCAAGCCCCGCCCUGCUGUCUCCUAUGUGAACUGCAGGCCUGUGCAGGCUGCUGCUGUAUGUCUCCUCUCUCUCUCUCUCUCUUUCCCUCUGCAUGUCUGGCUGCUCCUGCUCGUCUCUCAUUCUUUCAUUCACUCCUUCCUUCUCUAACUCUCUUAAUGUUUCAUGAGUGUGUGUGAAACUUGACCUUUUUGAUUUUAAUGUUUCAGCUGCUCAAUGACAAUGUGUAAUUUGGGAAUGGAUUUAUUAACUUCCCCAGCUCCGAGCUGAUUCUUGUAUGUUAUUUGAGAUGUUAGAUAUGAGAUGGAAUGAUCAGUAAAAACAUGGAUGUCGUAAAAAUGAGGAUUGUUAAAUAAAAGCAUCGGUCAGGACAUAAGUUAGCACUACAACCACCACCUAGCAACUGGAGACUGCACAGCAUGUGUGCAGAGAAACUUGUCAAAAAAGAUGAACCCUGUGGUACUAUAGGGAUAGAGAAAAGCUUUCCAAACCAGAUCCCUGCACAGCUGAAUUUAAAUGUCUCACCGUGAGGAAAAAGUGAACUUGGAUUGAGAGGAAUAUGUAGUUGACCAGUCAAAAUUAAGAGUUCCUUCCUGUAAUGAUAAUUAUAAUAAACGUAUAAUAAUAAUAAUUUUAUUAAUAAACAACUCUUGGUAAAAAUAAGUUGCAACAAGUGUUUCAUAAAUAAGAUAAGAUAUUCCUUUUUUAUCCCACAAGGGGUAAUUCCAAGAUUUACAGCUGCGAUAAAUACAAAAAUGAAAUAAAAAAAUAAAGAAAUUUCAGAUUUUAAAAAAUGAGUUAAAAAAGAUAUAUACAGCUGUUUUGUAGUUUUUGCAGUUAAGGUGAUGAAAAUCGAAAACAAAGCAGCUAAUGGAACCAUGAGAAGGGCCCUGUUAGAAGACCUCAGGCUCCAGUCAGGCUCAUAGAGGAUCAGCAUCUCACAGAUUAAGGCUGGAGCCAUUUGAGGCUUUAGAAAAGAAGAAAAAUCUGAUAAUUAUUCUAAAUUCACGGACCAGUGUUAUUUGAUCAUUUCUCUUACUAACUGUUAGAAAUCUAUCAGAAGCAUUUUUAGUUGAUUGUUGAUUCUUUGUAUGUUGUGCUUACUGAUGCCAGAAUAAAGUGCAUUACAGUAGUCCAGUCCAGACGAAAUAAACAUAUGAGGACUUUUCUAAGGAGGAGAAAGAAAAGACCAGAUUUUAGUUAACUGUCCGGGCCGAGCAAAGUAGGCAGACAUAACUGUGUUCCCUGGGUGUCAAGGUAAAGGUUGAAGGUUGAAGACCUGGAAAGUCCUUUAAUCACUAGAAUCAAUUCUGAGACUCGAAAUCAUUUCUUAGUUUGCUCAUAAACAACUACUAACACUGGUUUUGAUUUUCAUGUAACACAAACUAAAAUGUGUGUCUGCACAUGAACAUGAAGCACAUGAACUUAAAUAACAUCCACAGUGUUGAAGGAUGUGACUCCUCCUCCUCUUGUAUGCAUUGAAAUUUAAUCAUUUAACUUUAUCUUUUGAAAAGAAUGAGGAUGCUCUGCAAGAGCUUUCCCUCCUGAGUUUUAUGACAUUUUUGUAACAGGAUGAAACUAACAUGAAAAGAAACUUCUUUUUAAACAUGUUGUCUGUGUUUGAUUGUGUUUGUGUUGGACUUAAACUCACACUGCUCCCUUUAUUCCAGAAGUUUGGGAGCAAUCAGUCAAAGCCGGAGUUCACCGUCGAUCUACGAGGGGGCUCUGUGGACUGGGCCUCCAAGGACAAGUCGAGCAAGAAGCACGUCAUCGAGGUAUCGAGCUCGAAAGACUUACUGCCAAGUUUCACUUUUAAUCAACCCCAGCAUCAUGCAUUUUAAAAUAAUGCUGAAUUCUCCUUUUCCUCAGCUGAAGACCCGUCAAGGGACAGAGCUGCUGAUCCAGUCGGAGAUUGACAGCGUCAUCAACGACUGGUACCGGGCCCUGACAGAAACCAUCAACACACAUGUGAGGAGACAUCAUUCGUCAAUUUUGAGAAGUCAGGAUUAAACCUUGUUGCAGAUGCAGCAGAGCUCUGCAAACGCCUGUGCAGCUGGAAGUUGGACCCCCACUUCUCAGCUGUUUAAAGUUGUUCCUCUUUGUGUCCUUUUCACAAACUUAAACAGUAAAAAAAACUUUUGUGUUAAAAAAAAAGUUAAUCUGCAAACUUUAUUAAGAAGUAUAAUUCAUAAUUGUUGUCAAAUGUAUUAUUUUUUUGGUUUAAGAUUGAUCCGUUGAUUAGAAAACAUCAGAAAACAUGACUGGAAGGAUUCCCAGUUCUGAAUUAUUUUUCAUUAUCUGAACCAUGGAGAUCUCAAGAUCUUGCAUCAAUUUAUGGUCAAAAAAUUGUUAAACUUUGAAGACUUACUGGAGAAACUUUGUAUUACCCACCUUAGCAGAUCUGUAAUCACAAACCUCUGGAUUUAAAAUAUCCAAAUAGAUUUUAAACGUUGCAUUAUAAUGUGAAACUCAUAGAGUCUUCAAACCAUUUUAACUUUGCCAUUUAAAAUAUUGAACUGUUAAAAGUCUGUUGACUUUUUUUGGUGUUUAAAUUUGUGAAAAAGACGUUACGAAGAACAACUUUUGCUGGUGUUUCCAAAUAUCAGCUGAGAUUCAAGCAAAGGCCCAGCUUCCAACUGUGCAGCAGGUGCUCACAGUGGUCAAACUUUUACAAGCUCUAAAGGAGCUUCACCGUGUCUGCAGCCAGGUCCUCUUGUAUCUGGACCCGCUCAUUUUAUAAGUCUUAAACCAGAUGGGAAACUUCAUUCAGAGCUGAAGUGGCUGAUUCUGGCCAAGUAACAAGGUUCCAUACAGCAUGUAUCUUCUGUUUUACAACAGGAGCUUUGAUUUAAUCAUUGACACCUGUUCAAGAAAAGAAAGUAAAGUGUGGUAGAGGCGGUUCAAAUCUGAAUCCAAACUAAUAAACAUGAAGCAUGCUGUACAUCCUAUAAAAGAAAUGGACUUAGCAACCAUGACAUCACUCGGUUCUUUUAAGUCUUGACUUGGACCUCAAACUAGGGGGCCUCCCUAACUUGUUGUGGGGAUCAUUUCAACCUGAAUUUCUUUCAUGACAUAUUUGCAUCCCUUUCAUUAGGCCUGGGAGUCAGACGAGGCCAUCGAGGAGGACAUGCCCGAGUCUCCAGGAGCUGAGAAGCAGGACAAGGAGAAGGACCACAGGGACUCCAAGAAAAACAGAGGUGACCCAAACACAGACUUAUGUCCCCUCAGUGUUCUGCAACCCUCUUUAUAAAGUCUUGAAGAAACAUGUUUAUUAAACACUUCUUCUUCUCUUCAGCGAUGAAGACCUCUGUGAGCAUGGACGCCUCAGACCAGAAGAAGACCAGGUUGAAGCUGAAGAAGUUCUUGACCCGUCGACCCACCUACCAGGCUGUGAGGGACAAAGGAUACAUUAAAGGUAUUCAGAGCAAAUACAAGUUCUGUUUUUGAGGAAAUCUCCUCAUGAUGACAUGUGGUUUGGGUUCUUCAUGCUGCACAGGUGACAGGAAGUGAUUCAUGUGUGGUUCGUGUUUCACAGAUCAGGUGUUUGGCUGCAGUAUGACCAGUCUGUGCCAGCGGGAGAACACGUCAGUGCCCAAGUUUGUCACAAUGUGCAUCGACCAUGUGGAGAACACAGGUACGAGACGACCUAAGGGACUUGAUCAUAGCUUGUUUGCAUGGACGAAAUGUUGAUUUCAAAGGUUGGGGAGACACAUGUGACUUGAGUACUGUUGAGACAUAUAGCCUAGCAAACGAAAUGUUAUGAAUAUAACUUCUGUUCCCUGAAGGAGAGGAACGAGGUACAACACAUAUAGUAUGGGAUAUCACGCCCCUGCGUGACCUGACUGAAGACACCUUUAUUCACGCCUUUAAGGCAGAUGAUCUGUGGUGACGUCUGGGAGGCUCCGCCUGCACAUAUAUACGUGUAACACCACAGUCAUCCUUCAGUUCGAUAGCCGCUCUUCACCGAGCUCUGCCGCGCAGCGGGGCAACCCAGUGUUGUACCUCGUUCCUCUCCUUCAGGGAACAGAAGUUAUAUUCAUAACAUUUCGUUCCCUUUCAGUCGAUUCACUCGGUACAACACAUAUAGUAUGGGACAUAUAUACACGCCCCGCAGAGCAGCCACCGAACCGAAGUCAAACCUCCAAAACUUUUAGUGCAUUGUAGACCCAGCAGAAAGGACAGCGUGAGCCACCGAAGGUGCUGUCACAUCCAAACGGUAAAACCGAACAAAAGUGUGCGGUGAUGACCAACUGGCUGCAGUGCAGAUAUCACUCACAGAAACCCCUUUAAACAAGGCCCAAGAGGCCGCCAUUCCCCUGGUUGAAUGUGCCUUCACACCUUGGGGCAACGGGAGACCCCUGCUGCCGUAUGCUAAGGAGAUAGCCUCCACAAUCCAGUGGGAAAGCCGCUGCUUAGACAGCGCCUUGCCCUUGGCUGGAUUAGCAAAACAGACAAACAACUGGUCACAUAAACGCACACUCUGAGUGCGGUCUAUGUAAGUGCGUAGUGCACGCACAGGGCACAAGGAAUGCAACCUCCUCUGCUCCUCAGAUGCAAAUGGAGGGGGGCAGAAGCUCAGCAGUUCAAAACUCAUAGAGCUAUAGGCUGUGGGGAUAAUCUUAGGUAAAUACGCCGCGUUUGGAUGCAAUGUAGCCUUAGAUCCAUCCGGAGUGAACUGGGUACAAGAGGGAUGCACAGACAAAGCAUGAAGGUCGCCCACUCGCUUUGCAGACGUCAAAGCAAGUAGCAGUGCAGUCUUGUAUGAAAGAAAUUUCAUGUCUGCUGACUCAAUAGGCUCAAAUGGGGGUCCACCAAGAGCCUCAAGCACCAACCCUAAAUCCCAUGAGGGGACACUGGGUUUAAGAACAGGUCUUAGCCUGCGGACUCCCUUUAGGAAGCGCAUAGCAAGAGGGUGAGCGCCUGGCGUCACACCAUCAAAGCCAACAUGGCAUGCAGAUAUAGCCGCCAAAUAGACCUUAAUUGUUGAGAAAGAGAGACCCUUAUCCAGCAGGUCCUGAAGGAAUGUUAAAACAUCCACAAUAGAACUCUGAAAUGGGAGUACAUUUCGGUCCUGACACCACUGCUCAAACGCCCGCCAUUUAUAGGCAUAUAGGCCCCUAGUAGAUGAUGCCCUUGCACUCUGGAUUGUUGCCACCACAUUUGGGGGCAGACCCUGAGCCAUUAAGUUGGACCUUUCAACAGGUAAGCAUGUAGUUUCCACAGUUCUGGGCGCGGGUGAAUCACCUCUCCUCCCGCCUGGGAGAGGAGGUCCCUGCAAAAAGGGAGCUGCCAGGGCCUCGCUACCAGCAGACUGAUUAUCUCUGCGUACCACGACUUCGCCGGCCAGCGAGGAGCCACCAGGAUCAGGGAGAGCCCCUGCUGGCGCACCCUCUCCAGAAUGGGCAGAAUCAUUUCCACUGGGGGAAAAGCAUAUAGCAGCGUGUUGGGCCAUGGGUGAGCUAGCGCAUCCAUCCCCAGGGGAGCAUUGCAGUCUGUUAUGGAAAAGAACAGGGGGCAAUGAGUAUUUGCUCUGGAGGCAAAAAGAUCUACUUCUGCCUUGCCGAAGCGGUCCCAUAUCUGAGCCACCACUAGUGGGUGCAAUCUCCACUCUCUCACAAGAGGACCCCCCUGGAGAGAAGGUCUGGUCCAAGGUUUAAGUGACCCGGAAUAUGUGUGGCUCUGAGGGACAGAAAAUGAACACUGCACCAUAGCAACAGAUAGUGAGACAGUUUUAACAGGGGAAGAGAGCGUGUCCCUCCCUGCUUGUUUAUGUAAGAAACCACGGUUGUGUUGUCCGUCCUGAUCAGAACAUGAUGGCCUGUCAGAACGGGACGAAAGUGCUUCAGAGCUAAAAGGGUAGCUAGUAGCUCCAGGUAAUUGAUGUGGAGUUUGCAUUGUGCUGGCGUCCACACACCUCUCACUGCUGCGCCCUCGCACAGAGCCCCCAACCCCUCAGGGAUGCGUCUGUGGACACCACCUUGCGAAAAGACACCCUCCCUAUCGGAGAUCCCUGUUGUAGAAAACCGGGUUCUCUCCACGGGAGAAGAGCCGACAUGCAAGACUGAGUUAUCGUCAGCCUCCUCUGGAGGUGACGCUGCGCGCACAGCCGGUGAGACUGAGUCCAGCGUUGAAACGCUCUCAUUUUUAACAGUCCGAGCGGCACUACAGCGAUCAUAGAUGCCAUCAUGCCUGUCAGCUGUAAAAUCGUCCGGAAACACAGUUUGCGUCCCAACUGAAAUUGUGCAAGGCAGCGGUGAAACGCAGCCACCCUGCGUUCUGACAGACGUGCUCGGCUUGAAACGGAGCAUAUUUCCAGCCCGAGAAAUGAUACCUGUUGACUCGGAGUCAGUGAACUUUUCUGUAAAUUUACUGAAAAGCCCAGUGUUUGGAUGUGCGAUAGGGUCAAUGACAGCUGAGCCGCCGCUCGCUCUCUGGAGCUCGCGAUUAGCACCCAAUCGUCCAGAUAGGCUAAGAUGCGAACACCUUUCUCCCGUAGCGGAGCUAAUGCCGCCUCGACACAUUUGGUGAAUGUUCGGGGGGCGAGUGAUAAGCCGAACGGCAGCACCAGGUAUUCGUAGGCUAUGCCCUCGAAUGCAAACCUUAGAAACUGCCUGUGGUCCGGAUGAAUUGCUACGUGAAAGUAAGCAUCUGUCAGAUCGAUAGUUGUAAACCAAUCUCCCGGUCUGAUCGCGCCCAGUAGCUGUCUGAGUGUUAGCAUCUUGAACCUGUAGGUUCGUAGGUAUUUGUUUAACACUCGCAAGUCUAGGAUAGGACGGAGCCCUCCUCCUUUUUUCGGAACAACGAAAUAGCGGCUGUACCAACCUUUGUUCGUUUCCGAAGCGGGAACAACUCGUAUCGCCCUCUUGUUCAACAAGUUGUUUAUUUCUUCCCUCAGCACUGCUGCUGCUUCCUCUGCUACAACUGUGUGUAUUACAGAGUGAAAGCGAGGCGGCCGGACCCUGAACUGUAAGCGGUAGCCGAUGGCAACAGUUCUCUCUACCCACGGUGAGACUGCGCAUGCGCGCCACCGAGAGAGACGAACAGUCAGUCGACUGACCUCCAGUACUGUGGGGGAGGGGUUGUCGCCCCCUAGCGUGCCGGCUGGGAACGGCAACACUUUCUCGCCCAGACUUGAUUGAUUCAUGAUGUUUUGAGAACAAAACGAAACCUUUAUUUGAUUCAAAGAACGUACAUUUGUGACAUUCACACAGUGAACAACAGGCGCCAUUAUUGGGGCAUGUGUAUGUGAGGGGGGUUGUGCUUGGGAGACUGUGUUAAGGGAGUGCAGCGCCUCUCGGGACCGGACCCCUGAACGAACUUUAAACGCGGCCUCUUUGGCGGCAGAAAAUGAAGGGCGGCAGUGUCUCCGUGCUGCUGGCCCUCUCGAGUCGAUCCCGAAGCUAGGAUGACUGCUGCUUCUUCUUCCUGGGCGCCGAGUCCCUCCGGAAGCUCGGUGGCGGACCCUUGUUCCAAGCCGAAGGGCGUGGGUUCUGACCGGGUACAUAUCGCUUCACCGGCUGGGGCCCCAAGCUGGCGGGCGCUGCAGUCCUCUUAGGGGGAGGCGCUGGUGCCGGUUUGUGCGGAUAACCCUGUUGUUUGGGCCUCGCAUCACGCCUGGGGAUGAUGCUUCUCAAAGCUUCGGUUUGUUUUUUCCUCAGCUCAAACUUAGCUUGAAUGUCGUCGAGGGACUGCCCAAACAAACCGCUGGCCGACACAGGCUCGUCCAGAUAAACCGCUCUGUCCCUCUCCGGAACGUCGGAGAGAGUCAGCCACAGGUGCCUCUGCGCCACCACCGUGGAAGCCAUGCCUCUACCGAGAGACAGCGCUGCACAGCGGGACACACGGAGGAUGUAAUCUGUGGCGACCCUAGCUUCAUUGAGGAGAGGAGUAAGCGGACUGUCAGGAGGCAUACGCGAGCCGAGUUCUGCCAGACACAUAGCUUGAUAUGUCUGAAGCAUAGUGACGGAGCUCAGUGCACGAGCCGUAUUUGCCUGUGUCCUGUAAAUUUUAUCCAGCUGUGACGCUGAAAAUCUACAGUGCUUGGAUGGGAGCGUGAUGGGGCCACCGACACCGUGAUUCUGGGCCGGGGCCAGAUAAGCUGCCAGGGACGCCUCCAUAGGCGGAGGGUUCACCAAUCCAGCUUUUUCAGCUCCAUCUAGAUCCAGAAACUGUCCACAACCGGGCACUGUGGCGCGGGUGGACAGCGGCUUGUUCCAUGUCGAGGUUAGUUCCGCGACAAAAUCCGGGUACAUGGGCAAACUGUUCUUAACAGUCGUCGGUUCGGGUGGGAGAAAAAACCCUGUGAACCGCGACGGUUUUUGAGCUGGAGGAGGAGAGGGCCAUUCUACCUCCAGUUUCUCAGCUGCACGGCGGUACAGUGAGAGGAAGGAUGUGUCGUCCAGAUCAACCGGCGCAGCAGCGGCGGCAUACUGACCUGAAGACAACGGCUCCAGCUCAUCUUCCGAAAAACCCUGCACGUCCAGGCCGAUGUCCAGCACGUCAUCGUCCUCCUGGUAACAAGCUAGCCCGGAUAGCGGCUGGCCAGCGCCCUCGGAGGGGCCCGGCUCAAACCCAGCUGACCCGUCAGCACACUCCACAUGGUCUGCCCAGCUUCCAACUGAGCCUUCGACCAGAAAGUCCUCACCACCGGACUCGGACGAAGCCGGGUCUCUGGACUCGGAAAGGAAGGGGUCGUGCAGCGCAACAGCGGUUUUUCCAAGAAUUUUCUCCACAAACUUGACCCGCCUUCCCAGGGUUGAGCUCCGAAGCCGGUGACAGGACUCACACGACUCGGGCUCAGUCAACGCCCUCCUGGCGUGGACAAUCCCCAGGCAAACGGGACAAGCCUCGUGAAGAUCCUUCUCGUGAAGGGAGAAGCCGCACCCCUGAGGACAGGGGCGAACAGAAGACUUCGCCUUCACCUUCAUGGGCUUAGAGCUCAUAACGAGACUCAAAAGCUGAACGAAAUUAGCGCUCCGCGGGUAGCCGUAGGCUAACACCAACAGGGGCAGUUGAGCUAAAGUCGAUCAAGCAGUAGCCAGAGACAAGACCAGGCUAAUUUAGCAGCAGCUAGUUAGCCCGACUCGGUGUAGGUGUUCUCAGCGAGGUGAAGAGCGUAAGAACUGAAGGAUGACUGUGGUGUUACACGUAUAUAUGUGCAGGCGGAGCCUCCCAGACGUCACCACAGAUCAUCUGCCUUAAAGGCGUGAAUAAAGGUGUCUUCAGUCAGGUCACGCAGGGGCGUGAUAUCCCAUACUAUAUGUGUUGUACCGAGUGAAUCGACUGAAAGGGAACAGCACAUCUUGCACACACAGUAACAGAGGAGGCCAGCUGGUGAAUGGAAGUACAAACCCGAUACAGGGAUGUAAAUGAAACCUCCAAUGAAUGUGACGUUACGGAGGGAAAAUGAAUGCUGCCCUCCAGUAAACUUCCAUCAGGGGAAGAGCAAUUUUCGCGGACUGACUCUUACGAGCAACUUGCAAAACACCAAUCCAGCAGGCAUGGAAUGACUGAGAGCAGGAAUAGCCAAUCACACAAAAAAGUGACCCUGCGGCAGAGCCAAUCAAGGACCUUGUGGGCGGUCCAAACCGAGGGAAACCAGUUUUCGGCUUGAGCGGCCAUUUGGUCCUAGUGCCAGACGUGUAUCAGUUUGCUAUAGCACAAAGUAACAUUGUUUCAGAUGGUUAAACUGCAGGGGACCAAAACAGGCUUUUGAAAAAGUGGGGGGGGCAUGUCCCCCCUGCCCCCCUCCCCACACACAAAUUACGUCCGUGCUUGUAUGUCAAAAAAAGAGAUCAAGAUCAUCAGUUGAUCAAGAACUACCAGCUAGAAUUGAGUUUGAUCUGCUGCCUCUGGAUGAGUUUUCAGUGUGUCAGAUAUGUUGGUAGAGUGAGAGCAGGACUACAAGCCAAUCCCAGACUUCAGGGUUUUAUUGCUCUGUUCAUCUGCAGGUCUUGACCAUGCUCAUUGUUUGAUGAAUUACCAACACCCAACCUUAAGAUGGGACUGAUUCGACCCAUCUUAUCUAACAUAAGUGACAGUGGCGAGGAAAACUUCCUUUUCACAGGCAGAAACCUUGAGCAGGACCAGACUCAUGUUAGACAGCCACCUAGCCACAUCUGUAACUUCAGCUUCUAUGUGUAGCAGGUGUGAUUCACAUCUCUUCUGUCCCUCUGCCCUUGCUUCAUCCCUCUCUUGCAGGUCUCAACAUUGAUGGUUUAUACAGAGUGAGUGGAAACCUGGCUGUGAUCCAGAAGCUCCGCUUUGCUGUAAAUCAUGGUAAGAGUCCAGUUUGCCAUCUGACCUCUAACAGGCCUGUAACACACACUAAACACUAAUUCUACCCAUGAACAUCUUGCUACAUGAGUGUAUUUCUCUGUAGGUCUUGUUAGGUGCCCAUUACUCAUCUCCUUUAUACCUUUUGAAUUCUUCCUCUCAGAUGAGACAUUGGAUCUAAAUGACAGUAAGUGGGAGGACAUCCACGUCACCACCGGAGCUCUGAAGAUGUUCUUCAGAGAGCUCCCUGAGCCUCUCUUCACAUAUGGAUCCUUCAACGACUUUGUCAACGCCAUCAGUGAGUAACUUUACGAUUCACCGAAGGGAUGAAUCCUGAUCAGUGAUAAGUUUAAAGCAUGUGUUUCCCUGAUGUUGCCACAAGGUGGUGCUCUGCACCUGUGCAUGUCUGACCAGCUGUCUGUUCCCCUGCCUCAGAAUGCUCCGACUACAAGCAGCGAGUGAAUUCAAUCAAAGACUUAAUUAAGAAGUUGCCAAAACCGAACCAUGACACAAUGCAGGUCCUCUUCAAACAUCUGAGGAGGUAAGAAAAGAGCAUCCACAACUCACUCACACCUUUUUAAGCCUAACAGUGCAGCACUUACCCUGAUACCCUGAUGUUUAAAAACUGUUGUCUAAUCAUGUGACUUCCACCAAUGACAGCGUCUGAAAUCUCUUUUCUUGUCAAAUAUGGUUUAAAAUGUAGACUGAAGAAAUGUGAAGGGUGGUAAAUAAGGCAUUCUUGUUUAUGACCUGAGGCUCCUAUAAAUCAUGACCUUCCUAAGUGUUUUUAUUUUUAUUUAUUUUAUUCAUCCUUUAUUUUAGUUACUCUUCAUUUGUUUGUUAAUUUAAUUUGUAUUUUUAUUCAAUGUAUUUUUAUUCAAUGCCUCUUUUAGUUAAAAGGAAAAAAGGGAUGGCGUGUUUGUUUUAUGAACCUCACAUCACUGAAGUCAAAGUUCGAGUUGUCAAAAACGUUCUUUUGUUUUCUUCUCGUUUCUGCUUACCGUUCGAAAAAAAAAAGAAAUGCCAAAAAAUAAAACAAAAACAACACUCUUGAGAUAUAUUAUGAACUACAAAAAGUUCCUGAAUACAAAAGAAACGUCAUAAAAAUAUGACUGCACAUAAGACCUGUGAAAACAAUUUGUGCAGCUACUGCACAGCGUGGCACAGUGGAUCAAUAGGCGGCUAUGAACUGAGCUGCAAUAGGCUCACUUUGGGUGCUCAGCUUUUAUAGUUUCAUACUUUGAAAAAGGGUAAAAAAGAGGCUCUUUAGCAGGUGGUUCAGGGGCUGCAAGCUGAGCUAUCACAAGAUCAUUUGUGGGUUUUCAACUUGUUUUGUAGUUGUGCUUUCACUGGUCAAAGUGAAUGAAAAUAAAAACUGUCUAUGAAGUGAAACCACUCAAACAAGCAGAUAUUUCAGAGGCUGUGAGCUGAGCUACAGCUUAUUUUAGUUUACUCUCUGGCUGCAGGUCGUCAUCAAGUGGAGUUAUAAUGUUGGAAAAUGUCAAAUAUAUUAGAAUUGUCUAGAUAAACAUUCAAGAUGAGGUAUGCUCUGGACACAGGAGUCAGAGUAAUUGGCAUUUAGAAAUGAUUAUUUCACAUCAUGAAAAUGCCUCCAUUGAUAUUCACUACAUUAUCUUUCUUCUAACUUUAUAUUUGUCUGAGGAUUAGCUGGUGUGUGUGCAACACCUGAGUGUCUGCUCAUUCUAAUAUUAUGUGUCUGCAGAGCCAGUGUCAGCAUUUUCAGGACUGCAACUCUGGGACCUCAUCUCUAGCGUCCUUGUGUUGUUGAGACAGCUGUAGUUAGGCUCAAGGUUGGACCUUAAAAUUAAAACAUUAUGCUCUGAAAACGCGCUCCUUGGUUAACCAGUGCAUGUGAAGGUGAUGUUGCAAACAGCAAGAGUCUCUGAACUGUGGUUCCAGAAAUGCAGUCCUAAAUCUGCAGUCCCUGGUUCUGCAGACACAUACCUCAACCACUUUUAAGUUGUGAGUGUUGCAGCUUUGUUUUAAUGCACUCUGAUCACAAACAACAUCUCUCUGUAUUUAAAGCGGCUGCUGUUGGAGUCUGUGUGUUUACCUUUCCUGUGCCUGCUCAGCCUGUGGGCAAACACACUCCAGCCAGCUUCAACAUGUAUUCUUAGCCCACUGCAGCCGGUGGCAAUAUCAUAUGUUCACAAUGACAUUUGCCUAGCUUUCCAAUUUGCAUUUAUAUGGCGGUGUGUUUGCUGUAAUUCAGUACCUAUGAAGUGGUGUUUCUUGAGGAAAUUUAUAGCGUGACAUUCAGUGUAUGGAGGUCUACGUAUAUCAGCAGGCGGAUUUAAUCUUCUUUUUUUUUCUCUUCCAUGAAUAUGUUAUUGUUUGUGCAUCUGCAUGCAAGGAUGUAGAUUCUAUUUAAAAAGGCUAUUAUGCUCUAGCCCGGAGCGUUCAGCGGUGUUACAGAGUGUGUGUCACCAGGCUACACCUCCGUCCCUGAAGAUGUGUGUAAAGACAUUAAUGUUGUUUUUCAAGAUGAAAGCCCGCAGCAGCUCUGAAUCAAAGGAUUGUCAAACAAACCCGCUCUCCUAAAACCAUUUACGACACACUCCAUCUUUACAUCUCUUUCUCUUCCCCCUCAGGGUGAUUGAUCACGGCGAGGCCAACCGCAUGACCACCCAGAGCGUGGCCAUCGUGUUUGGACCGACGCUGCUCCGGCCUGAGACUGAGACGGGCAACAUUGCGGUCCACAUGGUCUACCAGAACCAGAUAGUGGAGCUCAUACUGCUGGAGUAUGAGAGCAUUUUCGGCAGGUAGAGGCACCCGCUCAGAAAAAGGACACCUGGCUUCUUUUUCCUGUUUCCCCCUUUUCUUUGACUGAGCUGAACAUUGCUGUGGACCAAGCAGUCAGGAGAAAAAGAAAGUCAUUCACAUUCACUUUGGGACAGAUUCUGAACAUGUUGCACUUACAAAUGAGUUUAAAAACCGGUGUACAGAUUCCUCCCGCUCUUUCUGCGCUGCGAGCGGCGGGCCGGGCCAUGGACAGUGUUUCAGAGUGAUGCCGUGAUGACGUCUGUGUGAUUUGGUGGAUUUUAAGUAUUCAGGUGUUUUCACAUACACUGGAUCCCUGUGGCCAGUAAUACAAACUUUAAAGCAAAGCCGGGGGGGCACCCUUUCGCCUCCUGCUGGGCGCCGACUCGACUUUUUCUGCGGCAUUAAAAGUCAAAACCGGCAACCUCAUCACCUCGCUUGAAGGCUUGAGCUAAAUCUGAACUGGAUGGUUUCUCUGCGUCGUGGAGCUUUUGUCUGUGAUGUUUAAGCCGUGUGUGGUAUUGGAUCAGGUGGAGAAAAUAAUCAGUGUUAUAUUAACAGACUGUCUCUUGGCACUUGAUGAUGAUGAUGAUAAACUGGAGUUACAGAUUAUGUCCCCAAUUUCCCACAAUCCCACUUAUCUUCAUCACUCCCUUUCCCCAUUACCCUCUCUCCCCUCUUUGAACCAGUGUUAAGCAUUGACCCUGUGACAUGAGCGUCCUGUGACUUGAAUGAUGGAGGACAAACCCUCUUUGUGUGUGUGUGUGUGUGUGUGUGUCUGUCUGUGUGUGUGUGUGUGUGUGUGUGCGUGCGCGCGUGUGACAGAGAGUGUGUGCGUAUGAAUAAAUUAACCUAAAUGGAAUAAAACCUGAGCAGAAGCACCCUCGUCUUGCCACUUUGUACAAACAUGUGUGUCGUGUCGUCUUUGUGCUUUUGGUAAAGUUUCAGUUAAGCUAACAGGGUUCAUCGUCUGUGCUUCUUUAUGAACUUCAGUGUUUGUGGGAAAUGUCACUGGCUUCCUGGUGUUACUGGAAAGCAACAAAGUGGAUUUGUGGAGCUGCAGUUUUUACAUGAAUUGACUGACCGGUUUCUUUCCCCUAAGCUAAUAUUGAAGAGGAUUGUGAGAAGGGAAGCGGUACAAAAGGUCGAUGUUUGGGAGCGUCUGGGUGUUAGAAUGCAAAGAAGAGCCUUUAAAAAACCUUUCAGAGCAUAUGUACAGAAAAACUAGCUGUUAAAAUGUGUUCUAGUGACUGAGGUAUGUAUGCUUUGAUGGUGAACUAGUGAAAGCUGAUUUUGAUUUUGUAAAUUUGAAAUAAAAGAUGAAAAUACACAGAUGUGAAAAAAACAACCACAUGAUCGACUGUUACUUUUGUUUGAAGGUGUAUCUGGAGUGUUUGCGCAUGGUCAGCUGCACAUUUUGAAUGUAAUUUUCAGGCUAACUGCUGUUUGUGAAAAUGCUACGUCUAAUAAAAAAAACAAACUAAAUGUUUGGACUCUGAAAUGUGUGUCUUUUAUCAGAGGUAACGAUGCUGUCAGGGUCGGGACGCUGUGUUAAAUGUUGAGAAAGUUAAAUUUAAUGGUUUGAAAAGAUAAAUGUUUAAGCUGAUAAUGGGUUUAUGAAAAAUACUAAAUUAGAUGCAGGCAACAUGCUUUAAAGACCCACGCCGAUAAAAAUCAUGUUUUUCUUGUUGUCUUCAUGCUCAUAUGGUAUUUUUCUGAUGCUACAGGACAUAUCAGAGAAAAAUAAGUGCAAAAUUGCAUUUCUGAGUAUAUCUGCAUUCAAACCACUGUGUUUCUCUGGCAGACCCAAACGACAGCUUCAGACAGAGUGAGAUCUCCUAUGUCAUAAAUCCAAACUCCGCCCCCGGAGCCCCACUAUGCAGGCCACACUCGGAAAAAUAGAGAGGACGAUUGCAGAACAAGUGUGUGCGUUAGCCGACUGCAAUGCUCGUUAGAAAGCUAAUUAUAAUAUUAACUUUCAUUAUGUCCUGUAAGACAUUAGUGUCUAAGAGCUGAAUAGCUUAUGUUACCUGUUACUUCUACAACAUUGACAAUGUUAGGCUACAAGCUAACGAGAAGAGGAGUGUACAGAGCAGUGCUGUCUGCAAAAGAAAAGCACUUGAAAAUGACUCAGGUAACAUGAUCUUGGCUAAUAACUUCAUAAUCUCAAUUGAAAGACCACUGAUAACACUUUAAGUAGCAAAAAAUAUGAUCAGAGUGGGACUUUAAAACAGUUAGGUAGGAGCUUUUUCACCAUUGUGUCACAUCACCAUUUUCUAAGUAUUUUGGAACUGAGGAGGUCAGUUUCUGGAGUUUUGAAUGUGAACUGUCUCAUUCUUGUCUAAUAUAAGAUUUAAGCCACUCAACACUUUUGGUCUCCUUUGUCAUAUUUUUGUUGUUUGAUUCCCAAAAUGUUAUCAAUGUCCGCAUAAGGCAUUGUCUGGAUGGCAGCAUAUGUUAACCUGCAUUUGGGGAUGCAGCAUCAUAUUGUGGUAUUUGGAUGUGAUUUGAAGACUAUGCAGUGAUUUCAGCUUCAGGGUCAUGUCUGUUUUUCAUGCAGUGCUGCACAAGGGACCAAAGAGCACAACAAUCCAGUACUUUUUUUUUGACCAUGUCUCUUUUGUACAGAGAUUUUAAUGCUCUGCAACCUGGGUGUCUCAAGAAUGUGGCACAAAAUGUUCUGCACAGGAACGUUAUUCUGAAAGUUUUGGACUGUUUGUUCACCCAGUGGUCAAGCUCUUCCCAACUUUCCAUCUGAGAGACUUAAUUGCUCUCUGAUUUCUGUUUUAUACCCAAAAAGUUGCAGAUUAACUAAAAUAGUUUAGCGAUGAUUUGCUUUUUUAGCAUUACACAGAUUUUUCUGUGUUUCGUCAUCCAUGUUGUAACUUUUAUUCAUUUGUAUUGUUAACAUCAAAUUUUUAAGUUAUAUUUCAAAUAUGACAAGUACAUUUUCCAGUUUUUUUUUCAAUUGAUUUGUUGUCUUUGCACUGUUUUCAUUUAAUUAAAGGCUGUAAAUGCCCUGCAAACCAUCAAAUUCUGUUUAUAUACCCAGUGACCUAACUCUGAUGGAAUUUGGGUUGUAAAAUAAAACUGAGACGCCAGUGAACAAAAGGUGAGUCUGCUGUUUAACCUUCAAUCAACUCUAAUGCUUCACCUCUUC